Gadus morhua (Atlantic cod) is the source of this 97362-nucleotide messenger RNA. RefSeq names its product titin, tandem duplicate 2 (gene ttn.2). Gene Ontology annotation, cellular component: M band. Gene Ontology annotation, biological process: cardiac muscle tissue development; protein phosphorylation; sarcomere organization. The record is from RefSeq and is a predicted model, not a curated record. NCBI's taxonomy places the organism in Eukaryota, Metazoa, Chordata, Actinopteri, Gadiformes, Gadidae. Gene Ontology annotation, molecular function: structural constituent of muscle; ATP binding; protein kinase activity.
GCAUUCCCAGCCUUGCCUCGGGUGUAGGGAUUGCGUAGGAAAAAACAAAACUACACGGCUUUGUCUCGGUGUAGUUUUGUUUUUUGGGUUCUUUUGAGGCUCAACUGUUCUCCUUCUGAUUUUUUUGACAGUAUCAUUGGAUAAGGAGAUUGUUUUACCACAGCUGGGCCUAGUCCCAUCCAACCAGGCAUCCUUGUGGACACAAGGUGCCAAGCAACAUGUCGACAAAGGCGCCAACAUUCACACAGCCGCUGCAAAGCGUUGUGGCACUAGAGGGUAGUGCUGCAACGUUUCAGGCUCAAGUUAGUGGUUCCCCUGUUCCUGAGGUCAGCUGGUUUUGUGAUGGCCAGGUCCUUUCUGCUGCCUCUCUUCCCGGCAUUCAGAUCUCGUUCAGCGAUGGCCGCGCUGUUCUGAGGAUCCCUGCAGUGACCGCCACACACAGUGGAAGAUUUUCUCUGAGAGCCACCAAUGGUGCAGGACAAGCCACUAGCACUGCUGAGCUCCUAGUUACAGCUGAGACUUCGCCACCCAACUUUAUUCAGAGACUUCAGAGUUUGACAGUAAGACAAGGAAGCCAAGUGAGACUGGAUGUUCGUGUGACAGGAAUCCCUACACCAGUGGUGAAGUUCUCCAGGGAGGGAGCUGAGAUACAGAGCUCCCCCGAUUUUAAAAUUGUUCAAGAAGCAGACCUGUACAGUUUACUGAUUGCUAAAGCCCUCCCAGAGGACUCUGGGAUGUACUCUGUAAACGCCGCAAACAGCAGUGGAAGAGCUACCUCUACUGCUGAACUCCUGGUUCAAGGGGAGGAUGCUGUGCCCACUAAGAAAACCAAGAUGGUGGUGUCCUCUUCUCAGAUGGCCUCCUCCCAGACCAGAGUGGAAAGGAGAGUUGAGGCUGGUUUCCAGGCCGCCACUAUGAUGGAGAUGCAUGUAGAAGGAGGUGGCAUGACUCAACGGUUAGCACACAAGACCCCCCCAAGGGUUCCUCCCAAACCCACCUCCAAGUCCCCACCUUCGAUGGUCUCCAGGGUAACCGGAGGCCGCCACCAGUCACCUUCACCUGUCCGACACGUGAAGGCCCCUACACCUGCACCUGUCAGAUCUGUGUCUCCAUCCGGCAGACCCUCAGUAUCCCCCAUCAGACCAGUCAGAUCUCCUCUCAUGACCAGGAAACGGGUGUCCUCCUCACCGGAGGUCUUGCCCCCGUGGAAACAGGGAGGCUGGGCAACGGGGGUUGCCAGCUACACCAGUAUGACGAGCACCUCCACCCACAUGCAGGCAGGCUCUGCCCAGAUCCAGGCCGGCUCUACCCAGAUGCAAGAAGGCUCUGCCCAAAUGCAAGCAGGCUCUGCCCAUAUGCAGACCAGCUCUACCCAGAUGCAAGCAGGCUCUGCCCACAUGCAGGCCGGCUCCUCCCAGAUGCAGACCAGCUCCUCCCAAAUGCAGACCAGCUCCUCCCAGAUGCAGACCGGCUUAUCCCAGAUGCAGACCAGCUCCUCCCAGAUGCAGACCAGCUCCACCCAGAUGCAAACCGGCUCUGCCCACAUGCAGAUGGAGCAGCAGUGGCAGGGCUCGUAUGGCGUCCAGCAGGUUCAGCAGGUUGCUUCACUACAAGAGGGGGAGGGAGUUGGAAGAGCGGGGGCAGUGGCCACAGUGAUGGCUGCUGUUGACCUAGCUCGUGUUCGUCAGCCUUUGCAUGUGGAGCAAUCUGGAGCUGAAGAGGAGCAUGUUGUCUUACAGCUGCAGGCUGCAACUGAAGCUGCAGAGACGCAUGUUAGAAUGACAGCUGCCCAGUCAUCUGCUGUCAGUACAACAUCAGAGCAACAUACAUCUAACAUCUCCCAGAUUCACAGAACCACAGAACACAGCAGCCAGGGGGAAACAGCUUCAACACCAUCCCCUCUUCCAAAGUUUACCGUUUCUAAAGUUAAUGUUCCUAAACAUGACUCUAGCUAUGAGGUCUCGCGGGCAGGCUCUGCCAUCUCCUCUCUGCAGAAAGACUUAUCCGCCCACUCAACCACUAGAAUGAUCAUCAAAGCAGUCAAGUCUCCCAGUCCUUCUCGUAGGGUUGUGGAGACACGCGUGACCCCCAAGGCCUCUCCUCCACCCUUUAGAGACCCCCAAUACCACUCUGAGGUUCACUUACAGGCUGGGCUGACGGUGGCCCAGGAGGAAUUUGAGGACUGGGAGCCUCAGGAGGCUGCCCUGGUCCCAACUCAGGAUCCAGUCACUCCUCCUAGAGUUGUUGCUAUGUUAAAGAACCUGACUGUUACGGAGGGCGAGACUGUGGCUCUAGAGUGCCAGAUCACUGCUCAUCCCAGCCCGGUCAUCAUGUGGUUCAGAGAGGACUACAAGAUCGAGAGUUCCAUUGACUUCCAGAUCAGCUAUGAGAAUGGAUUAGCCCGUCUGGUGAUCCGUGAAGCCUUUGCUGAAGAUAGCGGCCGCUUCACCUGCACGGCAACCAGCGAGGCUGGAACAGUCAGCACGUCCUGCUAUCUGCUCGUCAAAGUGUCAGAAGAUAUUGAGAGCAGAGAAGAAACUACAUCCGUCGUUUCAGAACUUGGAAUCACACAAGAGAAAACUGUUGACGUUGAGACAGACAGAACAUCAGCUGCACCGUUCUUCAUCAAGAAGCCCAGUGUCCAGAGGCUGGUGGAGGGAGGGAGUGUGGUGUUUGAAUGCCAGGUCGGAGGAAGUCCCAAACCACAAAUUAUCUGGAAGAAGACUGGCAUGCCCCUCACUACCGGAUACAGAUAUAAAGUAGCCUACAAGAAGGAGUCAGGACAAUGCAGAUUGGAGAUCUCCAUGACCUUUGCUGAUGAUGCAGGAGAUUACUCAAUUUUUGCCAAGAACCAGCUUGGAGAAGCCUCAGCUUCAGCGACUCUGCUGGAGGAAGAGGAAUAUGAUGCCUACAUGAAGCAGUAUGAUGUGACUUACAAAUCGGAAGAGGUGCAGGGGCCCACAUUGGUCGUGAGCCAGUACGAGAUGGAACAGAGGAGAAUGACCACCCCUACGAGCUUCGUCUCAGAAACGGAAUUCCAUAUAUCUGCAUUUGAGGAGAGGAUCAUCCAGGAGAUUGAGCUCCGGAUCAUGACGAUUACCUAUCAACACAUUGUGACAGAGGAUGGAGAACUAAUAGUCACCGCAGUAGAACACGAAGCCUUGCAGCCAACAUUUGCCACACUAGUCAAAAACUACAGGAUCAUGGAGGGAAUGGGAGUCACGUUCCACUGUAAAAUGGAUGGAGUCCCACUUCCCAAGAUUGCAUGGUACAAGGAUGGCAACCGUCUUCAACAUGGCGGCCGUUAUCAGAUGGAGGUCCUUCAGGAUGGCAGAGCAAGCCUUCGUCUGCCUGUGGUGCUUCCAGAGGAUGAGGGCGUUUACACCGCCUUCGCCAGCAACAUGAAGGGUAAUGCUGUAAGCUCUGGGAAGCUGUAUGUGGAACCCUCUGGGGCAACAACACCUCAAAGAUACACCCCCCAGCCUGCGAUGCAGAGAUUUAGGUCUACAUCCCCUCGUUCUAUGAGUCGCUCCCCUGGCCGUUCUGCCAGCCGCUCUCCUGCUCGUUCUCCGGCUCGCAGGCUUGAUGAGACGGACGAAGCUCAGCUGGAGAGACUCUACAAACCUGUCUUUGUUCUGAAGCCUUCCUCAUGUAAAUGCGCUGAGGGGCAGACUGCCAGAUUUGACCUGAAGGUUGUCGGAAGGCCGAUGCCUGAAACAUACUGGUUCCACAAUGGUCAUCAAGUUGUCAAUGACUUCACCCACAAGAUUGUUGUUAAAGAAGAUGGAACACAGUCUCUGAUCAUUGUAACAGCCAUGCCUCACGAUUCUGGAGAAUGGACAGUUGUUGCUCAGAAUAGAGCUGGAAAGUCCUCAGUCUCCAUCACUUUGAGUGUCGAUGCUAAAGAAAGCCUGGCACGUCCCCAGUUCACUGAGAAACUGAAGAACAUCAGUGUGAAGCAGGGCACUCUUGUGGAGUUGGCUGUCAGGGCCAUCGGAAACCCCAUUCCUGAUAUUGUCUGGCUGAAAAACAGUGAUAUUAUUUCCCCACACAAAUACCCACACAUCAAGAUCGAGGGUACUAAAGGAGAGGCCAAAGUCCAGAUCACUUCAUCAGCUGGAUCUGACAGUGCCUGGUACACAGCUACAGCCAUCAACAAGGCUGGAAGAGAUACCACUCGCUGUAAAGUCAAUGUUGAGGUAGACUCUGCAAUGCGUGAACCAGAGAGGAAGCUGAUUAUAACCAAAGGAACCUACAAGGCUAAAGAUAUUGCUGCUCCUGAAUUGGAGCCCCUUCAUCAACGUUAUGGCCAAGACCAAUGGGAGGAGGGAGACCUUUAUGACAAAGAGAAGCAGCAGAAACCACAGUUCAAGAAGAAGCUGACUUCUGUCCGAAUGAAGCGUUUUGGGCCAGCUCAUUUUGAGUGCAGACUGACUCCUAUUGGUGACCCCACAAUGGUAGUUGAGUGGCUACACGAUGGCAAACCUCUUGAUGCUGCCAAUAGGCUGCGCAUGGUCAAUGAGUUUGGCUAUUGCAGUCUUGACUAUGAAGUUGCUUACGCAAGAGACAGCGGUGUUAUUACCUGCAGAGCUACAAACAAAUUUGGAGUUGAUCAAACUUCUGCCACCCUCAUUGUUAAGGAUGAGAAAGGCCUUGUUGAAGAUUCACAGCUUCCUGACGGAAGGAGGGGAACACACAGAAGUGAUGAGAUGGAGCGCAUGGCUCAUGAGGGAGGACCCACCGGUGUCAGUACUGAUGAGGAGAAAGAGAAGACAAAACCUGACAUUGUUUUGGUUCCAGAUCCAGCAAGAGUUCUUGAAGGAGAAACGGCGAGAUUCCGUUGCAGAGUGACUGGUUAUCCAACACCCAAGGUAAACUGGUACCUUAACGGACAACUUAUUCGCAAGAGUAAGAGAUACAGACUGCGUUAUGAUGGCAUUUACUACCUGGAGAUAGUGGAUGUCAAAGUUUAUGAUUCAGGACAGGUCAAGGUGGUUGCUGAUAGUCCUCUAGGCUCAACAGAACAUGUUGUGAAGAUAGAAAUCACGCAGAGAGAGGACUUCAGGUCCGUACUCCGACGUGCACCUGACACUAAAACCGCAGAGUCCAAAGAGUCUGCAGGACCCGGCUUUGACAUCAUGAAAGUUGACAGACCUAGUGAGAGCUCCCAGUUGAAAGAGGUCGUCAAACUGAAGAAGACCCAGAGAGUUGUCCACGAGAAAACCUCAGAGGAGUCGGAUGAACUGAAGAGCAAGUUCAAGCGCAGAACAGAGGAAGGAUUCUAUGAGUCAAUAUCUGCUGUGGAGUUCAAGUCUCGCAGGAAGGAUGAGUCUUAUGAGGACCUACUGAAGAAGACAAAAGAAGACCUGCUUCACCGCCUGCGGGAAAAAGAAGAGGCAGAGAGAAAGCUUCUAGAGGAACAGGGGAACGUGACCAUCCCCACCUUCAAACCAGAGAGGAUUCAGCUUUCUCCCAGCAUGGAAGCUCCCAAGAUCCUGGAGCGUAUUACUAGCAAGACCGUUGCGCCGAUGGACGAGGUUCAAUUCCGAGUCAGGGUUGUCGGACGACCAGAACCCGAAUGUCAGUGGUUCAAGAACGGCAUUCAGCUUGAGAAGUCAGAACGUAUAUACUGGUACUGGCCUGAGGACCACGUUUGUGAGCUGGUGAUAAGGGAUGUGACUGCAGAAGAUUCGGCCAGUAUCAUGGUCAAAGCCCUGAAUGUAGCAGGGGAAGCUUCAAGCCAUGCUUUUCUGCUUGUGCAAGGCACGGCAACAGUAAAUUUCACUCAAACUCUAGAAGAUGUAACUGCUAAUGAAAAGGACACAAUGGUAACCUUUGAGUGUGAAACCAACGAGCCUUUCAUCAAGGUUAAAUGGAUAAAAAACAACAUGGAUAUCUUCUCUGGAGACAAAUACCGGAUGCACUCUGACAGAAAGGUCCACUUCCUGUCCGUUCUGGUCAUCGAGAUGAAAGACGAUGCAGAGUACAGCUGUGUUGUAAUAGAUGACGAGUGCAUCAGGACCAGUUCAAGACUCCAUGUUGAAGGUGCUGCUCUGGAGCUCACCAAGAUGUUGGAGAACAUUGAAGUUCCUGAGACCUACGCUGGAGAGUUUGAGGUGGAGCUGUCCCGUGAAGAUGCUGAGGGAACGUGGUAUUUUGGAGACAACGAGAUCUCUAGUAGCAGCAAAUAUUCCAUGUCCUCCCGUCGUGGAAGACACUCUCUGUCAGUCAAGGAUGUAAAGAAAGAGGACCAGGGGAAAUACACCUUUGUCUGUGGAGAUCUGAGGACUUGUGCCUCCUUGAAGAUGAAAUUGCGCCCUGUGACGCUGAUGCAGCCCCUGAGUGACCUGACUGUCUGUGAAGGAGACAUUGCCCAGCUGGAGGUGAAGUUCUCCCAGGAGAACGUUGAAGGAACUUGGAUGAAGAACGGCCAGGUCUUUUCGGCCUCAGACAGUGUCCACAUGGUUAUUGACAAACUGGUGCACAAGCUGCUGCUGGAGAAUGUCACCAGAGACAAUGCUGCGGUCUAUUCCUUCCUGGUUCCUGCCCAAAACAUCUCCACCUCUGGAAAACUCAGUGUUCAGACCAUUGAUGUCCUGGUGCCACUGAAGGAUGUAUCAUCUACUGAGGGAACCAAGGCUGUUCUGGAGACCAAGAUCUCAGCUCAGGACAUCACCUCUGUCAAAUGGUACCACAAUGAUAUGCUGCUGACAGCCAGUGAGCGAGUUCAGAUGGUGUCCAAGGGGGCCAAGCAGCGUCUGGUCUUCAACAGGACCUAUGCCUCCGAUGAGGGACAUUACAAACUGGUUGUGGGCAAGGUUGACACCAGCUGUACACUGUCAGUCGAGGAGGUGAACAUCACAAGACAUCUGGAGGAAAAGGUAUGCUCUGAAUCCCAGAACGUCAUGUUUAGGGUGGAGGUGUCCCAUUCUGGGAUCGAUGCAGUUUGGAGCUUGAAGAACCAGCCCCUCAAAGCUGGGCCCAAGUACAAGAUGGAGUCAGAUGGAAAUAUGUACACGCUUACCAUCAUAAACACCAUGAAGGACAAUGAGGGCCAGUACACCUUCCAUGCUGGUGAAAAGACCUCCAAUGCCUCGCUCUCAGUCUCUGGGGGAGCCAUCACCAGACCCCUGCAGGACGUGACAGUGGCAGAGUCCCAGAUGGCCCAGCUGGAAUGUGAGGUGGCCAACGCCAAGGCUGAGGGCAGGUGGCUGAAGGAAGGCCAGCCUAUUGACUUCAGUGACAACGUUGUGAGUGAGGUGGAAGGAGCCGUCCGGCGCCUGCUGAUCAUUAUCACCAGACCCCAGGAUGUAGGAGAAUACACCUACCAGGUUGCCAGCUCCAAGACCACGGCCAACCUCAGAGUUGAGGCGGUGAAGAUAAAGAAGACCCUGAAGAACCAGACCGUGACGGAGACUCAGGAGGCGGUGUUCUCCCUGGAGCUGACCCACGCCGAGGUGAAGGGAGCCCAAUGGAUCAAGAACGGCGUGGAGCUGAUGACCAGUAACAAAUAUGAGGUCACCUGUGAGGGCAUGGUCCACACCUUGAAGGUGAAGAACUGCAACACCCAGGACGAGUCUGUUUAUUCCUUCAAACUGGGCAAGCUGUCUGCCAGCUCCAGGCUCAACGUGGAAACUAUCAAGAUUGUGAAGAAGAUAAAGGAUGUGACAUCACUGCUGGAUUCUACUGCUUCCUUUGAGAUGAGUCUGUCACAUGACGAUAUCCCUGUGAAGUGGAUGUUCAACAAUGUGGAGAUCCUGCCGAGCAACCAAUGUAAGAUCCUGAUGGAGAGGAAGGCCCACAAGCUCAUCAUCCAGAACUUGGACUCUAGUAACACUGGAGAGUACACCGCCGUAGUGGGACACCUGCGAUGUAACGCCAACCUCAAUGUAGAGGCUCUGUGCGUGACCAAGCCCUUGAAGAAUUUGGAGGUACCAGAGACCCAUGUGGCCACAUUGGAGUGUGAAGUUUCUCAUUUCAAUGUCCCCUCUACUUGGCUGAAGAAUGGUGUGGAGAUAGAGAUGAGUGAGAAGUUCAGGAUUGUGGUCAAAGGCAAACUCCACCAGCUCAAGAUCAUGAACACGAGCACUGAGGACUCUGCCGAGUACAGCUUUGUCUGUGGAAACGACAGAGUCUCUGCUACUGUUACUAUCAGCCCUAUUCUGAUCACAUCCAUGCUGAAAGACCUUAACGCCAAAGAGAGAGAUACCAUUACUUUUGAGGUAAAUGUCAACUACGAGGGCAUCACCUAUAAGUGGCUGAAAAACGGAGUGGAGAUCAAGUCGUCUGACAGAUGCCAGGUUCGCAGCAAACAGCUGACUCACACUCUCAGCAUCCGAAAUGUUCACUUUGGAGAUGGGGGAGAGUACAAGUUCACAGCUGGAUCAUCAGCCACGGCAGCAAAUCUCUUUGUUGAAGCUCGAUUGAUUGAAUUCACAAAGAAAAUAAAAGACCUAAAGAUAACAGAGAAGAAGAGGGCUACUUUUGAAUGUGAAGUUUCAGAGCCCGACAUCAAGCCAAUAUGGAUGAAAGAUGGACAAGAGUUGGAAUUAUCAGAAGAAAGAUACGUUGUUCAGGCUGAGAAGUUUGUCCAUCGCCUCAUGAUUCAGACGGUGCGUAUGUCCGACGCCGGGGAGUAUUCAGUGGUGGCCGGAUCCAGUGUGUCCAAGGCUCACCUCAUCGUGGAGGGAAGAGACGUCAGAAUCACCGAACCAGCUGACAAGACCAUCACAGUUUUGGAGAAACAAAGAGCCACCUUUGAGUUUGAGGUGAAUGAGGAGGAUCUGGAGGGUCGCUGGCUGAAGAAUGGAGUUGAGAUCCAGUUCUCAGUUGAGGAGAGGUUUAACUACGUGUCCAUCAGGAAGAUCCACCGUCUCACCAUCUCUGAGACAUACAGAAGUGAUGCUGGCGAAUAUACCUUCAUCGCUGGCAAAAACAAGAGCACCAUGAACCUCCAUGUCAACAUCCCAGAGCUCCCUCAGAUCGUCAAGCACAUGGAGCCCCAGUCAGUGGAGGCUGGAAAACCAGCUCGCUUCACUGUCACAGUGACUGGUGUUCCCCAGCCACAGGUCUCCUGGUACAAGAACUCCCAGGCUUUGUCUUCUGGCUUCAAGUGCAAGUUCCUUCAUGAAGGAAACGACCACACUCUGCUGCUUAUUGAGGUGUUCCCAGAGGAUGCAGCUGUGUACAACUGUGAAGCCAAGAAUGACUACGGAGCAGCCACAAGCACUGCCCCACUCAAUGUAGAAGUGUCUGAGGCGGUAUCUCCGGACUCGUCUGCGCUUGUCGCUCCUCCUGUGGUUCUGUUGCCCGUCGCUGACACCUCCACACCUGAGGGGAUGCCGGCACGCUUCCAAUGCCGAGUGCGUGGAGAAGAUGUGAAGAUCAGCUGGUACCUCGGUGACAAGGAGAUCAAACAGUCAGACUUCUUCAGAAUGUCCCAGUUUGACGACAACUGCCAACUGGAGAUCUCCAGGGUCUACUCUGAGGAUGAAGGACAGUACACCUGUGUGGUCAAGAACAGCGCAGGAACCAUGUCCUGCUCUGCAAGCCUCAAGCUAGACGGUGAUUCAUGAGAACCCUUACUGCUGAUUUUCCUCACUAAUAAUCCUGUUGGAUUUGUAUCUGGUCUGCCCCUGCAUGUCUCCACCUGCCUCACCAGUCCAAAGAAACAUUCAAUUGGGCAGAAGCCAACCUUUAUCCAGCCAAUAGCAAGCAGUACUGUGUCCCAUGGGGAAGUGGCCAGGUUCCAUGCUUGCGUGUCCGGCACCCCAAAGCCACAAAUUAGCUGGUUUCACAACCAGCUGCCCAUUCAACCCACAAAGGAUGUUGUCUUUCAUUUUGAUGAUGUGACAAACACUGCCACACUGAUUCUAGUUGAUGCUUUCCCUGAGCAUGCUGGGCAGUAUAGCUGCAGAGCAAGCAAUAGCACUGGGGAGGUGGUGUGCUCUGCUACUCUCACCAUAACUAAAGAAGAAGUGACUCAAGUUAAAGAGCAGAUAGAAACCAAGACUGAAUACAAAGUCAAAGAACAUUCUAGCAUCUCCAUGGAGACCAAGCGAGAAGAAACCCAUUCCACUUCUCUACAGCUCUCACAAAAAACGAGGACACUCCAACUCAAGCCAGAGCCCAAACAUUACUCUAGUUCUUUAGAGACGAAAAAAGAAAAGCCAGUUUUCCUUAGCCAGCUGUCUCCAACUGCUGUGACUGAAGGGGAAACGGCUAGGUUUACCGUCACAGUGGCGGGCUUUCCCAAGCCCUCGGUUCAAUGGUUCCACAAUGGAAAGGUGAUACAAAGCUCCACUGUUUAUAUACUGAUAGAGGGAAAAGAGGAAUACACAUUGGUAAUCACCAAGCUUACUUCUGACUAUGAAGGAGAGUAUUCCUGUACUGCCACAAAUAUAAUUGGCCAAACAACCUGCUCCACAUAUCUGGAAGUUAAAAAGAGUGUUGUUAGUAAGGCAGAGAAAUGGGUUGAACAAAUGUUCAUGGUUAAAGGUCAACCUCCCACAUUCACAGUAGAGUUUUGCUCUGAAAGAUCCCCUGAGGGAGGAGAAGUUUCCUUUAAAUAUGAAGCACGUGGACACCCAAUUCCAGAUGUCAAAUGGUUUAAAGGCGCUUUUCAGAUCGGACCAAAUAGGAACUGUAUUAUAGUCAACAACUCAAAUGGCUCUGGCCUCAUCCAAAUAAAGAGCAUCAAACAGGAGGACAGCGGCAUCUAUACUUGUAAGGCCCUUAACCAUUUUGGAGAGGCUUCAUGUAGUGCUGAACUGGUGGUUUUCAGGGAGGCUGUUCAGCAGGAACAGCACCCAGUCAUUCAUGAAAGAGGCUACAAAGUAACCAUGACUGAGCAAGCCACAGAGUCACGCUUGUACCAGGUCAGCCUUCCAGGACAGGAAAGAUCUAGUUCAGAUCAAAUGGUUUACACCAUUGGCACUGAGGACAGGCAGGUCAUUUCCAGUGAGCAAGUGGGCACCAUUAGAGAGCUGAAUAUUUCUGCCGCCACUCUCCAGAGAGAGCAGGUCACCCACCAGGCUGCCGUUCUGCAGUCCCAUGAAGUGGAGGAGAGGGUGUCAGUGGCUCCUGCCCAUCCAUCCCACAUUUCAGCAGUCCCUCUCAAACAGCUCCACAUGGCAGCAUUCACAUCCUCUGUCUUGGAGAGUCAAGACCUCACAGAGCAACACUGUGAUCGCAUUCUGAGUCCGGAGCUUUUCAAGCUGGAGGCUGCAGAGGAGAAAAAGUCUAAAAUGAUGUCAGCCUUAUCUGAAAAGGUCCUGGCUCUCUCUACUGUUAGUACAGAGCCUCUGGGUGACAGGGUGUCAGCUAAGAUCAUGCCCACCUCAGAACCAAAGCAUGUUGUUAGUGGUCCACAGGUGGAUGCACAGCUGCCCCUCCUGAGGGAGUCAUCCCAUGACAUCCCCCAGCCCCAGCAGGAGAAGAGCUAUCAGGUGAAGGAAGGUGUUAAGAUCUUAUACUCUGCCCAGUUAGCAGAGAAGCGUGUGCUGCUUGAGGGCCACAUCACCCAGCUAGCCUCAGCAGAAUCUGCAGUCAAAUCCUCAUCGAGCAAAGAACAGCCCAGACCCGUCUUGGCCACAGUCAGUGAGACCAAGCAGGCUUUAUCCAAAGAGACAGUGUUCUCAAUCCAGAGGCCUGAUCAGGAGAUGGCUAGUGUUUGUAGAGAUUUAGUGAGGAAGGAAGCCCUCAAAGCAGAGGAGGGGCAGGCUCUUCAAGCUGAACACUCCCAAAAGCUGCAGAGUCUGGAUAGUGCAGAGAUCAUUCAGUCCCAGGUUGAGCCAGAGCAAUUGUUGCACCUGCAGGUCAUCACAGACCAGGACCUCCUCCCUUUUGAGGAGAGGUUCAUAUGUGACAAGCCAGCUCCAGAACAGUUGAGCAGCAGGAAUAGUCCAACCAUUUUACACUGUGUCAGCCAUAUUGAUCAAAGGACAGUGGUGUGUGAACAUAAAGAAGAGUUUGAUUCUACCCCUAGUACCAUUACAAUCCAGCCCAUAAAAGAGGUUCACGCUUCUCUCCAUCUUCACUCCCACCAGCCUGUGCAGGAACUAGCUAAAGAGGGACUACUUGUCAUUGAGAAACCAAAGCAACAGCUGGCAGCACAGAAACAGGAGAAGGCCAGGAAUCAUUCAGCCAUCUCUGAGGAGAGAAGGGAGAUCACAGCAGAUUAUCACAAAGAUCUUGAUGUGUCUGUGACAGGAGUUAAAUCACAGCUUAGAUCUGAGCCUAGACCUCAGAACAUCCUCCAGGUCUCCUUUCACUCAAUGCAGCUCCCAAAGGAGACUAUUUUCAGUAGCGACAUGAAACAACAGCGUGCCUUAGUUCAGAAGGAGGAACGUUGGAAUUUGAUAAAUGUCACCACUGUAGAAGAUAGCCAGGCUUUGGAGGAGGGCCAUACCAAGAGUCUGCCUGCCGUGGAUAAAUUCACCUGCCAGACAGCUGUAGAGCCUAAGGUUCCCACAGAGCCAGUCCAGGUUGAGAAGAAGGAGAUCUCUACUGAGAUCAGCUUUUCUCUAGAGGCAGCAGAGCAGGACUUCGCGGUUCAAAUCCAGGAGGGCCAGUCAGUCAGACAGUCAAUCAUGAAGGACGAGAAGCGUGUGCUGAAAGGGGAGUUUUCUCAUAAGAUUAUAAAGUCAGAGUCCUCUAGUAUCAGUGUUACCACACAACCAAGACUUUCUUUAAUGGCACCACAGUCUGAAGAGAGCACAGCCCUGCCCAAAGAGCUGACCUUUGUGAUUCAGAUUCCCAAACCAUCCAGUGUGAAUAUUAGACGUCAGCUGAAAGAUGCUCUUCAGUCUGCUGUGGCCCAGGAACAACCACUGCUACUUGCCGAGGUGCUGGCGAAGUUAGAGGCAGCACAGAUCCAGGAAGUCAAGGUUCAGAAAGAACCAAAACGUUCAAUGUUUACAUACCUUGUCACGUCACCUGGUGCCCCCAUAGAAAUCUCUCUGGCUUUUGAUGGUGAGUACCCUCAGACAGCUGACCUGAGGUCUGAACUGCAGGCAGCCUUCCACUCUAUAGUUUACCAGGAGUCCCAGGCCCUGACUCUGGAACAGCCCAGUACUAUGCUUCUAGACAGGCCUCAGAGAAUGCAGGUUAUUUCUGCCCCCUCAAAGGAAAUGAUGUCAUCUGUGGUUGAGUCCAUCCACAUAGCAGAAAGUAUUGUGGAUAUUACUGCAACUCAGUCUCAGGCUGCUUCUAUUAAAACAGAAUCUGGCUUGGCACUAGAGUCUCUGAGCACAGAGGAGCAGGUAGUCAUUCAGGAAGCCAAGGUGCAGAAACAGAUUGUCCAGGUCUCCAAGGAGGCUCAUGUGGCUUCUGAGCAGUCAGUGCAGGUGAGCAGACAUGAGGUGAAGUCUGUGAAGAGCCAGCAAGAUGUAGCUGCUGUCGAUGUGGUCAGCAUCAGACCUAGUUCCAGCACUAAAGAGCGGUCAAUAGACAUUUCUGUUCAGAGGGAGAGCCAGGAAAUGACCUUUAAGGAGGAAUUUACAUUGUCCAACCCUGACAUAGUCACCUCUCUGCAGAAUUUAACUGUUUACGAGGACAGUAUAGUAAAGUUUAGCACCACAAUAGAGUAUGUCACCAAGGUAAACUGGCUUUUCAAUGGUAAAUUGGUCAAACCUGGCAAAGAGUUAAAGUGUUCUAAAGACAAUGACACAUACACACUGAUUAUCAACAAAGUUAUCAAGGAGAAGCAUCAAGGAGAAUAUGUCUGUGAGGCUGAGAAUGAAGCUGGCAAGACAACAACAUCUUCAAGACUCACUGUGGUCUCAAGAGUACCACCAAUCUUCAGGCAGAAGAUAAGCUCUAUGGAGAUCAACGUGGGCGGCUACGCAAAGAUGGAAUGUGAGAUUGAAGAUUCUCCGAACGUGACCUUCAAAUGGUACAAGUCGACUGUGGAGAUACGGCAGAGCGACAAAUACCGGAUCCUCAGCCAUCAAGGCGGCUCGGCCCUGGAGCUGCAGAGCCCCACCAAGGCUGACAGCGGGGAAUACAGCUGCAAGGCCUCUAACCAGCACGGCGCCGACAGCUGCUCCGCCACCCUGAACGUCACCGAAAUGUACCCACCAGUAUUUGUAUCAAAACCAGAACCAAUGACAUUAUAUGUUGGUAAACGCACCCUGUUCCAGUGCUCAGUCACUGGAACUUCACCGAUGGAAGUUGUCUGGCACAAGGACAACAUAGCAAUCUCUUCUGAGGGGAACUGUUUGAUGAAAAGUGAAAAGAACAAGUAUUCCCUUGAGAUUACAUGCCUUGAGCUAUCCCAUCAGGGGGUGUACCUCUGUAAAGCCUCCAACCCUGUUGGCACUGCUACCUUCACCACAGAGCUCAGGGUUGUCAGUAAGCCAAGCUUUGUGAAGAUGUUUGAGCCAGUGUCUUCAACUGUCAAUGAGGCACUUCACCUGGAGUGUCAGGUGGAUGAAGACACUGGUGUGUCUGUCACCUGGACCAGGGAUGGCAAAAAGGUCCACCAGACUAUGGAAUGUAAAAUGUGGUUUGAUGAAAAAGUGGCUGUUCUUGAGAUCCCCAAGUCUAAAUUGAAGGACUCUGGAAAAUAUGUCUGUACAGCCACAAACGAGGCAGGGAGUUCGACCUGCCAGGCUAUGGUCAGUGUUCAAGAGCCACCUGCCUUUGUCAAGAAGAUGGAGCCAAAGUUGACUUGGAAAAAGGGCAUAGCUGCCCGCUUACAGUGCACAGUUAAUGGAUCUCCAGAACUCAGUGUCCACUGGUUCUGCAGCGACAGAGAGCUCAGCCAUGGAGAUAAAUAUAAAAUCUCCUUCAAGAAUGGAGCAGCCACUCUGGAGAUGGUGAAUGUUCUUGUUACAGACAGUGGGACGUACAUCUGUGAGGUAUCAAAUGAUGCUGGCAGUGAUAGCUGUAACACCCUGAUAGCAGUUAAAGAACCACCCUCAUUUAAGAAGGAGCUAAAGACAAUGGAGGCUGUGAAAGGAAGUCCAGCUCACCUCGAGUGUGAGAUUACAGGAACAGGUCCUUUUGAAAUCAACUGGUUCAAAAAUAAGAAAGCUAUUGCCUCUGAUCAAAGAUACAAGGUGAUUUCUCAAGAGUCUCUGGCACGGCUUGAGAUUCAGACAUUUGAAAGUGCAGAUGUCGGAGACUACCAGUGUGUUGCUUCCAAUGAUGUGGGUAAAAUAAGCACUAAGGCACUAGCUAAACUAAAAGAACCACCAUCAUUCUCAAAAAGAGUUGAGAGUGUUGUGGCAGUGUUGGAUAACACAGUCAAACUUCAAGGCAGCAUAAAAGGAUCAGCUCCCCUCAUUGUUAAAUGGACGAAAGACUCUGAGAUUCUAAGAGAUGAUGAUCCCAAUAUCAGCAUGCGGUUUGAGAACAAUGUUGCCAGCCUUACAAUAUCCACUGUCACAAUCAGCCAUGGUGGAAAGUAUACAUGCCAAGCAGAGAACGAGGCAGGGCAACAGAAAUGUGAAGCUACUUUGACUGUUCAAGAACCCGCCAGACUCCUAGAACCUGCAGAGUCCAUAAGUGUGACUGCAGGAGAUUCAGCCACCUUGGAAUGUACAAUCGCUGGAAGCCCAGACCUCAAGGUGCAAUGGUUUAAAGAUGGAAAGGAGGUGACGAGUGGUCGUAAAUACAAAAUCACUCUGAAGGAGAAAACUGCCAUGUUAAAAGUUCUGGCAGCAGAAAAAGAUGACACUUCUGAAUUCAGGAUGGAGGUGUCCAACAAAGUGGGCAAGGACCAGUGCACGUGCUCUGUUACCGUCCUAGAUCGGACAAUGCCUCCAACUUUCACUAAGUCUCUGAAAAGGGUUGAUGGUUGCAUAUCUGCAGAUGUCUCCAUGGACUGUAAAGUGUCCGGUUCCCAACCAAUGACCAUCAUUUGGUUCAAGGAUGAAUCAGAGAUUGCGUCUGGGGGAAGGUUCCUGUCAGAGUUCAAAGAUAGCUCUGCCACCCUGAAAAUCAUGAAGCUACAGAAAGCUGACUCAGGAGUUUAUAAAUGCAGAGCUACAAAUUCUGCUGACUUUAAAGAAACAAGUGGCACUCUCUAUGUCAAAGAGCCCCCAGCUUUCACAGUGAAACCAGAAAACCUGGAGGUAAUACCAGGCUCCACUGUUUCUUUGAAAUCAGUCUUCACUGGAACAACUCCUCUGGCUGUGAAGUGGUUCAGAGAACAAAAGGAGAUUUCCACUGGAGGCUCAUAUUUCAUUAAGAAAGAUGCCUCAUCCAGCUCCUUGGAACUCCACUCAGUGAAACCCAGCGACUCUGCUAAGUUCACAUGCCAAGUAUCCAACGAUGCUGGGAAAGUGGACUGUACUGCUGUUCUCUUUGUAAAAGAACCCCCCUUGUUUGAGAAGAAGCUGGAAGCUAUUAAGAUGGCCACCAGUGGCAGCUCUGUGAAGAUAGAGUGCAGAGCCACAGGAACCCCUGUCAUCUCUUAUAAAUGGUUCAAGGAUGAGAUAGAAGUCAGCAGUAGUCCUAAAUACACUAUGGCUGUGAAUGACUCAGUGGCCUCUCUGGAAGUGGUAGACAGCAGUGUGGAGGAUUGUGGAGAUUAUGUAUGUGUGGCUUCCAGCGAGGCUGGAAGUGACCGCUGUUGCUGUACCAUGACAGUCGAAGAGCCCCCAGUGUUUGUGUGUUGUUUGGACUCCAAAGACAUAGUGAAAGGCUCUGAACUAGUUCUGGAGGGACAGCUGUCUGGCUCUGCUCCAUUCAGUGUCUCCUUUUAUAAAAAUGCCAAACUGCUCAGGAAUGACAAGAGACACAAAGUGACAGUGAAGGACCACCAGGUGGUGCUGAAGGUGCUGUCGGUAGAGGCAGCAGAUACAGGCUCUUACAAGUGUCAUGUGGAGAACAAGGUGGGAAACACCACGAGUGAAUGUCAAGUAACACUCAAAGAACCACCAUUAUUUGUUCAUAAGCUUGAGAACAUGAGCUGCCUUGUGUCCAAGGAGGUGUCUCUACAAUGUUCUCUGAAGGGUUCUGAACCCAUGACGUUGUCCUGGCUUAAAGAUGACCAUGAGCUCAAGGAAGCUGAACACAUUCAGAUUACAUAUGAGCAUAAGAUCGCCCGCCUCCACAUUACCUGUGUACAUGCCGACCACGCUGGCAAGUACACCUGCCUGUCUCACAACCAGGCAGGGAGCCAGAAAUGUUUUGCUGUUCUGACAGUAAAAGAACCGGCUAAGAUCACAGAGGAGGCAAAGUCAAUCAGUGUCACCCAGGGAGAUCCAGCCGCUCUUGAAUGUCGGUUCUCAGGCACCAAACCUCUCAAGGCCACUUGGCUGAAGGGUGGAAAGGAGCUGGCCUCUGGCCAGAGAUAUAAGAUUCAGAGCACUGACACAUGCUCCAUACUGAAGAUCCUGAAAACAGAGACAAAUGAUAGUGGUGAAUACAUCUUUGAGGUGUCAAAUGAUGUUGGACAAAAUUGUUGUGAAGCUUCACUAACUAUUCUAGAUCAAAUACUUCCACCGUCUUUCUCAAGAAAAUUUAAGCAGAUGGAGAGUAUCAAAGGCUCAUUUGCCCACCUAGAGUGUCUUGUGUCAGGCUCGCUGCCGAUCACUCUUCAGUGGUACAAAGAUGAGAAAGAGAUCCAGACUGAUGAAAAACACAAAUGCACAUUCUUUGAAAAUGUGGCUUUCUUGGAAAUCUCUCGUCUUGACAGUAAAGACGGUGGCAGCUAUACCUGCAUAGCUAGAAACAAAGCUGGAUCGGACCAGUGCUCUGGCAUCCUUUUAGUCAAAGAACCACCAUGUGUUCUGGAAAGGCCAGCAUCCACGUCUGUUUUACCUGGGUCAAAGGUCAAGUUUAAUAUCCUGAUCUCCGGCACUCCACCUAUGGCCAUUAAAUGGUUCAAAGACAAAAAGGAGAUUUUAUCAAGCUCUGGCUGCUAUGUGAUCAAAGACAACGCCUCCACCUUGCUGGAGAUCUUCUUUGCAAAGACCUCAGACUCUGGAGACUAUAGCUGUGAGAUCAAGAAUGAUGUCGGCUCCACUUCAUGCCAGGCAGCACUCUAUGUCAAAGAGCCCCCAAAAUUCAUUCGAAGCCCUGAACGCCUGUCUGUUGUUCGUCCUGGUCAAAAUAAAGUAUUUGAAUGUCAGGUGACCGGAACUCCAGAGAUAGACAUUAACUGGUUCAGAGGCAGCUCAGAGAUCGUUCCCAGCGAUAGAUACAAGACGUCCUUUAUAAACUCUGUCGCCACCCUGGAGCUCAGUGGGGCUGAGGUCAGAGACAGCGGGCAAUUCUACUGCGAGGCCCGGAAUGAGGCCGGCAGCGAGAGCUGCAGUAUGGAACUCCACGUCAAAGAACCUCCAACGUUUGUGCGAGAACUUUCUCCGGCUGACGUAGUGAAGGGAUCCAUCGCCUGCUUUGAGUGUGGGGUUGCAGGAACAGCUCCAUUUGAGAUAACUUGGUUCAAAAACACAAAGGAGAUAAAGAGCAGUGGGAAAUACACAAUAUCCCAGGUCACCGGUACUCUGACCCUGGAGGUGCAGAAGUGUGACACUAUAGAUGUAGGGGAGUACCAGUGCACUGUCUCUAACGAGGUCGGAAGCUCGACCUGUAAAACUACACUUAGCAUCAACGAGCCACCAAGCUUUAGCCAGAAGUUUGAGAACGUCAUCACCGUCUUGGGCACAAUGGCAGAGUUUCAAUGUGCCGUUAAGGGCUCCCCAACCCUUUCUGUACAAUGGCAAAAAGAUGAGAGUUGGAUCUUGGAAGAUCCUAAGAUAGAGAGGACAUUUGAGAAAAAUGUUGCCAUGCUCAGGAUAGCUGCCUGUGAGGCUAGUCACAGUGGAAAAUACACCUGCCAGGUGGCCAAUGAGGCUGGGCAGGACAGGUGCUUCUCCAUCCUAACAGUACAAGAACCCCCACAGAUCCCAGAGAAGCCUGAGGUGAUUAAGGUGACAGUUGGAGACCCAGUCAGUCUGGACUGUAAAGUAACUGGUUCCCCUCAGCUCAAAGUCAAAUGGAUGAAAAAUGGCAAAGAGCUGCAGUCAAUUAGACAACAUAAACUGAGCUUCGAAAACAAUGUCAGUAGACUCUUGAUACAGUCAGCCCAGAGUGCAGAUGGGGGAGAAUAUAUCUUUGAAGUGGCCAACCACAUCAGUAGCUGCAGCUGUAACGUUAAAUUGAUCGUUUUAGAGCAAGUAAUCCCACCAAGCUUCCUCAAACCACUGUCAGAAUUCCAGGAGAUUUUGGGCUCCUUUGUGCAAAUCUCAUGCAAAGUGUCUGGAUCUCUUCCCAUCUCUGUGGAGUGGCAGAAAGAUGGAAGCAAAAUCUCCAGUGGAGUCAAACACAAGAUAAUCCAGCAGGACCACUCUGUUUCAAUAGAGAUUGAACAGCUAGAGAAGUCUGAUGCAGGCUCCUACUCUUGCAAACUGACCAACAAAGCUGGAAGCUGUGUCAGCAAUGGCACCCUCAGAGUGAAAGAACCCCCCAGCUUUGUUCUGCUGCCUGAGUCUAAGGCUGCCUUGCCCAAUGGCAAUGUGCGCUUCAAAGGCACAUUCACAGGCAGUGCUCCCUUCACCGUGAAAUGGUUGAAGGAGGACACGGAGCUCAUGACUGGGCCCACAUGUUUUACAGGACUGGAAGGACAGUCCUGCUUCUUAGAUCUUUACUCUGUAUCCCUGGCCCACAGUGGAGUCUACUCUUGUCAAGUCAGCAAUGAUGCUGGUUCUACCCGCUGCAAUGCAGACUUAACAGUCAAAGAACCACCCGAGAUUGUGCUGAAACUCCCUGGCACAAAGUUUGUGAAAAAGGGUGAGCCACUCCAUCUGGAGUGCAAGAUCAGUGGCACGGCUCCUCUGAAAAUGACCUGGUACAAAAAUGACAGUCAGGUCACAGAUGGGAGCAACAUAAGGAGGUCCUUUGUUGACUCAGUAGCAGUCCUAGAACUGCUCACCACCAGCUUCCAUGACGAUGGAGUUUACACCUGCGAAGCUCAGAAUGAUGCUGGCAGUGUGAGCUGCAGCACCUCCGUUACUGUUAAAGACCCACCCUCUUUCAUCAAAGUACUUCAGCCAUUCGAGGGGCUGAAGGCCAAAGAUGUGAGUCUGUACUGUGAGAUCAGCGGUACAGCGCCCUUUCAGAUCACCUGGCUCAAAGACAGUAAGCCUCUCAUGGAGAGCAGGAAGUGUAAGAUGCUGAGCGAGGGCAGUUCAGCCACUCUGCAUAUCAUUGGACUUGAGCCUUCCGAUGCUGGCGAAUACGAUUGCAAAGUGUCGAACAGUGUAGGAAGUGAAACCUGCCAGACGUCAGUUAAACUCAGAGAGCCGCCGUCGUUUGUGAAGAGACUGUCAAACAUGACAGCUAUAUUUGGAGAGGAGGUGACCCUUGUUGCCACAGUUAAAGGCUCUGAACCCAUUACUGUGUCCUGGGUUCAGGACAAGGAUCACAUUCUCAGGGAUGGUGACAACAGGAAAAUCACCUUUGAAAACAACCAGGUCACACUUAGAGUCUUUAAGGCUGAUGCCACCACUGCAGGAAAAUACACCUGCCAACUGACAAAUGAUGCUGGCAAUGUGGAAUGUUUUGCUAACUUGACUAUUCUAGAGCCCGCUAAGAUAGUGGAUAAGCCUGAUGCACUGAGUGUUACUGCAGGUGAAAUUGCCGCCUUAGAGGUCAAAGUGUGUGGAACGCCACAGCUCGUUCCUAAGUGGUUCAAGGAUGGUGUAGAGUUGGCCUCUGGAAGGAAAUACAAAAUCUCCUUCUCCAAGAUGAUCUCCAGCCUCAAAGUCCUUUCCGCUGAGAGGCAUGACACUGGAGAAUAUACAUUUGAGGUCGAGAAUGAGGUUGGCAAAGACCUGAGCAAAAUAAACCUCACUGUUCUAGAUAAGAUAAUUCCUCCCUCAUUCUUGAGGACAUUAAAGGAUUGUAAUGCAGUUGUUGGGAAUUCAGGAGACAUUGAAUGCAAAGUGUCAGGCUCCCCGCCGUUCGUAAUCUCCUGGUACCACGACGGAGAGGAGAUACAGAAAGGUCCUAACUAUGAGAUUGCAUUCAUUGACAACAACUGCACACUGAAGGUUCCCACUCUUAAGUUGUCUGAUUCUGGAGUGUAUAAAUGCGCAGCUGUCAACAAGGCUGGAUCAGCUAAAACCACCGCGUCUUUCACUGUGAAAGAGCCACCAACCUUUGUGGUGCAGCCACAACCUGCAGAGGCUAUGCCAGGCACUAGUGUGACCUUCUCAGCCAUUGUGAAGGGCAGUGCCCCACUGAAACUGAAGUGGUUCAGAGGAACCAAGGAGAUGAUGACUGGAGGAGACUGUGAGAUGUCCCUAAAGGAUAACCAGGCCCGCUUGGAGCUUUACAAUGUCAAUAAGUCUUAUGCUGGUGAAUAUACGUGCCAGAUCGUAAACGAUGCAGGAAAGGAGAGUUGCCCUGUUAAUCUGACUGUCAAAGAACCAGCCUACUUUUCAAAGAAGCUGAAGGACAUGACGGUAGAGAAGGGAAAAGCUCUGAUGCUAGAGUGCACGUACACCGGGAGCCCCAUGAUCACAGUGAACUGGUAUAAAGAUGGCCAGCAGAUAUUUGCCUCUUAUAAAUACAACAUCACCACCACAGAGAGCUCCUGUAUCCUGGAGUGUUUGAGCACUGAGGAGAAAGAGGCUGCUGGGAAGUUCUCAUGUCAAGUUUCCAAUGAUGCUGGAACGGACACCUGCGAGGCAUCAGUGACUAUUCUAGAACCCCCCUAUUUCGUUGAGGCCUUGGAGCAUAUGGAGGUGACUACAGGAGAUGCAGUGUGUUUGAAGUGCCAGCUGGCAGGAACCCCUGAAAUCAAAGUGUCCUGGUUCAAGGCUGAUGGCAAAGUGAGGUCCAGCCCAACCUGUAAAUUGGAGUACUCUAAAGGUGUGGCCUGCCUGAAGCUUAGCAAAGCUGGAAAAUCUGAUGUCGGGGAAUACACCUGCAAGGCAGAGAACUGUAUAGGCUCCACCUCCUCUACAUGCAGACUAAGUGUCCAAGAGGCUAAGACACCACCAUCCUUUCCUAAGAAGAUCACCAGUCUGCAGCAGACUGAGGGCAAGGUAGUCAGGUUUGAGUGUCGUGUUGCUGGCUCCUCGCCCGUCGAGGUUUCCUGGCUGAGGGACGGAGAGCCUCUGGAGGGAGACGAGGUCUCCAUGUCGUACGACGACAAUACAGCUGUGUUGGAGAUAAGACCUGGGGAGAUGAGGCACUCUGGAGAGUACAGUUGCGUCGCCACCAACAGCGUUGGUAGCGCUUCCUGUAGAGCCAAGCUCACCCUGCAAGAACCAAGAUACGCACCCAUCUUUGAAACAAAGCUGUCACCACAGGAAGUGACUGUUGGUGAAAGUGUAGAGCUGGAGUGUCACAUGACAGGCUCCGCCCCCAUCAAGGUCACAUGGUCGAAGGACCACAAAGACAUCCGAUCUGGCGGCAACUAUAGGAUGACCUGCGUGGAGAACAUCUCUCAUCUGACCAUUCUAAAGGCAGAUAAAGGGGACACUGGGAAAUACUUCUGCCAUGCCACUAAUGACAUGGGGAAGGACUCUUGCAGCACAGAUAUCACGGUGAAAGAGCGCAAAAACCCUCCGACAUUCACUAAAAAGCCCUCUGAAAGCAUUGAGGACACGGAGGGCAAGCUGGUGAAGAUCGAGGGCCGUGUGGCCGGUUCUCAGCCAAUGGCUGUGAGCUGGUACAAGGGGGACAUGGAGAUCCAUAGCUCUGACAAAUAUGAUAUCAGUUUUAAGAGCAACGCAGCCGUGCUAUGCAUCAAGAACAGCCAGGUGUCCGACAGCGGGAAGUACUCCUGCCAGGCGUCCAACGAGGCGGGCAAGGCCAGCUGUGGCGUCUCACUCGAUGUAGCUGAGGCCAAGAAGCCACCUGUAUUCGACGUCCCUCUUAAAGCGGUGACGGUGGUCGAGGGCGACAAGAUGAGCCUUACCUGCCACAUCCGUGGGUCCACUCCGCUGACUAUCCAGUGGAUGAAGGACAGGAAGGAGCUCAUCUCCUCUGUUGAGGCUAAAGUCAGUUUUGCGAACGGGACCGCCAGCCUGGAGAUCAGCAAGGUGUCCAAGGCCCACGCUGGGGACUACCUCUGCAAGGCCAGCAACGAUGCUGGCAGUGAAUUCUGCAAGGCUAAAGUUACUUUGAAAGAUGGAACAGGUGCAAAGCCUGCUCCCACAGAGGUGCCUACUGCAUCUCAAGCUAAGAAACUGGACAGCUUGUUCUUCAUCGAGGAGCCAAAAUCCAUCAAUGUCUCUGAGAAGGGCACUGCUACCUUUAUCGCCAAGGUUGGAGGUGAUCCCAUUCCCAAUGUGAAAUGGAUGAAGGGGAAGUGGAGGCAGAUCACCCCUGGUGGUCGUAUCUCUGUGGAACACAAAGGGCAGGAGGCCAAGCUGGAGAUAAGAGAAGUGACCAAGUCUGACUCUGGCCAGUACAGAUGUGUGGCAUCCAGCAAACACGGAGAGAUUGAAUGCAGUACAGACAUGCACGUGGAGGAGAAGAAGGAGACCACAGGAUUAGAAGGAGACCUAAGAGCCAAACUGAAGAAGACUCCCUCAAAGCAGAAGAGCCCACAGGAGGAGAAGGACAUCGAUAUUGUUGAGCUGUUGAGGAAUGUAGACCCUAAAGAGUAUGAGAAGUACGCACGUAUGUAUGGCAUCACCGACUACAGGGGACUGCUCCAAGCCAUUGAGCAGCUCAAGAAGGAGAAGGCUGAGGAAAGUGGAAGACCGGAAAUUGAGCGAGGGGACAGAGACUCUGACGAGGACAUGGCUAAGCUGGUGGCUGACCUGCAGAAGAGGAUGGAACGCACCGAGCCUGUGACGGUGGUGAAAGACAUUUGUGACCAGUCUACCUUCAUCAACAAGGAGGCUCUGUUUGAGUGCCAGGUCACCAUCAACUACCCUGAGAUCACCCUGUCUUGGUACAAGGGCACCCAGAAACUGGACAACAGUGAAAAGUAUGGCAUCAGCAUCAGAGGUAACCGCCACCUUUUGAAGAUCAAGGACUGCCAGGCCAGAGACCAAGGCAACUACCGGGUGGUGUGUGGUCCACAUAUCUCCAGCGCCAAGCUCACUGUUAUGGAGGUGGAGAUUGAGAAGCACCUGCAGGACGUAUCAGGUAAGGAAGGCCAGUCCUGUACUUUGACAUGUCAGUUGUCUGUCCCUAACGGGAAAACUGAGUGGUUAAAGAAUGGAAAGCAGAUAGAUGUGAAGGGCAGGUUCACCUCUGAGGUGAAGCACAAGAUUCAGAAGCUUGUGAUUGAAGAGCUGAAGCCAGAAGACCAGGGACGAUACUCCUGUAGAUACCAAAACCUUGAGUCAACAGCUGAACUGUGGGUGGAAGCUGAACAAAUUCAUUUCACCAAACGUAUCCACAACAUUGAGGUCAACGAACGGCAGGCGGCCACCUUUGAGUGUGAAGUCUCAUUUGAUAAUGCGAUCGUGUCGUGGUACAAAGACACCUGGGAACUCAAGGAAAGUCCCAAGUACAACUUCACAAGCGAAGGCAGAAGACAUUUCAUGGUUAUCAGGAAUGUUGCCAUCGAAGACCAAGGAGUUUACUCAGUGAUUGUGAGGUUGGAGCCCCGAGGAGAGGCUAAAAGCACAGCUGAGCUUUAUUUAUCGGGCAAAGAAAUUGAAUUAGCAAGAGUUCCCAUCGAUAUGCCCGACUCCUCAGUACAGAGGCCUGAACAACCGACAUCAGUUGCUAUUCAAGAAUCUUCUGAGUUCUAUCAUUAUGAAGAGAAGAUGGAACAGAGAGUCUCUGCAGAGCUUUCCUAUCACUAUGAAGAGGAGGCAGAGAUGGAGCAGAGAGUUUCCAGGCUUGCGGUUCAGGAAACGGUGGACACCAAGCAAGUAGGAAUGAGAGAGAAGGUUCCGGAAAAAGUUGCGAAGAAGCCAGAGGAGGAACCAGCUGCAGCUGCGAAGGAGCCUUCCCCAUCCAAAGUACUUGUAGCCAAAAAGCCAGUAGAGGAGAACAUUUUGGCAGUUUCACUUCCAGAAAAGAAACAGAGUCCUUCUCCCAAAGAAGCACCAGAUUUGAAGAAGGCUGUGCCUGCUCCCCCCCCCCCUGCAGGGAAGCCAAAUGAGGUGCCAAAGAAAGAUGAACCCAGGCUUCAGUUUCCAGCAGAACCUCAAGCCAAGCCUCAAGCUAGAACAGAAACUGAGGCCAAACCUACUUCGAAAGAACCUCAAGCCAAGCCUAUAAUUCAACCCGAACCUGAGGAAAAGCUUCAACCUAAAGAGGAAACUAGGCCUGAGGCAAAGCUUAAACCUAAAGAAGAAUCCAAACAUGAACCUAAGGCCAAGCUUAAACCUAAAGAAGAAACUAAAGCUGAGCCUGAGGCGAGGCUUAAACCUAUGGCAGAACCUGAAAUGAAGCCAAAAGAGAAACCUCUAGCUAAACUUGCUCAAAAGACAGAACCUGAGCCAGAAUUCACGGCUCCUAUGAGGAAGCAAGUGACUCAACCAUCAGUCCCCGAAGAAAUCCAGAAAGCUAAGGCUGCAAAACCAGAGCCGAAAGAGGUGAAGCCAGCAGUUAUCAGGCCAGAAAUCAAGGAUCAAAGACCCGAUCCAGCAGCUAAACCGCAAACAGGGUUUUCUAAGCCAGAAGAAGUUCAGGAGCCAGUGAGGAAACCAGUACCCAAGCCCAAACCAGCCAUUAAACAGACUCAUACUGACAAAACAGCCAAACCGGAGCAUUCAAAACCAGAGCCCACAAAUGAAGUGGCUCCAAAGGAGACCCUGAAGACAGAAGCACCAACAAAGAAGAAGGUUGUUAGUCCUGAACCACCAACUACCAUCCCUCAAACGGUGGACAGAAAUGUACUUCAGAAGAAACCUGUGGCUGAUAAAGUGGAGAAGCCUGAACCAAAACAUAUAGAGGUGGCUGACAGAGCACCUGAACCCCAGAAGGUGUCGCGGGAAGCUCUGGUUAUUGUAGAUGAGAAGAUACAGGAUUCCCCAGAGAGGCGGCCGAAGAUAGCAGUUGAAAAAACACCUGCAAAAACUACAGAAAAAACACUGGAAAAGAAUGUUACAGAGUGGAGACCAGAGGAACCUGAGAAGGUAGUGAUUUCUGAAGUGGGGCCACCUGAGAAGGUCGGUGAAACUCAGAAGGCAGAGAAGCAGAAGGUUCCUGGAAGGGACAAAGAGUCAUACAGGACUGCAGAAAAACCAACUGCCACUCCUCAUAAGAUCCUGGUUAAAGAGGCUGAGGAGAUUCCUCAGUCAAAGCCUCAAAGAGAAGUAAAGGGGGCCACUCCAAAAGAACCAGAAGAUAAGAAGACUGUAAAGAUUUUGCCUUUGCUCGAGAAUAAGCAAAAAGCCCCUCUACAUAAGAAAGAAACCAGCAGUCUUUUGAAGAUAGAAACUCAGACAGAAGCUCAGAAGAUCCAGGGGACACAGGAAACCUCUUUGUCAGUGGAUCUGCGAGAACACGAGGAGCGGGUGGAAGAACAUGCCCAUGUUUCUUAUGAGAAGCAGCAGCACAUUACUGACAUUACUUUAACACAGAUUAACAUUUUAGAUAGACUCCAAAAGCUGAGUGAACCUGGUCAAAUGGCUAUCUCCAGAGAUGAGACUUCCUCUGAUUUAUCAAAGAUUAGAGACACAAAGUUAAUUAAACCUCAAAUAAACACCAAAUCAGAAGCUGUCAUGGAUAAAUGUGAAGGAAAGAAACAAGCUGUCACUGUGAGAGAUAAACAAAUUUCAGACAAAUAUCUGCUUGAUGAAGGUGUUUUUGUCAGGCAGGUUGAAUUGAUCACUAAAGCCAUCAUAGAUGAGAGGAAAGACAUCACAUUAAUGGGACAUUUAGAGCAGGUUCCUAAACCUUUUCCUACUGAACGAGAUGUACACCAGGAAACACAAAAGGAAUGCUUUCGUAUCCCAACAGAGACCAAAAUUAGACCCAAUCCUCCUCAGAGGGUAGACAUUAGAGUAGAUACUGCAGAAGAACAUGGUAGAAUAAGGCAGGAACUAAUUAACAUUGAGGAUGAAAAUAUUCAGUUGGAAAAGGUUACAGCUCAACAAAAAUCUGUUGGCAAGACAGUAGUGGAGCAGAUCGUAGUCAGAGAUGCAGUUGCUAGAGUAUCUGGAACGCAAGGGAGGACUGUGGUGGAACGAGGUCCAUCAGAGGAAUAUAUAAAGAAGGGCGAGUUAUUGGAUGCAUUAAUAAGUACGAGGACAAGGUCAGCAGAGGUUAAUGUUGAGGCACAUCUUGUAGACACAUCCGCAAUGACAUCCUCAAUGAAGACUAGAACUACUGGAGGAACUGUGAAGAAGACCCUAAUAACACAAGAGUUGGUGGCAGAUACCCAGCCCAAGGCCACCGGAACAGAGCUUGGAGAUGUCAAGGCACAAAUGGUUCGAGAAGAUGAGGCAGCAUUCACCACAAAAGGGAAAUCAAAAAUGGAAGAAGAUUUUGUGGAGUCCACUGGAUUUGAAGGCCAGGGUGAUGAAGUCUCUCUUCAGAUCUUACUGCAGGCAGAGGCUCAAAUGUUCAAAGGAACAGUUGGAACUAAACCAUUGACUUCAAACGCAGAAGAAAGGAAGAAAAUAUUUGCAACAGAAGCGUCUUCCAGAGGUACAAAGAAUAUCCCAUGCCGUUCUUAUCUGCAUCCCCAUACCCACCAUUUCCCUUUUUCAGUAUUCAGGUACCAUCUGCUCUGUUCCAAUUUGAACUCCUUUAUUUUGGGAUUAUUAUUUAAAGCAGAAGCCGAGAAUAUCCCAGUGAAAGCUGUUCAGGAGCUUGUGCAGAAACCAAGAGAAGAAGCUGGAAGAGUGCCCACGAAGGAAGAAUCAUUUCCACAAGAUAAAGAACCUCUGCCAAAGGCAGUUAGUUCCAAACAAGCGCAAGAUGUAAGCCAAGCUGUUGAAAAGACAAAGCUUCUUCUCCCAGUGAAAGAGGAGACUGGAGAGAGGAAAGAGAAACGACCAGUUGAAGUGACAAAGCCUGAGUCAAAGGCCAUGGAAGUAGCCAAGAAGCAGAGAGAUGAAGAUAAACCUGUGAUGCCGAGGAAGACACCUUCUCCUGGGACAGAUGAAACCAAGGGGCCUGUACAAGCGCCAGGAGGAGUGAAAAAAGGUAAAGUUCAAAAGGAGGACGAUGGAACAUUUGAUAUUCCCACCUUGAGGAAAACAUCAAAGGUUAUGAAAGAGACAGAGGAAGAACAGGUGUUGAUCAAACUCAAGAAGAUUCCAUCCGUUCCAACUAAAGCAGAAGAAAUCAAGCUGUUGAAAGCCACCAAAACAACAGUUGUCCGAGUUGAGGAGAUGGUGCACAGGAGGACAUCUGUAGACAUGCCAGCUUCCAUCCUGAAAGCAUCGCUGGAGAGAGAUCCUAGAGAGAAGACCCCCACAAAGAAAGAGACGGAACUUCCAAAACCUAAAGAAUUAAGAGAAACAGAAUCAGAUAAAUGCUCACCAUGGAGUAAUCAGAAAGACUCUCCUAAAGAUAAGGAACCAGAAGAUACAAUCUCCAUAGAGAAAACUCCCAAAUCAGCCAAAGCUGGAGAACCAGUUACAGCAAGUGUGGGCUUAAAGAAAGUAAGGAAGUUGCCUGUAGAUGAAGCAGAACAAGAAGCCCUCAAAUUGAAACCAUUUGACCAGCCUACCAAACCCACAGAAGAGCCAACGACAGACAAGAUGGAGAGACCAGAGAGGGAAGCUGUACCUUUUGAAAAAGAGAGAAUCAGACCAGAGGAUAAAACACAGACACCGACUAAGAAAGAUGAAAUCAUUGCGGAGACAGAGAAACCACAAGCCAAGGUACAAAAACUAGCAGAUAGAGAGAAAACUUCCAAAGAAGAGAAGGAUGCUGCCAUGGAACCACACAAGGGAAAGAGAAUCUCACCGGAACAGGAUACAGAGAGCGUGAAACUGAAGCCUUUCUCCAGACCAACUAAGGACGCUAAGGAAGCAGCUGCAGAUGAGAAGCCCAGCGGUGAGAAACCAUCCCGUACAAGUAGAGACAAAUUACCAAGGGAAGCAGAGACAAGCAAGACAACAGAGACACCGAAACGUCCUGAGAAGGUUGUAGAGGCUGCUCCCUUUACCGUGGAGAACAUAGUAUUUCCGAAACCAACUGUUGACAAGACAGUAUCUCCGAAACCAACUGUUGACAAGACAGUAUCUCCGAAACCAACUGCUGAUAAGACAGUAUCUCCUAAACCAACUAGUGAUAAGACAAUAUCUCCUAAACCAACUGCUGAUAAGACAGUAUCUCCUAAACAAACUACAGAUAAGACAGUAUCUCCUAAACCAACUGCUGAUGAGACAGUAUCUCCUAAACCAACUGCUGAUAAGACACCUAGGAAGACUAUAGAUGAAACCAGGCCUCUGCAGUUGAAGAAAGGAGUUACUCCAAAAGAAAAUGAAGAACAUGCAGAAACCGUUUUGAGGCCAAUUGACCAGCUCAAGAAGGUUGAACUGAAAAAGACAGCCUCCCCCAAAGUUGAUAAAGCAAAGCCAAAAGAGCUGGAAUCAUUUCCAAUUGAAAAGAAACCAAGUGGCGAAAAGCUAAAGAGGAUCACAAAAACAGUUUCCCCAAAAGAAUCAGUUGAGGCUGUGGCUCCCAAAACAGUUCCCAGGAAACCCACCCCAGAAGAGGAGAAGGCUGGAGAAGCAGUGAAAACCAGCAAAGGGAAGGUCCCCAUGUCCAAGGAGGUUUCUCCUGGAUCCGUGCAGCUUAGGAAGGUCCCUACUCAGCUGGAGGAGGUGGUGUUUGAAGAGGAGUACGAGGGCCAGCCAGAAGAGGGGGAGGAAGAAGAGGAGGAGGUCUGGGGCUGGGAGCUGGUUCCCAGUGAAAGCUCAACCUCAGAAGACAGGCUAGCUGAAGGGGAAGAUGCUGUAGAAGCUCCAGGUGUUACCAGGAGAGACGGACAACCUGCUGAGGAAGCAGGAAGAGGAAGAGGGAGGGGCCUGAAACCCAAGCAGACCCCAUCUCCUGGUGAUGGAGGCCGAGGUAGGGGCCUGAAGCCGGGGGGAAAGGGCCCGUCCCCACCAGAUGAGCCCUUCGCAGGAUUCAAACUCAAAGCUGUUCCUCUGAAGUUCAUCAAAAAGCUUCAAAACAUUGUGUUGACAGAGGCAGAGUCUAUUGGCUCUGCUGCUGUAUUUGAGUGUGAAGUUUCCCCCUCUACUGCCAUUACUACUUGGAUGAAGGAUGGAAGCAACCUCCGUGAGAGCCCCAAACACAAAUUCACCUCAGAUGGCAAAGACCGCAAGCUGAACAUUAUUGAUGUCCAGCUGUCUGAUACUGGUGAAUAUACGUGCGUGGCCAAGAAUGCCGGAAAGGAAAUAUCAUGCACAGCCAAGCUCAUUGUUGAAGAGCUGCCAGUGAAAUGGAUCAAGGAGCUGGAUGAGGAGACCUCACCCCUUAAAGGUCAGCCCCUGUACAUGACCUGUGAGCUGAACAAAGAGAGGGACGUGGUCUGGAAAAGGAGUGGAAAAAUCCUCAAGUUGAAGACUGGCAAAAUCUCCAUCAAUGUCAUUGGUCUGGGGCACGCUGUGACCGUUCAGAACACCACUGAAGAGGAUGCCGGCCUUUACACUUGUGAGGUGGCCAAUCAACCAGAUGUCAUGACUUCAACCAACGUUAAAGUGAUUGAAAUCAUCAAGGACUGGCUGGUGAAGCCUCUGAGAGACCAGCAUGUGAAGCCCAAGGCAGCUGCCACAUUUAAAUGUGAGCUGUUUAAGGAGACUCCUAACUGGAAGUGGCUUAAAGGAGAGACUGAGAUAACGCCUUCUGAUAAGAUCGAGAUUAAGAAGGAUGGAAAGGCACUGACGCUGACUAUUAAGAACUGCCAGCCCGAAGAUGUAUCCGAUUACACUAUGGAGGUGGAGGGACGGGUCUACAGCGCCAAACUCACAUUAGGAGAACGUGAAGCUGAGAUCCUGAAGCCUCUGUCAAGCAUGGAGGUGGUGGAGAAGGACAACGUGACUUUUGAGACUGAGAUCUCAGAGGAAGAUGUUCCAGGGGAAUGGAAGCUGAAGGGAGUGGUCCUGACCAGAUCACCGACGUGUGACAUCCAAAUGGACGGUGCCAAGCGCAGACUGAUCCUGAAGAACGUCCAGAUGGACCAUUCCGGCGAGGUGACCUACACAGCGCUGAACGCCGUCACCAACGCCAUGCUAACAGUCACCGAAAUCGAAAUGGCCUUUGUCGUCCCGCUGGAAGAUGUUUCUGUGCAUGAAAAGAAACAGGCUAAGUUUGAAUGCGUCAUCACAAAGGACGUGUCAAAGGUUAUGUGGUACAAAGGGUCCGACAUCAUCACCCCAGACCAAAAGUAUGACAUAAUUGAUGAUGGGAAGAAACACAUGCUGAUCAUAAACAGCUGUGAGUUUGAUGAUGAGGACGAAUACACGAUAGAAGUGUUGGGGAUAACCUCGACGGCGAAGCUAACAGUGGAGGGUAUAAGACUAACAUGCAUCACGCCAAUCAAGGACCAAACGGUGAAGGAGGGCCAGACUGCUCGCUUUGAGCUGGAGCUCUCUCAUGAGAACGUCCCAGUCACAUGGUUCAGGAACGAUAUGAAGAUCCACCCCAGCAGAACGGUGCUCACGCACGUGGACAGAAAGAAACACGUUCUAGAAAUGAAGGAAGUGACGCUAGAUGACACGUGCCAGAUUAAAGCAGAAGCCAAGGGAAUUCCCUCAAUGGCCAAUCUAACAGUCAUAGAGGGAGACGCAUACUUCACGGUUAAGCUUCAGGAUUACACGGCGUUGGAGAAAGACUCUGUGGUACUGCAGUGUGAACUGAGUAAGGAGGUGGAGGUCAUGUGGUACCACAAUGAGAAGGAGCUCAAGGGCUCUAAGAAGGUGUCCAUCAGAGCCGAGGGCAAGCGGAGAAGCCUGAGCAUCAAGAGGGUGGAAGACCAAGACAAAGGGCAGUACAUGUGUGACUGUGGAACUGACAAGACGCUUGCUUCACUAAACAUUGAAGCUCGCCACAUCAAGGUGGUGCGACCUCUGUAUGGGGUGGAGUUGUUUGAUGGGGAGACGGCUCGUUUUGAGGUGGAGAUCUCGGAGGAUGACGUCCACGGCCAGUGGAAACUAAACGGAGAAAUCCUCAGUCCCUCUUCUGAUGUUGAGAUAGUGGAAGAUGGAGCCAAGCACACUCUGAUCUUGUACAACUGUAAGGUGCCCCUGACAGGAGAGUUGUUGUACAGCGCUGCUGAUGCUAAGUGCUCUGCUAACCUGAAAGUGAAGGAAAUCCCAGUGUCGUUCAUGACGCCACUGAGCGAUGUUCAUGUGUAUGAAAAAGAAGAAGCCAGAUUUGAGCUGGAAGUGUCCAGGGAGCCAAAAAGCUUCCGCUGGAUGAAAGGGCCACAGGAGUUGUCAAGUGAUGAGCGAUAUGAGCUGGGGGUGGAGGGGACGAGACACACACUGCUGGUGAAAUCAGCCAAAUACGAAGACGAAGGAAAAUACAUAUUUGAGGCUGAAGACAAGAGAACUUCUGGCAAGCUGAUAAUCCAAGGAAUCCGUCUGGAGUUUGUUAAGCCCAUCAAAGACGUUACUGUGAAGGAACGAGAGACUGCAGAAUUCAGCGUGGAGCUUUCUCAUGACGACAUCUCUGUUAUAUGGUACAAGAACGAUGUCCGUCUGCACCCCAGCAAGUUGGUCCACAUGUUGGACCAGGGCAAGACCCACAUCCUGGCAUUCAAGGAAGUGACCAUCGAUGACACCUCCCUGAUCAGGGUGGAGGCCAUGGGCAAGUGCUCCGAGGCUAUGCUCACCGUCAUUGAGGGAGACUUGUACUUCACCACCAAGCUGCAGAACUACACAGCUGUGGAGAAGGAUGAAGUUUCUCUGGUCUGUGAACUCAGCAAGUCUUUAGCCCAGGUCCAAUGGUUCAAGGAUGGUAAAGAAAUCAUUCCCUCAAAGAAUAUUGUUACCCAAACUGAUGGCAAGAAGCGUUUGCUGACCAUAAAGAAGGCAUCAAAAGCUGACAUUGGAGAAUACUCCUGUCACUGUGGUACGGACAAGACGACCGCCAGUCUGAACAUCGAAGAGCGGGACAUCAAGGUGGUUCGUCCGCUGUACAGCGUGGAGGUCACAGAGCUGGAGACGGCUAAGUUUGAGACGGAGAUCUCUGAGGGGGAUCUUCACGGGAACUGGAAGCUGAAGGGAGAAGCUCUUCUCCAGUCUUCAGACGUGGAGAUCAAGGAGGAAGGCACCAGACACACGCUGGUCCUCUUCAACGUCCGCUUGGAUAUGGCCGGAGGAGUGGAUUUCUCUGCAGCUAACGCUAAAUCUACGGCCAUGCUCAGAGUCAAAGCCCGGGUGAUCAGCCUGAGCAAGGUCCUGGAGGACGCCGUGGUGACGGCCGGGGAGACGGCCACCUUCCAGUGUGAGCUAUCUUUCGAAGGCAUUGCUGUCGAGUGGUUCCUGGGGGGUACCAAGCUGGAAUCAAGCAAUAGAGUGGUCACAAGAGCUGAAGGCAAAGUGCACUCACUUACACUAAGAAAUGUAAAACUGGCUGAGGCAGGUGAGGUGAGACUGGCAGCCAAGGACUUCCAGACAAAAGCCAACCUGAUUGUGAAAGAGCAACCCGUAGAGUUCAGCAAACCUCUGGAGGACCAGACGGUUGAAGAAGAGGCCACUGCCACCCUUGAGUGUGAAGUUUCCAGGGAGAACGCUGAGGUCCAUUGGUUCAGAGAUGGACAGGACAUCCGCAAGACCAAGAAAUACGAAAUAAUUGUUGAUGGCUGUAAGAGAGCCCUCAUCAUUCAUGACUGCACUAUGGACGAUUGCAGAACUUACACUUGUGACGCAAAGGACUUCAAAACCUCCUGCUUCCUCACUGUGGAGCCCCCUCAUGUCCAGUUCUCUAAGCCUCUCCAUGAUGUGGAGGUCCGUGAGAAGGAGUCUGCCAGGUUUGAAUGUGAAGUUUCCAGGGAGAAUUUGAAGGUUCGCUGGUUUAAAGAUGGAAGUGAGAUCAGGAAAGGGAAGAAGUAUGAAAUUAUUGCUCAAGGUGUCCAGCAUGUCCUGGUGAUCCACAAGUCUGUGUUCGAUGACGAGGCAGAAUACGAAUGUGAUGCUAAGACCAUCAAGUCCUCUGGCAUGCUGACAGUCGUUGAGGAGGAAGCUAGGUUCAGCAAGAAUCUGUCCAACGUGGAUGGAAUGGAGACAGACAGUGUCAAACUGAUCUGUGAAGUGUCCAAGCCCAGUGCAGAGGUCACUUGGUACAAAGGGGAGCAGGAGCUGCCUGAGGGAGGUCGCUAUGAGCAGAUCAUGGAUGGAAAGAGAAGGAUACUCAUCAUCCAGGACCUGAAGAUGAGGGAUGUUGGGGAGUACACAUGUAGACUGAGUCCAUCCAUCAAGACCUCUGGAAACCUCAUGGAUCAUGAACUGGCUGCUGAGUUCACCUCAAGGCCUCAGAGCCAGGAGGUGGUGGAGGGAGAGAAGGCAGAGUUUGUCUGCUCUGUCUCCAAGGAAACCUAUGAGGUGAAGUGGUUCAGAGGUGACAAGGAGCUGGAGGCCGGAGACAAGUACAAGAUGAUCAGCGACGGCAAGAAGAGAACACUGCUAAUCCAGAGCUCUGAGUGCAAAGACGAGGGAGGAUACAUCGUGGUGAUCGGAGGCAACCGGGCCAGUGCUUGACCUAACCGUGCUCAGAAACUCAGAAUCAUGACCCCACUGAAGGACACGGAGGCGCAGGAAGGAAAGGAGAUUGUCCUGAACUGUGAGGUGAACUCUGAGGGAGCCAAGGCUAAGUGGCUGAAGAACGACGAGACCAUAUUUGAGAGCAGCAAGUUCAUCAUGGUCCAGAGAGACAAUGUUUUCUCUCUGAGGAUCAAAGAUGCCCAGAAGGCUGACGUGGCCAACUACUCCAUUAUCCUGACCAACCAAAGAGGAGAGCAGGCCAAAAGUGCAUGCAACCUCACUGUCAAAGAGAGAGCCUGAGGGUUUGUGGUUCCUCUGGAGGAUAUUGACACCCAGGAGAGGAACACAGUGAGCUUCUCCUGUAAAGUGAACCGAACAGGGGCCAAACUGCUCUGGAUGAAGGGUAGCCAGAGCUUCUCCUUCAGCAAGCGCAUCGUGUACCGGGCUGACAAGGACCAACACACCCUGACAAUUAAAGACGGUACCCUGGCUGACGAAGGAGACUACACAGUCGCUGAGGAGAACAACAAGUCCACAGCAGACCUGAUCAUCAGCGAGGCUCCAGACUUCACAGCCCAGCUCAAAGACCAGACCAUCACAGAGUGAGAUGCGGAGUUCAUCUGCAAGUUGUCCAAGGAUAAGACUGAAGUGAAAUGGUACAGAGAUGGACGUGAAAUCCGAGAGGGACCAAGAUACACUUUCGGAAAAGAUGGAAAGACUUGCAAACUGAUAAUCAAGGAGUGCAGACCAGAUGAUGAGUGUGAAUACGCUUGUGGUGUGGAGGAAAAGAGAUCCAGAGCCAGGCUCUUUGUUGAAGAAACGGCAGUGGAGAUCAUCAGACCUCCCCAGGAUGUGUUCGAGCCUCCAGGCUCCGACAUUGUGUUUGAGGUGGAGCUCAACAAGGACCGAGUGGAAGUCAAGUGGUUGAGGAACAACAUGACUGUGGUGCAAGGAGAUAAGUACCAGAUGAUGAGCGAGGGGAAGAUUCACCGCCUGCAGGUGUGUGAGAUCCGCCCUCGCGACCAAGGAGAGUACAGAGUCAUCGCAAAGGACAAGGAUGCCAAGGCCAAGCUGGAGCUGGCAGCUAUGCCCAAGAUUAAGACUACCGACCAGAGCUACGUGACUGAUGCUGGCAAGCCCAUCGUCAUGGCGGUUCCCUACAGCGCUUACCCAAGCCUGAAGCGCAGUGGCUGUUUUGGGAGCAGCCCCCUGCCAAGGAUUGACAUUCAUACAUCAGCUGACAGGACAGAGUACCAACUCAAAGACCCCAAGAAGACAGACGAGGGACACUACAAAGUCGUCAUCAAAAACAAACACAACGGCGAUGGAGAGGCCUUCAUCCACCUGGCCUGUUACGUGCCCGGACCGGUGAAGGGCCUCCAGGUGACUGACACCGCUGACGGUGAGGUGAGUCUUGCCUGGGAGGAGCCAGAGAGCGACGGCGGAAGCAAGAUUGUUUCUUACGUGGUGGAGAGACGGGAUGUGAAGCGUAAGACCUGGACCCUGGCAACAGACCAUGCAGAGACCCCUGAGUUCACAGUGACCGGCCUCCAGAAGGAACCCAUGUACCUAUUCAGAGUCUGCGCUCGCAACAGAGUAGGCUGCGGGCCAAACAUUGAGACAGACAAACCUGUGCAAGCCAAGAAUAAAUUUGAUGUGCCUGAGGCACCUCUCAACGUGCUCGUGAGCAAAGUCAGUAAGUUUGCUGCUACAGUGUCUUGGGAGCCUCCAGAGUCCAACGGAGGGUCGCCCCUCACAGGCUACGUCAUCGAGCUUCGUGACCGCACCUCCGUCAAAUGGUCCGCCGUCCCAGGUGACCAAGGACAGACGAACUCAAGCGCUAUCAUCAAUGACGUCAUUGAGAACAAGAGUAUAUCUUCAGGGUGAAGGCUGAGAACAAAGGCUGGUGAAGGCAAACCUAGCGCUGCUUCACGACCGGUCAAUAUCAUGGACCCCAUUGAACGCCCAAGUCCCCCUCUGAACCCAGUUUGGCAGGACCAGAACAAAAGCCUCAGUGCAGCUCUCCUGGGACACCCUCCAACCAGUAAUGGAGGUAGCAUCAUCACCGGCUACAUCAUUGAGCGAUCCGAGGAAGGAUCAAACAAGUGGUUGCGCUGUAACGCCAGACUUUGCCAGGACCUGUUCCUACAAGUUACUGGUCUGAAAUACGGCACCAAAUACAACUACCGUGUGUUUGCUGAGAACGCUGCUGGCCUCUCUGACCCAUCAAACACCAUGGGACCUCUGCUGGCGGACGACGUUCAUGUGGCUCCGACCAUCGACCUGAGUGCUUUCAGGAAUGGACUCGAAGUAAUUGUUCCUCAUCCACUCACCAUCCGUGUACCAAUAACCGGAUACCCCACACCGACUGCAAAGUGGACCUUUGGAGACAAGGAGCUGACUUCUGAUGAUGAACGAUUUCGGGAACCCAUGGUGACCAAGUCGACAUUCGUAGAGCUGGUGGUGACCCCUAGGUUGCGUCCGGAUUCAGGGCACCUACUCCCGACGCUUGAGAACGAUGUCACCUCCGUCUCCGGAGAGAGUGAAGUGACUGUCAUCGCUUCCCCCAGCGGCCCCAAAGACUUCAAGGUGCAGGAGGUGACCAGACAGCAUGUCCACCUCAUGUGGGAUAGCCCCCGAACAUGAUGGAGGAAGCCAUUGACCGGAUACCAGGUGGAAAAACGAGAUAUGUCACGCAAGACCUGGGUCAAGGUUGUAUCAGGACUCCAGGACCAGGAGUACACUGUGACGGAUGUGAUGGAAGGCAAAGAAGUACCUCUUCAGGAGUAAACAGCCUGCAAUAAGUGUGGUCCAGGAGAACCAGCCUACAUUGAUGAGUACGUAUGUCUCAGGUCUGUGUCUCAUCCAUUUACUGUGUCCCCUCAGCGGUGCCUGACCCUCCCAGAGAACCUGAGGUGGAAGAGACAAUGUCUGUCAAGUCGGCAUUUCCUCACCUGGGAACCCCCAAAGUACGACGGAGGCACUGGCAUCAAGGGCUACAACGUGGAACGCUGCCAGAGAGGAACCGAUAAGUGGGAGCCUUGAGACAUGGUGCCUGAGCUCAAGUGCCAGGUGACUGGUCUGCAGGAGGGACAGUGGUACUCCUACAGAGUCAGAGCGCUCAACCGUCUAGGAGCAAGCAGACCCUGCAAGGCCACAGACGAGAUCCUGGCCGUGGAUCCCAAAGAACCUCCAGGGAUUCAGCUGGAUGCCAAGCUUCUGGCCGGUCUGACUGCCAAGGCUGGUAGCCGGAUCGAGCUUCCUGCUGAGGUUACCGGUAAGCCUGAACAAGUGAAGUGGACCAAGGCUGACCUGAUACUCAUCAAAGACGAUAGAGUCUCAAUCGACACCAAGCCAGGCCAUUCGACGGUCACCAUUGCUAAGACUACAAGAGAAGACACCUCAACUUACAUAAUCGAAGCCACCAACAGCAGUGGACGCGCUACAGCCACUGUCCAUGUCAACAUUCUAGAUAAGCCUGGUCCUCCGGCUGCCUUCGACAUCUCUGAAAUCACCAACGAGUCCUGCUUCCUGUCCUGGAAUCCCCCCAGAGACGAUGGAGGCUCCAAGAUCACCAACUACAUCGUAGAGCGUCGCGCUGCAGAAAGUGAAAUCUGGCACAAGCUUUCCUCCACUAUCAAACUGACGACCUACAAGGCUGUGGGUCUGGUCAGUUUCAAAGUAUACAUUUUCAGAGUGUUUGCUGAAAACCAGUUUGGCGUUGGUACAUCAGCAGAACAUCCAUCCAUCAUUGCCAGAUAUCCCUUCAACACUCCUGGAGCUCCUUACAAGCUGGAGCCCUCAGACAUCGCCAAAGACUCCCUAAACCUGUCGUGGUACGAGCCCGACGAGGAUGGAGGCAGUCCUAUCACUGGCUACUGGAUGGAGCGCUACGAACCGGACCAUGACAAGUGGAUCCGAUGCAACAAACUGCCCAUUAAAGACACCAACUACCGGGUCAAAGGUCUUCCCACCAGGAAGAAGUACAAGUUCAGAGUACUUGCUGAGAACUUAGCUGGAACAGGGAAACCCAGCAAGGAGACUGAUCAAAUCCUGGUCAAAGAUCCUAUCGAUCCUCCAUGGGCCCCUGGUAAACCAACAGUGAGGGACGUGGCCAAGACCUCAUGUUUCCUCAUGUGGACCAAACCAGAGCACGAUGGUGGAGCCAAGAUCGAUGGCUACAUCAUCGAGAUGCUGAAGAGUGGAACCGCAGACUGGAUCAGAGUUGCCGACGACAUCAACCUCCUGGAGCACUCCCUCAGGGGUCUGAUGGAGAAACAGGAGUACUCAUUCCGAGUCAAGGCCGUCAACAAGGCUGGAGAGAGUGAGCCCAGCGAGCCCAGCGACCCUGUGCUCAUCAAGGAGAGACUCUCGCCCCCCAUGGCUCCACGCUGGCUGCUGGUGGUAAGCAUCAGCAGGAACAGUGCUGAGAUGAAGUGGACGGCCCCUGAGAGGGACGGAGGCUCCCCCAUCACCAACUACGUGGUGGAGAAGAGGGAUGUGAGGAGGAAGGGCUGGCAGGCGGUGGACACCACGGUGAAGGAGCUCAAGUACUGUGUGACGCCCCUCAACGAGGGCUCCCUGUAUGUGUUCAGAGUGGCCGCUGAGAACGCUGUUGGAGUCGGAGCCUUCUGUGAACUGGAGGACUCGGUUCUGGCCAAGGACACUUUCACAACUCCUGGACCCCCUUAUGGCCUGGCGGUGCUCAGUGUCAGUAAGAGACACGUGGACCUGCAGUGGGAGGCACCUAAGAACGACGGAGGCAGACCUAUCCUCAGGUAUUCCCUUGAGAAGAAGGAGAAGCUUGGGACCCGCUGGGUGAAGUGUGGUAAGACCUCAGGGCCAGACUGUAAGUACAGAGUGACCGACGUCAUCGAGGGAACCGAGGUCCAAUUCUUGGUGCGAGCUGAGAACGAGGCUGGGGUCGGACAUCCCAGCGAACCUACAGAGAUCAUUACCAUUGAAGACCCCACAGGUGUUCCAUCACCACCCAUUGCACUCCAGAUCACUGGAGCCAGCCGGGACUUCCUGUCCAUUGGCUGGAAGCCCCCAGAGAGGACUGGCGGAAGCCCCAUCAGUGGCUACCAUGUUGAGAUGUGUGAGGCCGGGACGGAGAAGUGGAUGAGAGUCAACUCCAGGCCUGUUAAGGAACUCAAGUUCUGCAUCGACGAGGGAGUGGUAGCCGAGAAGGAGUACGUCCUGAGAGUCCGUGCCAUCAAUGCUGUAGGCGUGAGCGAGCCCUCAGACAUGUCUGACAACGUGUUUGCAAAGGAGAGUGACUGUUUCCCCACCCUGGAGUUCCAGACCCUGGACCUGGUGGUGGUAGAGACGGAGAAGAUGCACAUCCCAGUGCCCUUCAGGGCCGUCCCCUCACCAAAGAUCAUCUGGCACAAAGAUGGCAAGGAGCUGAGGGCAGAUGAGCGUCUGGGCUUCAGGAAGGAGUACACCUCCUGUCACCUGGAGGUGGACAGCAGUAUCCAUGGUGACGCCGGACAGUACAAAGUUACACUGGAGAACAAGCUUGGAGCCACCAGUGCUGCCAUCAACGUCAAAGUCAUCGGUCUGCCUGGUCCUUGUAAGGCAAUCCUGGCCUCAGAGAUCACUAAGAGCACCUGCAAGGUGACCUGGGACCCUCCAGACUACGACGGAGGAAGCCCUGUUCUUCACUAUGUUCUGCAGCGCCGCGAGGCAGGCAGGAGGACAUAUGUCAACAUGAUGUCAGGGGAGAACAAGGUGAGCUGGCCUGUGAAGGACCUGAUCCCCAACGGAGAGUACUACUUCCGUGUCCAAGCUGUGAACAAGAUCGGAGGAGGAGAAUACAUCGAGCUGCGCAACCCAGUCAUCGCACAGGACCAGAAACACGUUCCUGACCCACCAGUGGACGUAGAGACUCACAACGCCACAUCCAAGACUGUCACACUGACCUGGAAACCCCCCAUGUACGACGGUGGAGCCAAGAUCAUGGGCUACGUCCUGGAGAAGUUCCAGAAGGGCCUGGACAAGUGGGAGAGGUGCAACGACUUCCUGGUUCCUGUGCUCUCCUACACCGUGAGGGGCCUGACUGAAGGGAGGAACUACCAGUUCAGGGUCAAGGCUGAGAACGCUGCUGGGGUCAGCGAACCCUCUCGCAGCUCAUUGUUUGUCAAGGCCUCCGACGCUAGAGAUCCUCCCAAGGUGUUCCUCAGCGGCAAUGUGCAGUCGGGUCUGAACAUCAAGAGAGGCUGUGAGAUCUGUCUAGAUGCCAACAUUUCCGGAUAUCCAUACCCUCAGAUCACCUGGUACUGGAAUGACCAGGUCAUCAGACCAGAGGCCCUCAGGGUGAGGCCCGACAGACCCAUCAAGAAGAAGGUUGUGAAGAGCCAAGUGGAGGAGAAGAAAGAGGAAGGAGAGAAGAAAGAAGAGAAGAAGGAAGGAGAGACCAAGGUGGAAGAGAAGAAAGAAGAGGAGAAGAAGGAAGAGGAACAGCCAGCAGAGGCAGAGCCAGAGGAGUCUGACUAUCCCACCAUCAACGAGCGUCUGAGCCUCGAAGACUGCAAGAGGGGGGAGUCCCGGAUCGUUGUCAAGGACACCAUCCGUGGAGACCAUGGAGUCUACACCAUCACGGUGAAGAACGACCAGGGAAAAGCUUCUGCUUCUUGUGAUGUCAACGUGCUUGAUACUCCUGGACCUGCGGUCAACUUCCGCUUCGAGGAGGUGAGGAAGAACUAUGUAGUCUGCAAGUGGGACACACCCCUGGACGACGGUGGAAGCGAGAUUCUCAAUUACACCUUGGAGAAGAAAGACAACUCCAAGAUUGAGAUUGGCUGGAGCUCAGUCACCGCCACCUUGCGCGGCUGUCGCUACCUGGUGCCCAAACUCAUCGAGAAGAAGGAGUACAUCUUCAGAGUGGUGGCCGAGAACAAGUUUGGUGCUGGUCCGGCCUGCGUGUCCAAACCCCUCAUUGCCAAGGAUCCCUUCGAUCCUCCAGAGAUUCCAGAUAAGCCAGACAUCGAUGACAUCACUGCCCACAGCAUGGUGGUGUUGUGGAGCGAGCCCGCGGACAACGGCAGCCCCAUCCUGGGCUACUGGGUAGAGCGCCGUGAGAUUAACAGCUCCAAAUGGGCCCGCGUCAACAGGUGGACUUGGUUGCAGACAACAGAGGUGACCGUGGAAGGCCUCAUAGAGGGUCUGACCUACAUCUUCAGAGUCGCAGCAGAAAACCAGGCUGGGCCUAGCAAGUUCAGCAUCCCCUCUGACCCUAAGACUGCCCAUGCCCCCAUCCUCCUUCCUGGUCCUCCUGUUGCCAGGGUGAUGGAAACUACAGACCACUCUAUCGAUGUGGAGUGGGAUGCUCCCCUGGACAACGGUGGAGGAGAUAUCCUGGGGUACCAUGUUGACAAGGUCAGUCUCACCCGAGCUUCUCACAGGCCUCUGAGGACAUUUUUCUACUAUAAAAUAGCAGGCCUGUCGCACCAGCCUGGGUUGGAACCAAGGACUUGGUCCAGGUCUUACAGAGCGACCCUGGAAGACCGGGCCUUCACGGUCUAUGGGCGUCCGAGAGGGUCCAAGUACAUGGUCAGAGUUAUCGCCUGCAAUGCUGCUGGAGAAGGAGCACCAGGCGUUCACUGAGUCCGUGUUCGUCAGGAACCUGCUGAAGAAGCCAGUCAUCGAAUGGACCUGUCUGUGAAGAACGGUGUGGUCAUCAGAGCAGGAGAGACACUUAACCUCCCAGCCACUGUCACAGGAAACCCUAAACCUCAUCACCUGGGUGGUCAAUGACAGCAAACCCAGACAAGGAGCGUGUGGAGAUCCUGGCAGGAUGGCGACCAGAGCAUCGUCCACAUCAAGAAGGUCCAGAGGAAGGACUGUGGGAAAUACCUGAUAUCUGCCUGCAACCCAAGUGGAACCAAGUCUGCCUGGGCUCGGGUGGAUGUCAUGGAUGUCCCUGGCCCAGUCACAGACCUGAAGCCUGUGGUCGUCACUCGCAAGAUGAUCUUCCUGAACUGGGACGACCCAGACGACAACGGUGGAAGUGACAUCACUGGCUUCAUCGUGGAGCGGAGGGAUGCUAAGAUGCACACGUGGAGGCAGCCCGUGGAGACGGCCUCCUCCAAGUGCGAGUGUGUAGGUAUCAUGGAGGGCCAGGACUACAUGUUCCGGGUUAUCGCCAAGAACAAGUAUGGCAUGGGACCCCCCCUGGAACUGGGACCCAUCAAGGCUGUGGACCCACAAGGACCCCCCAGCUACCCUGAGAAGUUCCACUACACAGAGAGGACCAAGAACUCCAUCACCCUGUCCUGGAAACCACCUCGUAAUGAUGGCGGCAGCCUCAUCGGCUACUUUUGUAGAGAAGAAGAACAUGACCAGCAGGUCUUUGAGCCCUGCAACAAAGACAUCUGCCCCAACCAGACCAUGACCUUGAGGGUCUGGAGGAGUCCUGGAUGUACGAGUUGGAGGAUUAAAUGUGCCAACCUGAUUGGAGAGAGCGAGCCCUAUCCUUUGACGGUUGUGAUUCAGGAUGAUGAAGUGUCUCCUGAUAUCCACAUGCUGAAGGUCUUCAAGGGAGACUCCAUCACGGUGAGGAAGGGCGACCUCAUCGAGAUCCCGGCCGACGAUGGUCUUCCCAUCCCCAAGGUGGAGUGGUUCAAGGACGACGUUCUGAUAGUGGAGGCUUCAGAGAGCCUGCUGAUGGAGACAGUGGAGACCGGCAGGAUGAACUGUAACACCUGCGUCCUCCAUGCCUUCGGCCAACCGGCGGGACAAGGGCAGCACUACACCGUCACUGCCUCCAACAAUGGCACCUGCAGACACACCGUCUUCGUCAUGGUGCUGGACCGCCCACUGCCCCCCAGGAAGGAUGGUGUCCACAUCAAGGGAGAGUCUUGCUCCCUGCAGUGGGACAAACCGCUCGACAACGGUGGCAGCGAGCUCACCAACUACAUUGUGGGAGGAAGGAGGUGUUGAGCUGAGGAGCCAGAGCUGUGGAGGAGGGCGAGGAGCCCGCCUGCUGCACCCCAGUGGACCGAAGUCACCAACAGCAUCAUUGAGAGGAGAUUUGGGGUGUGGAACCUGGAGACCAAUAAAACCUACCUGUUCCGGGUCCGAGCUGAGAACCGCUACGGUAGGUCCGACCCCUGUGCCACAGAAGAAGUUCUCAUCACGGAUCCAUUCGGCCUUCCUGGGCCACCAGAGAAGCCAACCAUCGCUGAGUACUCCAAGACCUCCAUGACCUUAACCUGGGAGCCCCCCAGGGAAAAUGGCGGCUCUCUGGUCACCGGCUACUGGCUGGAGAAGAGGGAGAAAGGCUCCUCCUACUGGGCCAAGGUCAACAAGGUUCCCGUCACAAAGCGUGGCCUUAAGGGCUGGGAAUACCAGGUUACCCGUCUGAAUGAGGGGACGGAGUACGAGUUCCGAGUAGCAGCGUCCAACUCUGCAGGAAUCGGACCUUUCAGUGGCGCUUCAGACUCUGCCUUUGCUAUCGACCCUCUCACUCCCCCCGGCAUGCCGGCUGCCCCGACGAUUGCGGACAAGACCAAGCACAGCGUCACCUUGGCUUGGAGUGCCCCAGAGUGGGACGGUGGAAGUCCUAUCAAAGGCUACAUCAUCGAGAUACAAGAUGAAGGCUCCUCAGAGUGGGCGAGGAUCAACGACGCAGAAUCUCUGCACCCCAGUACCGAGUUCACUGUCCCCAGCCUCCGAGAGCUCAAACUGUACCGCUUCAGGAUCAUCGCGGUCAAUGACAUCGGGGAGUCCGACCCCAGUCCUCGCACCGCAGAGGUUCUGGUAGAGGAGGUUCAGGUUGAACCCAAGCUGUUGCUGGACAUGCUGGCAGACGACCUGCUCUGCAUCAGGGCUGGUGACCCAAUCAGGAUCCCGGUCAUUGUCAAGGGCCGCCCCGUUCCCAAGGUUACCUGGGACUUUGAUGGCAAAGCCAAGUCGCACAAGAAGAACAAAGUGCACACAUUGCCAGUAGACUCUGAGAUUGAAUCUACAGACAUGACCUCUACCGUGACCAUCCCUGUCAGCCUGAGGAGUCAUUCAGGACGCUUCACCAUCACCGGAAAGAACAAGUCUGGACAGAAACACAUCAACGUCAGAGUUAAUGUCCUUGAUGUUCCUGGGGCUCCAAAGGAUCUGAGGGUGACUGACAUUGCCAAGUCAACGAUGAGGCUAAUCUGGAAGCUUCCAGACAACGAUGGAGGAGAGAGAAUCAAGAGCUACUUCAUAGAGAAGAGAUGUGUCACCGACAAGGCCUGGACCACGGUGAACGCCACGUGCGCAAGCCAGGCGUAUGUGGUCCCAGGUCUUCUGGAGGGACAGGAGUACCUGUUUAGGGUCCGCGCUGAGAACCGCAUCGGAUUCAGCCCUUACACUGUAACCAGUGAGCCUUCAAGGGCCCGGGACCCCAUCUACCCUCCUGACCCCCCCACGAAGGUCAGGGUGAAUCUGGUCACCAAGACCACGGUGACCCUGACCUGGGAGGCCCCUAAGAACAACGGCGGCUCUCGGGUCACACACUACCUCAUUGAGCGUCUGAGCUGGGACACCAGUGGCAAGGAGAAGGAGACUUGGAAGCAGUGCAACAAGAGAGAAGUGGAGGAGCUCACCUUCGUGGUGGAGGACCUGAAGGAGGGAAUAGAAUACGAGUUCAGGGCGAAGGCUGUGAAUGCAGCCGGCCCCAGCAGACCCUCGGCAACGGCCGGACCCCUGGUGAUCAAGGAUCAGACAUGCGCACCCACCAUCGAAAUGCGUGAGGCGGUGGAGGGAGAGGAGGGCUGUGAUGUCAGUCUGCUGGCUAAGAUCAGCGGCUGCCCCUUCCCCACCCUCACCUGGCUGAAGGCCAGCCUGGCCAAACCUGAGGACAAGACAGGGGUGCAGUACGACCAGCACACCAACAAGCUGGUCACCCAGGAGAAGUGUACCCUGCUCAUCCAGCAGUCCAAGAGGGAGGACUCUGCCCUCUACACCCUGACCGCCAGCAACAGCCUGGGCAAGGCAUCCAAGGACAUCACCCUGACUGUCCUCGGUCGCCCCGGCCCCCCGGUGGGACCCAUCAAACUGACGGAGGUGUUUGCUGAGCGCAUCGGUCUGGCAUGGAACCCUCCCAAAGACAACGGAGGAUCAAAAAUCACCAACUACGUGGUGGAGAAGCGUGAGGACAACAGAAAGUCCUGGGUGCACGUGUCCAACGACCCCAAGGAUUGUGCUUAUGUGGUGACCCGACUCACGGAGAACCACGAGUACGAGUUCCGGGUCAUGGCUCAGAACAAGUUUGGAGUGGGACCACCCAUAAGCAGUGAACCAGAGAAGGCCAGGAACCUCUUCACGGUUCCUGGUCAGUGUGAGAAGCCCACGGUCACCGAGGUGUGUCUGGAGUCCAUGACAGUGAACUGGGAAGAGCCUGAGUACGACGGAGGCUCCUCAAUUACCGGCUACUUCAUUGAGAAGAAGGAGACCACCUCCAAGCGCUGGGCCAGGGUCAGCCGCGAGCCAAUCAGAGCGCUGCCUCUGGGGAACAACUGGGACGUCACCGGGCUGAUAGAGGGCUCCAUGUACCAAUUCAGGGUCAUCGCCAUAAACGCGGCCGGCUGCGGCCUCCCCAGUGUUCCCUCGGACCCUGUGCUCUGCAGGGACCCCAUCACACCCCCUGGCCCCCCGUCCCCCAAAGUGACAGACUGGACCAAGUCCACCGUGGAGCUGGAAUGGAUUCCCCCUCAGACGGACGGAGGCUCCAAGGUGACCGGCUACUUCGUGGAGUACAAGGAGGUGGACAAGGCGGAGGAGGAGAAGAAGGCUCAGAGAAUGGCCCUGAUGCUGAGCGAGCCAGAAGAGGAGGAGAAGGAGGGAGAGCCUGAGGAGUGGGAGAAGGCUAAAGAUAAGGAAAUCAGAGGAACCAAGUUUGUGGUUCCCGACCUAAAGGAGGGCAGUCAGUACCGCUUCAGGGUGAGAGCCGUCAACGCUGCUGGGGUUGGAGAGCCAGGACACGUCUCAGAGCUAAUUGAGCUCAAAGACAGAACCAUUGCUCCAUGAGAUGGACCUGGAUGCAUCUGUAAGGAGAAGAUCGUAGUACAUGCUGGUGCCACCAUCCGUAUCAUUGCCUACGUCUCUGGUAAACCAGCUCCACUUAUCAGCUGGUGUCGCGAUGAUGCAGACGUUCCCAAGGAGGCGGUUGUGGAGACCACUGGCAUCUCUAACUCUCUGGUCAUCAAGAACUGCAGGCGCCAACACCAAGGAAUCUACACCCUUUCCGCCAAGAACGAGGGUGGCGAGAGGAGAAAGGCUGUGGUCGUAGAAGUUCUUGAUGUGCCUGGCCCAGUGGGUCUUCCCUUUGCUGGAGAGAAUCUGACCAACGACUCGUGUAAACUGACGUGGUCUUCUCCUGAGGACAACGGUGGCUCGGCCAUCACCAACUAUAUCAUAGAGAAGAGAGAGUCUGAUCGCAUGGGCUGGACCUCGGUGUCCUACACGGUGACCAGGAACAACGCGGUUGUCCAGGGUCUCAUUGACGGGAAGGGAUACUUCUUCAGGAUCGCAGCAGAGAACAUCAUUGGCAUGGGACCCUUCAUCGAGACCGACAAGAUGGUUCUCAUCAAGGACCCCAUCUCUGUUCCUGAGCGUCCAGAAGAGCUGGAAGUCACCGCCAUCACCAAGGAAUCCAUUUCUGUUUCCUGGAGACCACCCAAGUACGAUGGUGGUGCUGAGAUCACCCAGUAUAUCUUGGAGUCUCGUCUGAUCGGAAAAGACAACUUCACGCCUAUCGGUGGAGAAGAGAAGCUGAUGGACAAGAAGUUUACCCAUGCUGACCUGAAGGAGGGUUCCAGCUACGAGUUCAGAGUUUCUGCCGUCAACCAGGUCGGCAAGGGCAAAGCCUCCUUCUGCACCAAACCCAUCCAGGUCAAGGAGGAGCUUGAACCUCCCGCCCUGGACCUGGACUUCAGAGACAAGAUGAUGGUGAAGGUAGGAGACAUGUGCAACCUGCAGGGUCGCUACAGUGGCAAGCCAGCGCCCACCAUCACCUGGAGCAAGAACGACGAGGAGCUGAAGGCUGAUGAGGAGAUCAGCUCCCACAGCACUAGCAGACACCUCAACCUCACCAUCUCCAAGGCCAAGAGGGAGCACAGUGGCUGCUACACGGUCACUCUGGAGAAUGCAGUGGGAACACGCAAGGGACUGUGCUCCAUAACCGUGGUCGACCGACCACAGCCUCCAGAGGGUCCUGUAGUAUUCGACGAGGUCUACAGGAACUACAUGGUGAUCUCCUGGAGCCCUCCUCUGGACGACGGUGGCUGUGCCAUCUCUAACUACAUCGUCGAGAAAAGAGACACCAACAGAGAGCUGUGGAUGCCCGUCACCGCCUCCUGCACCCGGACCAGCUGCAAGGUUCCAAAGCUGAUCGAGGGCAGAGACUACAUUGUCAGGAUCAUGGCUCAAAACAUCUACGGCAUCAGCGAACCUCUACUGUCUACCGAGACCAAGGCUAAAGAUGUCUUCAAGGUCCCAGAUGCCCCCAAGCAGCCUGUGGUAAAGGAGGUGUACCACAACACCGCCCUCAUCAGCUGGGAGCCUCCUGCUGACGGAGGGAAACCCAUCACUGGGUACAACGUGGAGAGGAAGGAGACCAUGGCUAAAGGAUGGAUCCGCUGUAACAAGGAGAAGAUCCAUGCCAGGGUUGAGUACUGGGUCCCAGAUCUGCUGCAGGGCUGCGAGUACGAGUUCAGAGUCAGUGCCGAGAACGUUGUGGGAGUGGGAGACCCCAGCCCCGCCACCAAACCAGUGUUUGCUAAAGACCCCAUUGUUCGUCCUAGUCCUCCCGUGAACCCAGAGGCCUUAGACUGGACCAAGGAGUCUGUGUCCCUGUCCUGGCAGCCUCCAAAGGACACCGGCAGGGGCAAGAUCCUGGGAUACCUGGUGGAGUUCCAGAAGGCCGGGGACGAGGAGUGGCUCAAGGUGAACCAGACCCCAGACUCCUGCCAGGACACCAAGUUCAAGGUGAUCAACCUGGAGGACGGGGGUCUGUACCGCUUCCGUGUCAUUGCCGUCAAUGCUGCUGGAGAAUCUGAGGCUGCUAAUGUGAAGGAGCCCGUCCGAGCUCAGGACAGAUUCGAGCCCCCAGAGCUGAUCCUGGAUGCAGCGAUGACGCGUGAGGUGAAGGCCAUGGCUGGAACUCACAUCGUCCUGAUGGCUGAGAUCACUGGUAAACCCUUCCCUAGUGUCAUCUGGAAGAAGAAUGAGGCCGAGGUGCCCACCAGAGCUGACAUCGAGGUCAACCAGAGUGCGACCAAGCUGGAGAUGAGGUUCUGUAACCGUGACGACUGUGGAGAUUACACCCUGACUGUGGAGAACCCGGCUGGAUCCAAGACCGUGACCUGCACUGUCUUGGUCCUGAAUAAGCCCGGUCCCAUUCAACACCUGCGUGUGACCGAUGUGAGGAAUGACUCCGCCUACCUGUCCUGGAAAGACCCAGAGGACAAUGGCGGUGCCCGCAUCACUAACUUUGUGGUGGAAAAGAAGGAUGCAGCCUCGGCCCAGUGGGUGCCCGUCUGCUCCUCUUCUAAGAAGCGCAGCAUUACGGCCAAACACCUGAUGGAAGGAACAUCCUACCUGUUCCGCGUGGCUGCUGAGAACCAGUAUGGCAGGAGUGAAUAUGUGGAGACACCAAGGUCCAUCAAGGCCAUGAACCCCCUGUUCCCACCUGGCCCACCUAAGGACCUGCAUCACGUCGAUGCUGACAAGACUGAGGUAUGGCUGAUCUGGAACUGGCCCGACCGCAAUGGAGGAAGUAACAUCACUGGCUUCUUGGUUGAGUACCAGGAGGAGGGAGAGAGGGAAUGGGAUGAGUGGAAGACAGUCAGUAUCCCUGAAAGUCAUGUGACUGGCCUGGAGGAGGGAAAGACGUAUCGUUUCCGCGUGAGAGCUGAGAACGCCAUUGGCCUCAGCAGACCCGACACCACCCUUCCUGUCCUAUGCCAGGAGAAACUGGUGGCUCCCAUCGUUGAAGUGGACGUUAAGCUGAUAGAGGGCAUCACGGUCAAGGCUGGCACCACCAUCAGGCUUCCAGCCAUCAUGAGAGGAAUCCCAGUUCCCACUGCUAAGUGGUGCAUCGAGGGAGAGGAGAUCACCACAGAGGGGAAUGUAAAGAUAGACACUGACAACUUCUCUACUGUGCUCAGCAUCAACGACUGUACCAGAAAUCACACUGGGAGCUAUCUGCUGACAGUGUCCAACCCAGCCGGAAGCAAAACCGUGGGGCUCAGUGUGACCGUUCUGGAUGUUCCCGCUGCUCCCAUUGGACCCCUGAAUAUCCUGGAGGUGACACCAGACUCCAUGGAGAUCGAAUGGCGUCCUCCAAAAGAUGAUGGAGGUAGCCCAGUUAUCAAUUACAUCGUUGAGAAGAGAGAAUCCAACAAGGAGUCCUGGGGAGGAGUAAGCUCUGGUAGCACCGCCAACAUACUCAAGAUCUCCCGUCUGCAGAAGGGAGUUGAGUAUGUGGUCCGAAUCCGUGCUGAGAAUAAAAUGGGUAUUGGUGCUGCGCUGGAGAGCAUGCCCACCGUCGCCCAGCACUCAUUUGAGGCCCCAAGCCACCCUGGUAAACCACAUACGUCAGAUAUCGCAGAGGACGCAGUCACGGUUGGCUGGACCAUGCCUUUGGCUGAUGGUGGCAGCCAGAUCACUGGCUACCUAAUUGAACGCCGACACAUCGGAGGCAAGUGGAUCCGUGUGAACAAGACGCCCUGCAAGGACCUCAGGUACAGAGUUCUGGGCCUGUUUGAGGGCAACAACUAUGAGUUCAGAGUUUUUGCUGAAAAUAUUGCUGGAUACAGUGGUCCCUCUCCCAUCUCGGACCCCUGCAAGCCUUGCAGGCCCAUCACUGUGCCAAGCCACCCUAUCAACCCCAAGGUCAAGGACUACAGCAAAUCGACAGCUGACCUGGUGUGGUCAAAACCUAACAAAGAUGGAGGUAGCCCCAUCUUGGGCUACACAGUGGAGAUGAAGAAGGCUGAUAGUGAGGAGUGGAAGAAGGUUAACCUGGAUGACUUCAUCAAACAGUGUGCCUACAGAGUCAAGGCCCUGGAGGAAGGGCAAGAAUAUAGGUUCAGAGUCUUUGCUUCCAAUAUGAUUGGAGAUGGAGAAUCCCGGGAGAUCGCAGAGUCCACCAUUGCUCAGGACAUCCUCAUUCCUCCUGAAAUAGAGAUUGAGGCUUCCUGCCGUGAGCAUCUCACUGUGCGCGCUGGACACAACAUCAACAUCACAGGGUACAUCAAGGCUCGUCCAGACCCUGAGAUCCUGUGGUCCAAGGGAGAGACUGUUUUGGAAAAUACCAAACGUAUCACCAUCACCCAGAACCUCCCAGUGGUCCACAUGAAAAUCAAGGAGGCCACCAGAGCCGACCAUGGCCAAUUCAUCUUAAAGGCAUCCAACGAGGGUGGUGAGGCCUCCUGCAUCAUCACAGUCAACGUCCUGGACCGACCUCUCCACUGUCAGAACCUCCACCUCACAUAUGCCACCAAGGGCUCCUGUAUGAUUAACUGGGAAGCUCCAAUAGACAACGGUGGCUCUGAAAUCACCAACUACAUUGUGGAGUGCCGUGAGCCUAGCGUCAGCAUGUGGUCUAUGAUCUCAUCUACCUGCACCAACCGCAUGAUCAAGGCCAAGCUUAUGGAAGGGCAUGAAUACCUAUUUCGUGUCUGUGCUGAGAACAAGAUGGGCCCAGGGCCAACUGUUGAGACCAAGACACCCCUGCUGGCCAUCGACCCCAUUGAGAAACCUGGAGAGCCUGAGAAUUUCAGGGCCACUGAUAUCGGCAAAAACCACGUGUACCUCAGAUGGAGGAAGCCUGAUUAUGAUGGCGGCAGCCACAGCAUCUCCUACAACCUGGAGUAUAAGGUAAAGGAUGGCGAGGAGUGGGAGGAACUCAACGCUGGCCCUCUCAACAACACAUUCCUCAUGGCCGACAAGUGCACUGAGAACCAGAUCUAUACAUUCAGGGUGCAGACAGUCAAUGAGGGUGGAGAGAGUGACUGGGUGAAGCUCUGUGAUAUAUUGGUGAGGGAAGAGAUCCAGAAGCCAGUGAUCGACCUGAAGCAGGUAGGAUCAGUGACUGUGAAGGCUGGAGAGUCUGUCAGGAUGGAGGCUGGCCUGAGAGGAAAGCCCCAACCAGAGGUCAAGUGGGUCAAGGACAAAGCAACAGGAGACAACCCCAGAAUGAGCUACGAGACAGGGGCCGACUACUCCAAGUUCCUCUUGACAAAGUCGAAACGUACAGACACCGGCAAGUAUGUGGUCAGUGCCACCAACUCAGCUGGCACCUUCACAGCAUAUGCUAACAUCAACGUGUUGGACAUCCCCGGGCCUGUAAGGAACCUCAGGGUUACUGGGAUUGGAGCUGACAAGUGCAGGGUGAUCUGGGACAAUCCUGAGGACGACGGUGGAUGUGAGGUGGACAGCUUCAUUCUGGAGAAGUGUGAGACCAGAAGAAUGGUCUGGUCUACAUACUCUGCCUCUGUGGUAACUCCUUACUGCAACGUUACCCGCCUGGUGGAGGGCAAUGAGUACAUCUUCAGAGUGAGAGCUGAGAACAAGAUGGGUACAGGACCAGCCAUAGAGAGCAAGCCUGUCACGGUCAAGACCCAGUUCAACAAACCUGGACCUCCCGAGGCCCCUGAGGUCUCAAAGGUUGGCAAAGAGGAGAUGACUGUUGUCUGGGCUCCCCCAGAGAACGAUGGAGGAAAGUCGAUCACCGGGUACAUCCUGGAGAGGAAGGAGAAGAGAGCUGUGCGCUGGGUUCCCUGCACCAAGAGUACAAUCACAGAGAGACGCAUGAAGGUGACCAACCUCAUCCCCAACCAUGAGUAUCAGUUCAGGGUCAGGGCUGAGAACGAGGUGGGCCUGGGAGAGCCCAGCAAGCCCUGCAGACCCGUGGCUGCCAAAGAUCCAAUCGAGCCCCCGGGCCCCCCUGCAUUCCUGAAGGUGGCCGACAGCACCAAGACCUCCAUCACUCUGAGCUGGUCCAGACCUGUGUACGAUGGUGGUGCUCCCAUCAUCAACUACAGCCUGGACCUGAGGUUGAAGACCGAUGCCGACCCAGAGAAUCCCUCUGUGGGCUGGAAGAGGAUCGACACCCACGGCCCACUGGUCCUCACAGAGUUCACCAUCGGACAGCUGGACGAGAAGCUGGAGUAUGACUUUAAGGUGUCUGCGCAGAACCAGAUGGGCUGGGGACGCCAUGCUUACCUGAGGGAAGCUGUCCCCAAAGAGAUCCUGGAGGCCCCAGAGAUCGACCUGGACGCCAGUCUAAGGAAGGGCUUGUCUGUCAGGGCCGGCUGUCCCAUCAGGCUGUUUGCUGUCACCAGAGGCCGACCUGCACCAAAGGUGACCUGGAAGCGCAUGGGUGUGGACAACGUGGCCCGCAGGGGUCACGUUGAUCAGGUGGACUCCAUGUCCUUCCUGGUCAUUCCUGAGAGCACCAGAGAGGAUUCUGGAAGAUACUCUCUGUCCCUCUCCAAUUCUUCUGGAGAGAAGGCUGUGUUCGUCCGUGUCAAAGUCCUUGAUACUCCUGGACCUGUUGGCGGUCUGGACGCUACUAAUGUCACCAAGACGACAGCUCAGCUAUCCUGGCUUCCUCCGGAGAAUGAUGGCGGCAGUCAGAUCCUCAAUUACAUUGUGGAGAAGCGUGAGGUGGACAGGAAGACCUGGAACAAGUGCAGCGAGGAUCUGAAGAAGACCAGCUUCAAGGUCACCAAUAUGAGCCCUGGCAUGGAUUACUACUUCAGAGUCAUGGCCUGCAACAAGUACGGCAUCGGACUCCCUCAGGAUUCCCCUAGGUCGUACCUGGCUGUGGACCCCAUCAGUGAACCCGACCCACCUAAGAAGAUGGAAGUGUUGGAAAUCACCAAGAACAGUGCCACGCUGGGCUGGCUGAAGCCCCUCCGAGACGGAGGAGCCAAGAUUAACGGCUAUGUGGUGGACUACCAGGAAGAUGGCUCUGCCGAGGGCAAGUGGACCCCAUACUCUGUGGUCAAAGACAUGACCAUUGUUGUGGUUGGGCUGAAGGAGGGAACCAAGUACAAGUUCAGGGUCGCUGCCAGGAACUCAGUGGGCGUCAGCCUGGCCCGAGAGGCGGAGGGCGUGUUUGAAGUCAAGGAGCAGCUCAUGGCCCCUAAGAUCAUCAUGCAGGACAUUGUGACAGUGAGGGCUGGAUCUAAGAUGGUGGUUGAAGCCAUCGUGGCUGGGAAACCGGCUCCAUUCUGCAAAUGGAAACAAGGGAGCGAGGACAUCCUGACCUCCGACCGCCUGUCAGUGGUGAAGACUCUGACCACCUGCACUUUGUCCAUCAAGAAUGUAACCAGGGCUGACAGUGGCUACUACAGCCUGUCUGCUGUAAACAGCACAUCCAGCAUCAACCAGAUCAUCAAAGUGGUGGUCAUGGACAUCCCUGGUCCGCCCGAAGGACCCCUGGAGGUCACAGAGCUGGACAUGGAUGCCUGCACCCUGCUCUGGAACCCUCCACAGGAGGACGGAGGCAGCAACAUUACCAACUACAUCAUUGAAAAGUGUGAUGUGAGCCAGGGAGACUGGCUCACCGCCUCCAUCGCCUGCACCAAAUGCAGUUUCCGUGUAGUCAAACUCACCCCUGGGAAAGAGUAUGCCUUCCGUGUUCGCGCUGAGAACCGCCUCGGCAUCUCCCAGCCCAUCUAUUCAGAGAAGACCAUCGCCAGAUAUCCUUUCGAUCCUCCAAGUGAGCCCAGAAGCUUCCAGGUCAAUAAGAUCAACAAGGAUUUUGUCAUUGUGUCCUGGGAGAAGCCCAGCAGCGACGGGGGCAGCCCCAUCACCGGCUACUGCAUCGAGAGGAAGGAGAGGAACAGCCUGCUCUGGGCCAAGGCCAAUGAAUCGGUGGUGAAAUCCACCCAGUAUACCUGCUUUGGCCUUAUCGAGGGCCUGGAGUACACCUUCAGAGUGUCUGCCAUCAACCAGGCUGGACAGGGCUUGCCCUGCAAACCAUCCGACUUCGUUACAGCCAGGACAGCCGUCGACCCACCAGGUAAACCAGAGCCCAUGGACGUCACCAAGACCACCGUCUCGUUGGUCUGGAGCCGUUCAAGAAACGACGGAGGCAGCAAGCUGAUUGGCUACUACGUGGAGUACUGCAAGAUGCCUGAGGAUAAGUGGACGCGCUGCAAUGCUAACUGCAUGAACAUCCAGACAGAGGACUACGUAGUGACUGGCCUGCAGGAGGGACAGCAGUACCUGUUCCGCAUCAUCGCCAAGACAGCCAUCAACAUCAGCCAACCCUCGGAGCUGUCCGACCCCAUCCCUGUGUUUGCAGAGAAUGUUACCCCCCGUGUAGAGCUAGGUGUCAACAUGAAAAACCUGAUCGUGGUGAAGGCUGGAGAUAACGUCUUCCUGGACGCUGAGGUAUUCGGUAAGCCUCUUCCCAAGGUGAGCUGGAAGAGAGAUGGGGCACCUCUUGUCCUGGCUGAAGGCAUGAAAACGAGUCAGAAGAAACAUGUCCAUCUGCUGGAGCUCUACUCCGUCGCCAGGAAGGAGUCUGGGGACUACACCAUCACUGCUGAGAAUAUCAAUGGCUCCAAGUAUGCCACAAUCAAGGUCAAGGUGUUAGACAAACCAGGUCCUCCCGCCUCGGUGAGGAUCGGGAAGGUGUUUUCUGACCACGUGCGGCUCCGCUGGGAGCCGCCCCUAGCCGACGGUGGUUCUGAGAUCACCAACUACAUCAUCGACAAGAGGGAGACCAGCAGGGCCAACUGGGCGCUGGUCAGCUCAAACAUCCACGGCCACUCCACCGACAGCAACGUGGAGAAACUUAUCGAGGGCCACGAGUAUGAGUUCCGAGUCAGUGCUGAGAACCAGUAUGGUGUGGGAGACACCGUCAUGGCCGGCCCCGUCAUGGUCAAGAACCCAUACGAUGUACCAGGUCCAUGUGAGCCCCCAAUCAUCACUAACAUCACCAAGGACUCCAUGACGGUCAGCUGGAAGGUCCCUGCCAUCGACGGCAAGGCCACCAUCCUGGGAUACAUGUUAGAGAAACGUGAGGCCACGGAGCUGACCUGGGCCAAGGUUAACCGCAGACCUGUAAUCGACCGGACCAUCAAGGCUGUCCAGCUGACCGAAGGGUCAGAGUACGAGUUCAGAGUCAUUGCCAUGAACAAAGCCGGCCUUGGAAAACCCAGUGAUGCCUCUAAUGCCGCCCUGGCUGUUGACCCUGUCUAUCCUCCUGGCCCCCCUGCCUUCCCCAAGGUGUUUGAUUCCACCAAGAGUUCCAUCAGUUUGACUUGGACCAAACCAGCUUACGAUGGGGGUUGUGAGAUCAUUGGAUACCUGGUAGAGUGCAAGCGUGCUGAGGCUGAGGACUGGACCAAGUGCAAUGUUCCCAAAAAGCUCCAGGCCACUAAGUUCCUGAUGACUGGCCUGUUGGACAGCACUGAGUACCAGUUCAGAGUGACAGCUGUUAACAAGAUUGGAUACAGCGAGCCCAGCGAGGUCCCAGGGAACCACAUGCCAAAGGACAUCCUCAUCGCUCCAGAGGCUGAACUGGACGCUGACCUGCGUAAAGCCUUGGUCCUGAGAGCGGGCGUCACCAUGAGGCUCUAUGUUCCCCUGAGAGGACGACCCGCCCCAAAGGUCACCUGGACCAAGGUUGGUGCCAAUCUGAAGGACAGGCAGGGGGUUCUCAUCAAGACCUCUGAGUGGGACACGCUGCUGAUGAUUGAAGACGUCACCAGAUAUGACGCCGGGAAGUACGUCUUGUCCCUGGAAAACAGCAGCGGCUCAAAGAGCUACACUAUCAUCGUCAAGGUCCUCGCAACUCCUGGACCUCCAGCCAACCUGGUUGUCAAGGAGACAUCUAAAAGCCAUGCCUUCAUCACCUGGGAACCCCCUCUGAUCGAUGGUGGAAGCCCAGUGAAGAGCUACAUUGUGGAAAAGCGUUUGGCAGAGAGAAAGGCGUGGACCUGUGUUGCUACAGAAUGUCCAAAGACCUCGUUCAGGAUCACUAACCUGGAAGGGGGGCAGGCCUACUGCUUCAGGGUUCUAGCGGAGAAUGUCUACGGCAUCGGAGAGGGCUGUGAGACGGCCGGCUCUGUCAGAGCCUCAGAACAACCUGGCCCGGUAUCAGAAUUCAAGCCUCAGAAGCUUACCAAAGACUGUGUGACCCUGGGCUGGAAGAGGCCCAUCAGCGAUGGAGGUAGCCACAUAACCUCCUACAUCUUGGAGCAGAGUGAGGGGGAGGAGAAGUGGAAACUGCUGGAGCAGGGGAAGAACAUGAGCCACACCCUGGGCGAGCUGACGGAGGGUAAGGAGUACUCCUUUAGAGUCAAGGCUCUCAAUGAAUCUGGAGAAGGACCCCCCAUUGAGCUGACCAUUGUGGCCAAAGACCAGAUUGUUCCACCCAGCUUCGACUUGAGUGGUCUGCAUGAUCUGACCUACGUGGCCAAGGAGGGCAGCACAGUGCGCAUCAACAUCCCUCUGAUGGGCAUCCCGUAUCCUGCGGCAACCUGGAAAAAGGGAGAUGUUGGCCUGGGAGACACCGGCCGGAUGUGUGUGGAGGCGUCUCAGGGCCUCACUACCCUGCUCAUCAGAGACUGCCAGAGGGCCGAUGCCGACACCAUCAAAAUCACAGCCAGGAACUCAGCCGGCUCCAAGGACUGCCAGUUCAGCCUGAAGGUGGUGGGCCGGCCGGGGAUCUGCACGGGACCCAUCAAGUUUGACGAAAUCACGGCAGACGGAAUCAACCUGGAGUGGGGUCCGCCCACGGACGACGGGGGUGCAGAAGUGUCCAACUACAUCGUAGAGAAGAGGAGGACCACGGACAGCAAGUGGGCCACGGUGGCCUCUGCAACUCAGAAGAACACCAUUAGGGUGAUCAGGCUCCAUGAUGGGAUAGAGUACAUCUUCAGAGUGUUUGCAGAGAACAAAUAUGGAGUUGGGGAGUAUCUGAGAUCAGAUCCAGUCAUUGCCAUGCAUCCAUUCAAUGUUCCCGAAGCUCCUGCGCCUCCAGAGAUCGUCAGCAUCCGUCACGAGUCUGCCACCCUGAACUGGAAUGAUCCAAAAGACUCUGGGGGCUCCCCAAUAACUGGAUACCAUGUUGAGUUUAAAGAGAGGAACAGUUUGAUGUGGAAGAGGGCCAGCAAGACUCCUCUGAGGGUGAAGGAGUGCAGGGUCACCAGCCUCAUCGAGGGGCUGGAGUACGAGUUCCGGGUCAUGGCCAUGAACAUGGCUGGGCUGGGUAAAGCCAGCAGGGCCACUGAAGCUGUGGUUGCCCUGGAUCCUAUCGAUCCUCCGGGCAAGCCUGAUGUGAUCAACGUCACAAGGUGCUCUGUGACUCUGAUGUGGACAGCGCCCAAGUACGACGGCGGACACAAGUUGACGGGGUACAUGGUAGAGAAAUUAGAGGCCGGAACCAAGGCCUGGGCCAAGGCCAACCACGUCAACAUCCAGAGCUGUGCCUUCACUGUUACAGACCUAACAGAGGGAGCUCAGUACGAGUUCAGGAUCAGGGCUAGGAAUGCUGCUGGAGCCAUCAGCAAUGCCUCCGAACCCACAGAACUGCUCACCUGCAAGGAUGAAUAUGAACCUCCAUCAAUCACCAUCGACCCAGAGAUGAAAGAUAUUUCUGUGAGGGCUGGCGACACAAUUGUCAUCACUGCCUCGAAGAUCCUUGGUAAACCACCACCCACCGCUGUGUGGUCCAAGGCUGGUCGCGAGUUCAAGAACUCUGACAUUGUCAGCAUCACCAGCACCCCGACCUCCUCUACCAUGUCCAUCAAGUACGCAAGUAGGAAGAACACUGGAGAAUACACCAUCACCGCCAGCAACCCCUUCGGCAUCAAGGAAGACCACAUCAAGGUCAAAGUUCUUGACAUCCCCGGACCUCCAGGCCCAAUUAAGGCCAGCAACAUUUCAGCUGAGAAGUGUACCCUGACUUGGCUUCCCCCUGAUGAGGAUGGAGGAUCCUCCAUUAAAUGCUAUGUCCUCGAGAAGCGAGAGACUAGCCGCCUGCUGUGGACCAAGCUAGCCGAAGAUGUCAUGGAUUGCAGAUUUGUAGCAACCAAGCUGAUCAAGGGCAACGAGUACAUCUUCAGAGUGUCUGCUGUAAACCAGUAUGGAACUGGAGACUCUGUGCAGUCUGGCCCCAUCAAAAUGACUGACAGUUACCGUGCACCCGGUCCACCAUCGACGCCAGAGGUUGAUAACAUCACCCGAAACUCAGUCACCAUUUCUUGGAAGAGACCAAUCGUGGAUGGAGGAAGUGACAUCAGAGGUUAUUCUGUUGAAAGGAAGGAGAGGAAAGGAAUGCGCUGGGUGAGAGCAUCUAAGAGGACGGUCCCUGACUUGCGUUUCAAGGUGCAAGGUUUGAGUGAGGGAGUCGAGUACGAGUUCAGAGUGACUGCAGAGAACAAGGCUGGCUUCGGGGAACCCAGUGAGCCUUCUCACCCAGCUAUGACCAAGGAUAUCGUAUAUCCACCUGGUCCUCCAUCCAACCCAAGAAUCACAGACACAACCAGAACUACGGCCACAUUCAGCUGGGGUCGCCCUCAUUAUGACGGAGGUCUGAAUGUGGAUGGAUACAUAGUUGAGUACAAAAAGGAGGGACACGAUGACUGGGAAAAAGCAACACAGACGCUUCUUCGAAUCACAGGAUAUGUUAUCGGCAACCUUGAAAAGGGAGGAAAGUACCACUUCAGAGUCAGAGCUGAGAACACGGAGGGUGUCGGAGAACCUGCAGAAAUUGAGAAGGUGAUAGAUCUUAUCGAUCAGGAAUCCCUACCAGACUUUGAGCUUGAUGCUGAGCUGAGAAGAACCCUGGUGGUCAGGUGUCGGGCCUCCAUACGCCUGUUUGUUCCAAUCAAGGGACGUCCCAUACCGGAUGUGACCUGGAGUAAAGAUGACACCAACCUGAAGAUGCGAGCUCACAUUGACACAACAGAGUCCUUUACACUGCUUGUCAUUCCUGACUGCACCAGAUAUGAUGCUGGCAAAUAUAACCUCUGCCUGGAAAAUGUUGCUGGAAAGAAGACUGGCUUUAUAAACGUCAAGGUUCUGGACACACCUGGACCACCAAUCAACCUCCAACCCAGAGAGAUCACCAAGGGCAGCAUCACCUUACAAUGGGAAUUCCCAAUCAUCGAUGGUGGAUCUAAGAUUCACAACUACAUCAUUGAGAAGAGAGAGGCUACCAAGAAAGCCUACACAGUUCUAAGCACUAAAUGGCAGAAAUGUUCCUUCAAGAUCCCUGAUUUGGAAGAGGGUGCUUACUACUACUUCCGUGUGUCUGCUGAAAACGACCUUGGAGUGGGAGAGCCUGCUGAAACCCCCGAGCCCAUCCGGGUGUCUGAGGCCCCCUCGGCUCCUGAGGAUCUAUAUGUCACUGAUGUUUCUUCAGACAGUGCUAGCCUGUCCUGGGCCAAACCCCUGCAUGACGGUGGGACCUUGAUCACAGGAUACGUAAUUGAAGCCCAGAAGAAGGACACAGACCAAUGGGUCCAUGUGGCUGCCAUCAAGGCCCUGGACUACGUCGUCACAGAUCUGACUGAGGGCGCAGAAUAUAUCUUCCGCAUUAUGGCGGUUAAUGCAUCAGGCAGAAGCGAUCCUCGUGAAAGCAGGCCAGCCAUUAUUAAAGAACAGACAAGUGCACCAUCAUUUGACAUGCGUGGCGUCUACCAGAAGAUUGUGAUUGCUAAGGCUGGGGACAGAGUCAAGGUGGAGAUCCCAGUGCUUGGCAAACCUAGACCUGUGGUAUCCUGGAAGAAGGAAGACACAUCCUUGAAGGAGACACAGAGGAUCAACACAGAAACCACAACUACCUCCACAAUACUCAAUAUUAGUGAAAUCAAGAGGACAGAUGGAGGCCAGUAUUCCAUCACAGGAAAGAACCUAUUGGGCACCGUCACUGAAACCAUCACAGUCCUUGUUCAUGACAUUCCUGGGCCUCCCACUGGACCCAUCAAGAUAGAAGAGGUAUCAUGUGAUUAUGUUCUGCUGUCCUGGGAGGGACCAGAGAACGAUGGAGGGGUUCCCAUCAACAACUACAUUGUUGAGAUGAGGGAGACUAUCGGCACUUCCUGGAUGGAGCUGGCUGCUACAGUUAUUCGGACCACAUUCAAAGCAGCCCGCCUGACAACAGGAGUACAGUAUCAGUUCCGUGUCAAGGCCCAGAACAGAUAUGGUAUUGGACCUUCCAUUGUUUCUGAGUCGGUUGUUGCGGCGUAUCCAUUCAAUGUUCCGGGCCAACCUGGUACACCGUCUGUAACAUCUUUCAACAAGGACUCUAUGACUCUGAGCUGGAAUGAGCCUUCCUCAGAUGGAGGCAGCCCGAUCCUUGGCUACAACGUAGAGCGUAAGGAGAAGAACAGCAUUCUGUGGCAGAAGAUCAGCAAGGCAUUGGUUGUUGGAAAUAUCUUCAAAUCUACAGGUCUUGUCGAUGGUAUUGCAUAUGAAUACCGUGUCAUUGCUGAAAACAUGGCUGGCUUGAGCAUAGCUAGCAAGCCCUCGGAGACAAUGUAUGCCCUGGAUCCAGUAGACCCCCCAGGCAGACCUGUGGCUCUGAACAUCACCAGGCAUGAAGUGACUGUUUCAUGGACAAAACCGGAGGGAGACGGAGGAUUCUCCAUCACAGGAUACCAAGUAGAAAGAAGAGAGCUCCCCAAUGGACGCUGGCUUAAAGCUAAUUUCAACAACAUCCUGGAGACUACAUACACGGUCAGUGGUCUGACUGAAGAGACCACUUAUGAGUUCCGUGUGUGUGCCAGAAACUCUGCAGGAGCUGUGAGCACCCCAUCUCAGCCGUCAGACGAGAUCACAUGCAGAGAUGACAUUGAGGAACCAAAGCUUGAUGUUGACUCUUCCUACAGCAGCACAGUUGUGGUAAUGGCAGGAGAGUUGUUCAAAUUGGAGGCCAACGUGAGCGGUAGACCGAUCCCCUUAUUGGUAUGGUCCAAAGAUGGUAAAGAGCUUGAGGACACAGCUAAACUGGAAAUCAAGUCCUCUGACUUCCACACAACUCUGGUAGGCAAGGACUCCUUGAGAAGGGAUGGUGGAGUUUUUACUCUGACAGCAAGCAACCCAGGUGGCUUUGCCAAGUUUACAUUCAAUGUUAAGGUGCUUGACCGACCCGGACCGCCAGACUGUCUCACAGUGUCUGACAUCGCUGCUGAAAAGUGUGUUCUCAACUGGCUUCAUCCCCCUCAUGAUGGAGGUGCUAAGAUCGAGUACUUUAUCAUUCAGAAGCGCGAGACUAGUAGGCUUGCCUGGACCAAUGUGGCUACAGACCUUGAAGCCAAUAGAUUCAAGAUUACAAAGCUUCUGAAGGGCAAUGAGUAUGUAUUUAGGGUCAUGGCCGUAAACAAGUAUGGCGUUGGUGAGCCUGCAGAAACACAAGCUGUUAUUUGUGUCAACCCCUACGUUGCUGCUGACCAACCCCAACAGCCCGAAGUGACUACCAUCACCAAGGACUCAAUGGUGGUCUGCUGGGAGCGCCCCGAACAUGAUGGAGGUAGCAGCAUCAACACCUACAUUGUGGAGAGGAGAGAUAAGACUGGCUUACGCUGGGUGAAAUGCAACAAGAGGACAGUAUCAGACCUCAGAUUCAAGGUUUCCGGCCUUACACCCGGGCAUGAAUAUGAAUUCAGAAUUCUAGCUGAAAACAAUGCUGGUUUGAGCCAACCUAGUCAAUCAAGUCCAUUUUACAAAGCCAUCGACACCAUUUUCCAGCCAGGACCCCCUGGCAACCCCAGAGUGUUGGACACCACCAAGUCCUCUGUCACUGUUGCCUGGAACAAGCCUGUGUAUGAUGGUGGUUCAGAAAUCACUGGCUACAUUGUGGAGACUUGCCUUCCUGAGGAAGAUGAAUGGACUAUCCACACUCCAAAGAAAGGGUGGACUGCCACCUCUUUUACGAUCACCAGCCUGAAGGAAAACCAGGAAUAUAAAAUCAACAUUUGUGCCACUAACAGUGAAGGUGUAGGAGAACCCACAACUGUGCCUGGUACUGCCAAAUCCGAGGACAGGCUGCUUCCUCCAGAGAUUGAGCUUGGAGCAGAGCUCCGUAAGGUGGUCUGCAUCAGGGCCUGCAGCACCCUCAGGUUGUUUGUCCCCAUCAAGGGAAGACCAGCGCCUGAAGUUAAAUGGUCCAGAGAGCAUGGGGAAUCCCUGGAUAAGGCCAUCAUUGAAAUUACUCCUUCCUUCACCACUCUCCAAGUGGAGACAGUGGACAGGUUUGAUGGAGGUAAAUAUAUGGUUACUGUUGAGAACGCCUCAGGAAGCAGGACCGCCUAUGUGAACGUCAGAGUGUUGGAUACUCCUGGAGCACCUCAGAAUCUAGUGUUUAAAGAGGUCACCAGAGAUUCGGUCUCCCUUGUAUGGGAUGCUCCCCUUAUUGAUGGUGGCUCCAGAAUUCGCAACUACAUUGUUGAGAAGAGAGAGUCAAACAGGAAGGCCUACUCAACAGUCUGUGCAAGCUGUCACAAAUCCAGCUGGAAAGUUGGAGAUCUGGAGGAAGGAAAACUUUACUUCUUUAGAAUUUUGGCUGAAAAUGAGUAUGGCGUCGGUCUCCCAGUAGAGACUAUGGAACCAGUUAAAGCAUCAGAGAAGCCUCUGCCACCAGGAAAGGUAUCCCUCCUGGAUGUCACAGGCACAAGCGUCACUCUUUCAUGGGAGAAACCUGAGCAUGAUGGAGGCAGUAGGAUAACAGGUUACAUUGUUGAGAUGCAGGGUAAAGGCAGUGACAAAUGGACCCAAGUUAUGGUCUCCAAGUCCAAUCAGACAGUUGUAUCUGGCUUGACUCAAGGAGAAGAGUACAUGUUCCGUAUCUCGUCAACCAACGAGAAGGGAAUGAGUGAUCCUCGUGCCCUCAGUAUGCCGGUUCUGGCUAAAGAUCUUGUCAUUUCCCCAACCUUCAAGCUGAUUUUCACCACAUUCAGUGUAAUGGCAGGAGAUGAUCUGAAGUUAGAUCUACCAUAUGCUGCUUGUCCAAAGGCUGCGGUAACUUGGCUCAAGGAUGGCGUUGCUCUUAAGGAAACAACUAGAGUCAACGCUGAAGCUUCUGAGAAGAAUCUCCACAUGAUCAUCAGGGAGGCCUGCAGAGAAGAUGUAGGAACAUACACGAUUAAAUUGAGCAACACAGCAGGAGAGGCUACUACAGACAUAAGUGUUGUUGUUCUUGAUAAGCCUGGUCCACCCACUGGCCCUAUCAAACUGGAUGAGAUCACUGCUGACAGUCUGGUCUUGUCCUGGAACCCACCAGAAUAUGACGGAGGGUGCUCCAUUAACAACUACGUUGUUGAAAAGAGAGACACAUCAACCACUAACUGGCAGAUUGUGUCUGCUACAGUUGCACGAACCAUCAUUAAAGCAGCUCGUCUUAAGACUGGAUCUGAGUACCAGUUUAGGAUCGCCGCCGAGAAUCGAUAUGGCAAAUCUUCAGUUCUGCUUUCAGAGACCAUCGUUGCUCAAUAUCCAUUUGAGGUUCCCAGUCAGCCACGGUCUGCGGAAGUCCAGUCGGCCACCAAGGAAAAUAUGGUGAUUGUGUGGGAGAAACCUAGCAGUGAUGGUGGAAGCAAGAUUUUGGGCUACCAUGUGGAGCUCAAGGAGAGGAAUAGCAUUCUCUGGGCAAAACAGAACAAACAGAUUAUCCUUGAGACCAGGGUCAAGGCUGCUGGCCUUGAGGAGGGAAUCGAAUAUGAGUUUAGAGUUUAUGCUGAGAAUAUUGUAGGCCUUAGCAAGGCAAGCAAAGUGACUGCGAUGCAAGUCGCCAGAGACCCAUGUGACAGCCCAGGCAAGCCAGAAGCUGUUAUUGUCACCAGAAACCAGGUGACUCUGAAAUGGACCAAGCCUGAGUAUGAUGGCGGUAGCAAGGUCACCGGGUAUGUGGUGGAGAAGAAGGAGGGAGCAGAUGGCCGAUGGAUGAAGGCCAGCUUUGCCAAUGUCAUUGAGACUCAGUUUGUUAUCACAGGCCUGGUUGAGGACCAGCUCUAUGAGUUUCGGGUUAUUGCCAGGAAUGCAGCUGGUGUCCAUAGCAAGCCUUCUGACAGCACUGGAAGUAUAACUGCAAAGGAUGAGGUGGAUCCCCCCCAGAUUGACCUGGAUUCCAAGUACUCCCAGAAUGUAAUGGUAAAUGCUGGAGAGACAUUCAGACUCGCGGCCGGAUUCUCUGGUAAACCAGUUCCCUCUGUCCACUGGAUGAAAGGCAAACAAGAGAUAGCUGAAGCUGCUCGCUUAGAGAUUAAGAACACUGACUUUACAGCCUGUUUGAUUGUCAAGGAGGCAAUCCGUGUUGAUGGUGGCCAAUACACAUUGCUGGUGAAGAAUGUUGGAGGAGAGAAAUCUGUGAACAUAAAUGUUAAGGUUCUAGAUAGACCAGGCCCUCCAGCAGGCCCUAUUUCCAUCUAUGGAGUCAGCAGUGAGAAGUGCUCCAUUGCCUGGAAGUCCCCCAUCCAGGAUGGUGGCAGUGAUGUCUCCCAUUACAUCGUUGAGCGGAGAGAGACAAGCAGAUUGGUCUGGACUGUAGUUGACCCUAAAGUUCAGACCCUGAACCUCAAGAUCACCAAGCUUCUUCCUGGUAAUGAAUACAUAUUCAGAGUGAUUCCAGUCAAUAAAUACGGAAUCGGCGAGCCUCUGGAAUCUGAGCCAAUGAUUGCCAGAAACCCAUUUGUCACCCCCGACCCACCAACAGAGGUGGAAGUGUCUACCAUAACCAAAGACUCCAUGGUGGUGACCUGGGAGAGACCAACUAAUGAUGGAGGCAAUGCCAUCCAAGGAUACAUAGUUGAGAAACGUGACAAGGAAGGUGUGAGAUGGACAAGAUGUAACAAGCGCACCGUAUGCGAGCUUCGCUUCAGAGUCACAGGCCUUCUGGAAAACCGCAGCUAUGAGUUCCGAGUUUCAACUGAGAACGCUGCAGGCAUCGGCACACCUAGUCCUGCAACAGUCUACUACAAAGCUUUAGAUCCCAUCUUUAAACCAGGCCCACCAAACAACCCCAAGGUGGUGGACUCAUCCAGAACAACCGUCUCUCUGACAUGGGGAAAACCCAUCUAUGAUGGCGGUUGUGAGAUUCAAGCCUACAUUGUUGAGGCCUGUAAUGGCACCGAUGAGUGGUUUAUGUGCACUCCUCCCACCGGAAUAAUCAACACCAAGUUCACAGUCACCAAACUGCUUGAGAAACACGAGUACCAGUUCAGAGUGUGCGCCAUCAACAAAUUUGGUAUCGGAGAGCAUGCCAAUGCCCCUGGAAAAAUACUCCUGGAGCAGAAACUGGAGGCUCCAGACCUCGACCUGGACACUGACAUGAGAAAGAUGAUCAACAUCAGGUCUGCCAGCACACUCCGGCUGUUUGUUCCUGUGAGGGGACGUCCUGCUCCCGAGGUGAAAUGGGGCAAAGCAGAGGGGGAGAUCAAGGAGACUGCCCAGAUUGACAAUACAGGCAGCUAUGCUUCUCUUGUUAUUGAGAAUGUUGACCGAUUUGACACUGGCAAGUACACACUCACGGCAGAGAAUCCUAGUGGAGUAAAGUCUGUCUUUAUUAGUGUAAGAGUCUUGGAUUCACCAAGCCCUCCAAAUAAUUUCACAAUUAAAGAAAUCACCAAAAAUUCUGUCACAUUGACUUGGGAGCCGCCACUCUUAGAUGGUGGCUCUAAAAUUAAACACUACAUUGUGGAGAAGCGGGAGAGUACCAGAAAAGUCUAUUCGCCCAUCACCACAUGCAACAGGAUGUCUUGGAAGAUUGAACCUCUUCCAGAGGGUGGAAUUUUCUUCUUCAGGGUCCUGGCUGAGAAUGAAUAUGGUAUUGGCCUCCCUGCUAAAACCACAGAACCAGUGAAGAUUUCAGAGAAGCCCCAGCCCCCAGGUAAAGUCAGUGUUGUUGAUGUGACUCGAAAGAGCGUGACACUGUCCUGGGAAAAACCUGAACAUGAUGGAGGCAGCAGGAUCAGCUACUACGAUGUGGAGUUGGCACCAAAGGAUAGCUAUGCAUGGACUGUGUGUGCGAGUGUGAAGGCCCUUGAAACCAUGGUAACCAACCUGCAAAAGGGUGAAGAGUAUCAAUUCAGAGUUACUGCUGUUAACGAAAAGGGAAGAAGUGAUUCAAGACAACUGGCUCAAACAGUUGUAGCCAAAGACCUUGUGAUUGAGCCUUCUCUGAGGCCUGUGUUGAGUUCCUACAGUGUCCAGGUAGGCUAUGAUUUGAAGGUGGAGGUGCCAAUGUCCGGCCAUCCCAAGCCAACUAUCACUUGGACGAAGGAUGGAGUUGGCCUGAAACAGACCACAAGAGUAAAUGUCACCGACUCUGCUAAUCACACCACCCUAACCAUCAAGGACGCCACAAAAGAGGAUGGAGGCAUGUACAGCAUUAACAUUGCCAAUGCAUUGGGAUCAAAGGAUGCCACCAUUGAGGUGAUAACACUGGAUAAGCCGGGUCCAGCCACAGGCCCUGUCAAGUUAGAAGACAUCAGUGCUGAGAGCAUCACUCUCAGCUGGGAGCCACCAACAUACACUGGUGGCUGCCAGAUCUCCAACUAUGUUGUUGAGAAAAAGGAUACAACCACUGUCAACUGGUUGGUGGUGUCUGCCACUGUUGCCAGAACAACACUCAAAGUGUCAAAUCUGAAGACGGGUGCUGAGUACCAAUUCCGAAUCUAUGCUGAGAACAGGUAUGGAAAGAGUUUUGCCAUUGACUCAGAGCCAGUUCUGGCCCAAUAUCCUUUCCAGGAGCCUGGUCCACCAGGAACACCAUUCGUGUCGUCAUACACUAGGGAUUAUAUGGUUGUUGAGUGGCAUAAACCUCCAUCCGAUGGAGGCAGUGCUAUCCUGGGCUACCACAUGGAGCGAAAAGAAAAGAACAGUAUCCUCUGGACUAAAGUCAACAAAUCUGUCAUCCAGGACUGCAGGUACAAAUCCACACCCUUGGAGGAGGGAAUUGAGUAUGAGUACCGGAUCUAUGCUGAAAAUAUUGUUGGAAUCGGAAAAUGCAGCAAAGUUUCAGAAGUGUGUGUUGCCCGUGAUCCAUGUGAUCCUCCUGGCUGCCCAGAAGCUAUUAUUGUCACCAGACAUUCAGUGAAGCUGAGGUGGAGCUCUCCCCAGUAUGACGGUGGAUGCCUUGUUACCGGGUAUGUUGUGGAGAAACGUGACCUGCCUGAGGGACGCUGGAUGAAGGCUAGUUUUGCAAACAUAAUUGACCAUGAAUUCACAGUCCUUGGUCUGACUGAGGACUGUAAAUAUGACUUCAGAAUCAUUGCAAGGAAUGCAGCUGGAGCUGUCAGCAAGCCCUCUGAGUGUACAGGCUCCAUCACCGCCAAGGACGAGGUGGAGACACCUAAAUAUGAAACCGAUGCCAUGUUCAAUCAGACUAUUGUUGUCAAUGCUGGGGAAUGCUUCAGUUUGGAGGCCAGUGUAGAAGGAAAACCUAUCCCCACUGCCCAGUGGUUCAAGGGAAAUAUUGAAGUGGAGAACUCAGCGAGAGCUGAGAUCAAGAACACAGACUUUAAGGCUAUGCUUCUUGUGAAGGAGGCCAUUAGAGUGGAUGGUGGUCAGUACACUCUGGUCCUGUCCAAUGUAGCUGGAACCAAGACUGUUCCAUUCAGUGUGAAAGUUCUGGACCGGCCCGGCCCAUCUGAGGGACCGCUCAGAAUUGGGAAUGUCACAGAGGAGAAGUGCUCUCUGUCUUGGCUACCACCCAGGCAUGAUGGCGGAGCAAGCAUCUCCCAUUACAUUAUUCAGAAGAGGGAGACAAGUCGCCUGGCAUGGACAGUUGUCUCCAGCGACUGUGGAGCUACGAUGUUCAAAGUCACUAAACUACUCAAGGGCAAUGAGUACAUCUUCAGAGUCAUGGCUGUCAACAAAUAUGGUGUCGGUGAACCCCUAGAGUCUACACCCGUCAUCAUGAGGAAUCCAUUUGUUCCUCCUGGUGCACCUCAAGAGCUGGAGAUCACCAAUAUCACCAGGGACUCCAUGACUGUCUGUUGGAGCCGCCCUGAGGCCACUGGAGGAAGUGACAUUGCCGGCUAUAUCGUGGAAAAGAGAGACAGAGCCGGAGUGAGGUGGACUAAGUGUAACAAACGCAGAGUAACAGAUUUGCGUUUCAGAGUGACUGGCCUAACAGAAGACCAUGAGUAUGAGUUCAGGUUGUCUGCUGAGAAUGCGGCCGGAGUGGGUCAACCUAGCCCAGCUACCGACUACUUAAAGGCCUGUGAUCCUACAUUUGAACCAGGCUGCCCUACUAAUGUCCAGGUUCUUGACACCACCAAGAACACUGUUAGUUUGGCCUGGCACAGGCCCAUAUAUGAUGGUGGCUGUGAUAUCCAAGGCUAUGCUGUAGAAAUAAGCAAGGCGGAUGAGGAGGAAUGGACCAUCUGCACCCCUCCUUCUGGAGUCAUUGCUACCAAGUUCACUAUUACAAAACUCAUUGAGCAUCAGGAAUACAAGGUACGCAUUUGUGCUAUUAAUAAGCUUGGGGUGGGUGAACCUGUGGAGCUCCAAGGAGUUGUAAAACCCAUGGAUAAGAUGAAUCCUCCAGAGAUGAUUCUGGAUUCAGAGCUCAGAAAGGGGGUUGUUGUCCGUGCAGGGGGCUCCAUGAGAAUCCAUGUCCCAUUCAAUGGACGUCCUAUUCCAGACAUCAGCUGGGCUAAGGAGGAAGGAGACCUCCCAGUUAAGGUCCAGAUUGAGAAUGGUGCUGAUUACACACAGCUCUCAGUAGAUAUCUGUGACAGGAAUGAUGCCGGUAAGUAUAUUCUCAACCUAGAGAAUAGUGCAGGUACCAAGUCAGCCUUCGUCUCUGUCAAAGUACUGGAUACUCCUGGAUCUCCUCUGAACCUCAUGGUUAAAGACAUCAAGAGGGACUGUGUCACUCUAAUGUGGGAACCACCUCUUAUUGAUGGUGGUUCCAGAAUCAAUAACUAUUUGGUUGACAAGCGUGAAUCAACUAGAAAGGCCUAUUCUAAUGUUGACAACAAAUGUACGAAGACAAGCUACCGCAUCACCGGCCUCAGUGAAGGUGCUAUUUACUACUUUAGAGUCAUGGCGGAGAAUGAGUUUGGGGUAGGCGUGCCCAUCGAAACGCAAGACUCAGUAAAAACUUCUGAACCCCCACUGUCUGUGGGUAAGAUCACUCUCACUGAAGUGGCAAAGACCAGCGCCUCUCUCUCCUGGGAGAAACCUGACCACGAUGGAGGCAGCAGAAUCAUUGGAUAUUACAUUGAGAUGCAGCCCCAUGGCUCAGAAGAGUGGGUAGUGGCCACGACAACAAAGACUUGUGAUGGCACAGUCGCAGGCCUCAGCACUGGGAAGGAGUACCUCUUGAGAGUUUCAGCCUUCAAUGAGAAGGGCAAGAGUGAUCCACGAGCUCUAGCUGCACCAGUUACAGCUAACGACUUGACUAUUCAGCCAAGCUUCAGGAUGGCCUUUAACACAUUCAGUGUUCAGACUGGGGAGGAUCUGAAAAUUGAAAUUCAAGUGCUUGGACGGCCUGUUCCUAAAGUUGAAUGGAAGAAGGAUGGACAGGCCAUCAAGGAGACAACAAGACUGAAUGUGUUUAGUACAACAUCAUCUACCACUCUGCAUAUAAAGGAUGCCAACAAGGAGGACUGUGGUAAAUACACUCUGACAGCUACCAGUGCUGGAACAGUGACAGAGGAUAUUACAGUUGUGAUUCUGGAUAAGCCUGGCCCACCAACAGGACCGUUGAAGAUCGAAGAGGUCAGCUCAAACUAUGUCAAUCUUUCCUGGGAGCGCCCACAAUACACUGGAGGCUGCCAGAUCAACAACUACAUUGUGGAGAAGAGAGACACCACCACUACAACCUGGCAGAUUGUGUCCGCUACUAUUGCUAGAACCACAAUAAAAGUCAGCAACCUCAGGACUUGCAUUGAAUACCAGUUCAGAGUGUCUGCUGAGAACAGAUAUGGAAAGAGUUCCUCCAUCCUGUCAGCUGCCGUUGUUGCUCAGUAUCCAUUCAGCGAACCAGCUGCUCCAGGUGCACCUUUUAUCUCUGCUGCAACCAAGGACAACAUGAUUGUUGAAUGGAAGCCUUCCUCAAACAACGGAGGAAGCCCUGUCAUUGGCUAUCACCUGGAUAGGAAGGAAAAGAACAGCCUGCUAUGGAUCAGACUCAACAAGCUCCUCAUCCCUGAUGCCCGCUACAAGACCACAGAGCUGGAGGAAGGUAUUGAGUAUGAAUUCAGAGUCUAUGCUGAGAAUAUUGCUGGGCUCAGCCCCGCUAGCAAGGUCUCUCAGAGCACAGUAGCCAGAGAUCCCUGCGACCCACCGGGCCCCCCAGAGGCUAUCGUUAUCGCCAGGAACCAUGUGACCCUCCAGUGGACCAGGCCCCUGUAUGAUGGAGGCAGCGCCAUCACUGGCUACCUAGUGGAGAGAAAGAAGCAGCCAGACCCACGUUGGAUGAAGGCUAGCUUUACCAACAUCUUGGAAACUCAGUUCACAUAUCCCAACAUGACUGAGGACUGUAUCUAUGAGUUCAGAGUCAUUGCUAGGAAUGCUUCCGGUAUCUUGAGUGCUCCCUCUCAGAGCACAGGGGAAAUUACUGCAAAGGAUGAGAUUGAAGCUCCGGAUGCCAUCAUGGAUCCCAAAUUCAAGGAUCUUACCGUUGUUCAUGCCGGCGAGACAUUUGUUAUCGAUGCCGACUACACUGGCAAACCCUUCCUGAUAUCACCCUGGCUCAAGGAUGGAAAGGAAAUUGACAAUAUGACACGAAUGGAGGUCAUGAGCACUCUAACUCGCCAGUGUCUGACUGUAAAAUGCAUCCGAGUGGAUAGUGGCCAUUUUGUCCUCAAACUCAGCAACGUGGAGGAUCAAAUGCUUCCGGUUAACGUGAAGGUUCUAGAUAGGCCGGCUCCUGAUGGACCUCUUGGUAAGGGAGUCACGGCUGAGAAGUGCUACCUCCACUGGAGCCACCCAACACACGAUGGCGGAGCCAGCAUCUCCCACUAUGUCAUUGAGAAGAGGGAAACCAGCCGCUUGUCCUGGACCGUAGUGGAGCCCAAGAUCCAGGCCGUUAGCUACAAGAUCACUAAACUACUGCCUGGUAAUGAGUACAUCUUCAGAGUUACCGCUGUGAAUAAAUUUGGUGGUGGUGAGCCUUUGGAAUCGGAGCCUGUGAUUGCUCGUAAUCCCUUCACUACUCCAAGCGCUCCGUCCACACCUGAGGAAGGGUGCAUUACGAGGGACUCCAUUGUGCUGACCUGGGAAAGGCCUGACGAUAACGGGGGAGCAGAGAUUGAUGGAUAUGUGUUGGAGAAACGUGACAAGGAGGGUAUCAGAUGGACCAAGUGCAACAAGAAAAGGUUGACUGACAUGAGGUUCAGAUGCGCAGGCCUCAAUGAGGGACAUUCCUAUGAGUUUAGAGUCUCUGCUGAAAAUGCUGCUGGUGUAGGCAAGCCUAGUCAUCCCACUGAUUAUAUCAAGGCCUGCGAUGCCACGUACCCACCAGGUCCUCCCAACAACGCUAAGGUCACUGAUCACUCAAGCACCACAGUCUCUCUGUCCUGGUCCAGGCCCAUCUAUGAUGGCGGAGCACCUAUCAAGGGAUAUGUUGUGGAGAUGAAGGAGCUAACUGAUGAUGAAUGGAUUGUAUGCACACCACCCACCGGAGUCCAACCCACUCACUACACAGUCAAGAGACUGAAGGAAAAUGCAGAGUACAACUUCCGUGUAUGUGCUUUGAACAUCGAAGGAGUUGGAGAGCAUGUGGACCUGCCUGGGUCUGUGGUUGCUGCUGAGAAACUUGAGGCUCCUGAGAUUGAACUGGAUGCUGACCUGAGGAAGAUGGUCAACGUCAGAGCUAGCGCUACACUGCGUCUGUUUGUCCCAUCAAAGGAAAGCCUGAGCCCUGAGGUGAAAUGGUCUAAAGCUGACGGAACCCUAACGGAGCGUGCUCAGAUUGAAGUCACCACGUCCUACACAAUGCUGCUUAUUGACAAUGUGGACGAUUUUGAUACUGGCAAAUAUGUGCUGACCCUGGAAAACCUCAGUGGCUCCAAAUCGGCAUUCGUUAAUGUCAGAGUUCUUGACUCCCCAAGCACUCCUGUUAACCUGGAGGUGAAGGAUGUCAAGAGGGACUCGGUCUCCCUCUCCUGGGAACCUCCUCUCAUUGACGGUGGGGCCAAGAUCUCCCACUAUGUGGAGAAGAGAGAGCAGAAGAGAAUGGCUUUCACCAGUGUAAGCAACAACUGUGUCAGGAAACUCAUACAUGUUUCUGACCUUCAAGUUGGGGUGUACUAUUUCCGUGUGCUUGCCGUCAAUGAGCUAGGUGUGGGACUGCCUGCCUCCACAGAAGCUGUGAAGAUCUCUGAAAUACCACCCCCUGUGAAGAUCACAGUGGUUGAUGUGACACGUCACACUGUCAGUAUGUCCUGGGAGAAGCACAGACCAUGAUGGAUGGUAGCAAGAUCUCCACUACAUUGUGAGAUGCAGCCUACGGGAGAUGAUAAAUGGACUGUGUGUUGUGAGAUCAAAGCACUGGAAGCCACUAUCAAUGGUCUUACAACUCGGAGAAGAAUACUCCUUAGGGUUACUGCCGUGAAUGACAAGGCAAAAGUGAUGCCAAGCCACUUGCAAGCCCUGUUUCUGGUGAAGGAUAUCACUAUUGAGCCCAUCAUCACGAUGUUCAACAUCUACAGUGUGAGGUCUGGAGCUGAUCUGAAGAUUGAUGUGCCAUUCAGAGGCAGACCUGAUCCAGAGGUCUCCUGGAAGAAGGAUGGACACUCACUCAAGCAGACCACCAGGGUCAAUGUUCUCACAUCCAAAACUUUGUCUACGAUUGUGAUCAAGGACACAACUAAGGAGGAUGUCGGAAAGUAUGAGAUUGUCCUGACAAACACCAUCGGUACCAAAUCAGCUGAGAUUUCUGUAAUUAUCCUUGACAAACCGGGUCCUCCUAGCAACAUAAAGGUUGAUGACGUGAGUGCAGACUUUGUCUGUCUGUCAUGGAUGCCCCAGCUAGACGGUGGCUGCCAGAUCAACAACUAUGUGGUGGAAAAGAGAGACACCACCACAACUACAUGGCAGAUUGUCUCUGCCACAGUGGCCAGAACAUCGAUCAAAGUUCAGUCCGUCUUAAACCAGGGCACUGAGUACCAGUUCCGCAUUGCAGCAGAAAAUCGCUAUGGCAAGAGCCAUGCCAUUGACUCUGCUCUUGUUGCUCAGUAUCCUUUCGAGCUCCCGGCCCCACCUACCAAUAUCCAUAUUGCCCAAGCCUUCCAGGUAUGGCAUGCUGGUGUUGUGGGCAGGCCUGCCAGUGAUUGGUGGAAGCCCUGUGAUGGAUAUCACGUUGAAUGUAAAGUUCAGAGCAGCAUCCUCUGGACGAAGGCCAACAGAGGCCUGCUUGCAGAGAACAGUUUAAGAUGUCAGGAAUUGAAGAAGUCUUCUGUAUCAGUUAGAGUCUCUGCUGAGAAUAUUGCCUGCAUUGGUCUAUGCACCAAAGCAAGUGAGCCUGUCGCUGCCAGGGACCAUGUGAUCCCCCACGCAAUCUCCAGGGUUACCAACAUAACUAGAACCUCGGUCUCCCUCCUCUGGGAAAGACCUGACAACGAUGGUGGAGCCAAGGUUGUUGGCUACAUUGUGGAGCGAAGAGAGCUUCCUGAUGGACGCUGGCUGAAGUGCAACUUUGCCAAUCUGCUGGACACUAUUUCGAUGUCCACAGGUCUCACAGAAGAUUUGCAGUAUGACUUCCAUGUCAUCGCUAAGAAUUCGGCUGAGCUGUUGAGCGCUCCCUCUGAGGCGACAGGGCCUAUCACCGUCAAGGAUGAUGUAGAUCCACCCGCUAUUACCUUAAAGGAGAAGUUGCGACAGUUGGUUGUUGUCAGGGCAGGAGAGAUAAUCAAGAUUGAUGCUGACAUCACAGGCCGUCCCCUCCCUGUUGUCUCCUGGUCCAAGGAUGGGAAGGAGAUUGAAGCGAAAGAGUGUGAAAUAACCUCCACCAACUUCAAAACCACCCUCAUAGUGAGAGAGAUUAUCAGGAAAGACUCAGGACAGUAUGUUCUGACCCUGCAGAAUGUAGCAGGGACCAGGGCUGUGGCUAUCAACUGUAAGGUCCUCGACAGACACCGGGCCUUCUUCUGGACACUGGUGGUGUCCGGCUUGACUGGAAAAUGCAACCUGGUGUGGGGGCCUCCACAAGAGAACGGAGGUGCUGAGAUCAUACACUAUAUCGUGGAGAAACGGGAAACUAGCCGCCUUGCUUUGACUCUGGUCCAUGGAGACAUGAGCACUACAUGCAAAGUUACGAAGCUGCAAGGAAAUGAGUACAUCUUCAGAGUCAGAGGUGUCAACAAGUAUGGAGAUGGUGAGGCCCUGGAGAGUGAGCCUACCAAGGCUAUGGAUCCCUUCACCAUCCCGUCUGCUCCAACUAACGUUCAGGUCACUGCCGUCACCAGCGAAGCCAUGACUAUCUGCUGGGAGAGGCCGGCCUCUGAUGGUGGCAACAGCAUCUCUGGCUACGUCAUCGAAAAACGGGAGAAGACGUCUUCGUUGGUGCGCGUAAACAAGAAGCCUGUCUAUGACCUCAGAGUGAAGGCUUCCAAGCUGCGUGAUGUGGAAUAUGAGUACAGAGUUUUUGCAGAGAAUGCUGCUGGUCUCAGUGCUUCCAGCACCCCCUGCCCACUCACCAAAGCUGAAGAUACACAGUUCCUGCCUUCCCCAGCUAAGCCCAAAAUCAUUGACUCUUCCAAGACCACUGUUACCCUGUCCUGGAACAAACCAUUGUUUGAUGGCGGAGCACCUGUGACUGGCUACAUGAUAGAAUACAGGAAAGCAUUUGAUGAUGAAUGGAUUAUUGGCGUUCAGAGCACUAAAAACACAGAGUCACCGUGUGGGGCUAACUGCUGGAACUGAAUAUGUGUUGUUGUAAAGUCUAUCAACAAGGUUGGAGUCAGUGAGCCUAGUCCUGAGUCAGACACACAGGUAGCCAAAGAGAGAGAGGAAGAGCCAGUCUUUGACAUCAGCAAUGAGAUGAGAAAGACUCUGAUUGUUAAGGACGGGAGCUCCUUUACAAUGAAAGUGCCUUUCAGAGGCAGAACUGUUCCCAAUGUGAGGACCAAGGCAGAUGUGGACUUGAGGGUCCGUGCAGUCAUCGACACUACAGACACUUAUACCUCAAUCACCCUGGAAAAGGCAACCCGCGAAGACUCUGGCAAGUACACCAUCACCUUGUCUAAGUUGUAGGAAACAACCACUCUGACACUUCACCUCAGAGUCCUUGACUCCCCUGGACCUGCUACUAACGUGGAGGUCAAGGACGUGACCAGGACCUCUGCUACGGUGACCUGGGAUACGGAGAAUGAGGGAGGUGGACCAGUGAAGAACUAUACCCUUGUGGUUCGAGAAGCCAGUAAAAAGGGCUGGACCAUGACCGACACCUGCCACAGACUAACUUACAAGGUCUCAGACCUACGAGGAAUGGUGUAUUACUUCAAAGUUACAGGGGAGAACGAGUACGGAACUGGUGUUUCUGCAAGCACCAAGGAGGGAAUCAAGAUUACAGAAAAAACCGAGCCCUCCACAAAGCUGGGUGUGCUGAAUGUGUCCAAGGAAAGCGUGUCUCUGAUCUGGGCUAAACCAGAGCAGGACGGAGGCAGCAGGGUUACCAGCUACCUGGUGGAAGCUCUGGAGAAGGGCCAGGAGAAAUGGGAAUGUGGUGUGACCAAGUUCAUCCACUUCACUGUGUCUGGUCUCAGAGAGAAUGCGGAGUUCUUCAGAGUCAGAGCGGAGAACCAUGCUGGCUUCAGUGAUUCAAAGGACAUGAUGACACCUGUGAUGGUCAAAGACCAAUCUGAAUCUCCUGAGCUCAUUAUGAAUGACUUUCCCACACAAACACAGUGUAGUCAACGCUAGGUCUACCCUAAAGGUGAGACACUUACCGGCAGACCACUUCCAAAGGUCAGCCUGUCGAAGAACAAUGUAAUCCUCAAGUCUACCAUGAGGUUCAACUCUGAGGUCACUCCUGACAGCAUCAAAAUCACCCUGAGGGAGUAUAUCGGGGACUCUGGACGCUAUGACAUCACAGUCAACUCCAGUGGAACUACAAAGACUUUCCUGAACAUUGUAGUUCUGGACCGCCCCAGUGCUCCAAUUGGACCAGUGAUAGUCUCAGAUGUCACAGAGGACAGUGUGGCCUGCAGUGGUCCCCCCCAGCCCUAUGAUGGCGGCAGCCCUAUUACCAACUAUGUCAUCCUGAAGCGAGAAACAACUGCUGCCAACUGGAUAGAGGUCUCCUCUGCAGGCCGCUGCACAAUGAAGAUCAUGAAGCUAACCACCGGUCUGGAGUAUCAAUUCAGAAUCAGAGCUGAGAACAGAUAUGGAAUCAGCGAGCACCUGGACUCAACGCCCGUCUCUGUCAACCUUCCCUACACCGUCCCUGAUGCUCCAUCCACUCCAGAAAUCACGGGAGUCACUAGAGAGACCAUCACUGUGGCCUGGAAGGAGCCCAAGUCUGAUGGUGGCAGCCAUGUGUUUGGUUACCACCUCCAGAUGAAGGACAGGAACAGCAUUCUGUGGCAAAACCGUCAACAAGACAGUAAUGUCGUGCAACACACUGCAAGGUUACCCAACAUCAAUGCAGGGCUGAUCUAUGAGUUCAAGGUCGCUGCACAGAACGCCGCAGGAGUCGGCCCCCUCAGCAAGAUCUCUGAUGCUGUGCUGGCCAUCGACGCAUGUGAGCCUCCCAUCAACUUACGCAUCAGCGACAUCACAAAACAAUCCAUCAGCCUGGCCUGGAAGAAACCAAACUAUGAUGGUGGCUCCAAGAUCACCGGUUACAUGAUAGAGAAGCGAGAGGACACGAACAAACGAUGGACCAAGGCCAACCUGACUAACAUAUCAGAUACACGUUACACUGUGACUGGUUUGACCCAGGACAGAACCUAUGAGUUCAGAGUGAUGGCCAAGAACGCAGUGGGCUCCAUCAGUAAUCCAUCCUCCAUUGCUGGACCCGUCGCCUGCGUUGACACCUAUGGUGCUCCAGAGAUUGAAGUGUUACAAGAGUACCUGAGCGAGGUGAGGUACAGUGCCGAGUCUUCUGUGGAGCUCAAGUUCAACAUCACUGCUAAACCCACUCCCACUAUAGAGUGGUCAAAGGAUGGCAGAGAGCUGAAGCCUAGUGCCCAGCUCUCCUUCAAGCACACUGCUGAGUCCACAAGUCUGUUCCUGAGAGACACCACUCGUCUCAACUCUGGUUCUUACGAAGUCAAGGUCAAGAACUCGCUUGGGUCAGCCUAUGCCACUGUUAGGCUGCUUAUUCAAGAUAAGCCUGGUCCUCCUUCUGGAGAGAUCCAGUUGAAGAAGGUGACAGCCGACAACAUCACCAUCAUGUGGGCCCCGCCCUCUGACGAGGGAGGCGCCAUGGUGACUCACUACAUCGUGGAGAAGCGGGAGACCAGCAGGAUCAUGUGGUCCAUCAUCUCAGAGAAGCUGGUGGACUGCAUCGUCAACGUGCCAAGACUCAUCAAGGACAACGAGUACAUCUUCAGGGUCAGAGGAGUCAACAAGUAUGGAGUCGGAGAUCCGCUUGAGUCUGAACCGGUCGUCGCCAGGAAUGCUUUUGUUGCUCCCAGCGAGCCAUCCAAACCUAAGGUGACGAUGAUUACCAAAUCCACCAUGACUGUUAUUUGGGAGAGGCCAGCAAUAGAUGGAGGCAGCGACAUCGAUGGCUACUAUCUGGAGAAGAGAGAGAAGAAGAGCUUGCAGUGGUUCAAGGUGGUGAAGGGCACCAUCAGAGACACCAGGCAGAAGGUGGGCAGCCUGGUGGAGAACCAUGAGUACCAGUACAGAGUAUGUGCUGUCAACAAGGCUGGGGCAGGAAACUACUCAGAGGACUCUGACCUCUACAAGGCCUACGACCCUAUCGACCUCCCUGGGGAGCCUUCCAAACUGAGGGUGGUGGACUCCACUAAGACCUCCAUCACUCUGGGCUGGGAGAAGCCUGUGUACGAUGGAGGCAGUGAGAUUACACACUAUGUUGUGGACCUGAUGAACACUGAAGAAAGAGAAUGGGUGACCAUCAGCUCCCAAGGAGAGGUCAGGACCUGUGAAUACGUUGUGUCCCACCUCAAACCUGGAACAUACUACUUCUUCCGCGUCGCUGCCGUUAACUGCAAGGGCAAAGGAGAAGACAUCAAGAUGUACUCACCUAUACAGGCCAAAGAUAUCCUGGAGGAGGCCGACAUGGAUCUAGAUGUUCCCAUGACAACCCAGUACAUCGCAAAGGCGGGUCGUGACGUGGAGGUGUUCAUCCCCCUGAAGGGACGCCCAUCCCCUAAUGUCACCUGGCGCCGUGAUGACCGCAACAUGGCUAGUGAUAACCGCUACACCAUCAACAGCUCUGAACGUGCGACCAGCCUCCUCAUCCCCAAGGUGACGCGUGACGACUGUGGCAAGUACCUGCUGGAGAUUGAAAACGGUGUUGGAGAACCCAAGAUCAUCUCCAUCUCACUCAAGGUCCUGGACAGUCCGUCCACUUGCCAGAAACUGAUAAUCAAGAACGUGACAAGAGGACGACUGAGCCUCAGCUGGGAGGCUCCUCUGAUCGACGGAGGCUCUCCUGUUACCAAUUACAUCGUUGAGAAAAAGGCAUCCACAAUGAAGGCCUACCAGGUGGUGUCUGCCGAGUGUGCCAACACCUCCUACAAGGUGACUGAUCUGGAGGAGGAUUUGGCCUAUUUCUUCAGAGUAUCAGCUGAAAACGAACAUGGCAUUGGGGACACCUGUGAGACAUCUGAGCCCGUUAGAGCGACAGAGACCCCCGGCGCUGUCAAAGACCUGGUCAUGUUGGAUUCCACUAAGGCCUCUGUCACUCUGCAGUGGACCAGGCCUGAUCAUGAUGGAGGCAGCCACAUCUCAGACUACAUCAUUGAGAAAAGAACUAAGGAGGACCCAAACUGGACUCUUGGUGCAAGCUGCAAGCGCUGCAGCUGUGAGGUGACUGGACUAAAGGAGAAUGCCAUCAUGGACUUUAGGGUAUUUGCCAAGAAUGAGAAGGGCAACAGUGAUUUUUCCCAGAUUAGCUCCAUCACGGUCAUGGACUUCAUAAUCCCACCAGAAGCAAACCUUAUUGACUAUCCCAACGGAGACCUGGCGGUUCGUAUCGGCCAGAACAUCCACAUUGAGCUGCCCUUCAAAGGAAAACCUAGUCCUAUGAUCAGCUGGAUGAAGGACAAUGUGCCUCUGAAGGAGAGUGAGAACGUUCGCUUUAGGACCACAGACAACAAGACAUCUGUUACAGUCAGAGGAGCCAAAAAGGAGCACGCCGGCCAGUAUACACUGGUUCUAGAUAACAGAGCGCUGAAGAACUACUUUGACAUUAAUGUCAUCACUCUAGGAGCCCCCUCUGUGCCUCUUGGUCCCAUCCGUUUUGAUGAAAUCAAAGCCCAACACAUCAUCAUCUCCUGGGAUGAACCAAAGGAGAACGGGGGUGGUGAGAUCACCUGCUACAUUGUAGAAAAGCGAGAGACAUCCCAUGCCAACUGGAAGAUGGUAUGCUCCAGUGUGGUCAGGACAAGCUUCAAGAUCCCAAACCUGGUGAAGGGAACAGAGUACCAGUUAAGAGUCCGUGCUGAGAAUAAGUAUGGCGUCAGCGAGGCACUGAACUCCUCUAAUAUCAUUGCCCAACACCAGUACAAACCCCCGGGCGGUCCAGGUAAGCCUGUUGCCUACAAUGUCACCAGUGAUGGUAUGACCAUACAAUGGGAGGCCCCUGGCUUUGACGGAGGCUCUCCCAUCAUGGGCUACCAUGUUGAGAAGAAGGACAGGAACAGUCUUCUGUGGCAGAAGGUCAACUCCAGCAUCAUCUCCAACAGAGAAUACAGAAUCAUUGGCCUGAUUGAAGGUCUGGAGUACUCUUUCAGAAUUUAUGCUGAGAAUAACGCCGGCCUUAGCCCUGUUAGUGAACAGAGCAAGCACCGCCUGGCAAUCUCUCCUGUUGAUCCACCUGGAACUCCGAACUGCAUUGAUGUGACCAGAGACUCGGUGACACUGCAGUGGGACGUUCCCAAGAGAGAUGGAGGCAGUAAGAUCGUGGGCUACAGUAUAGAGCGACGUCAAGGCAGGGCCAAAUGGCUGCGCUGCAACUUCACUGACAUCAGUGAGACGCAGUUCACCGUCACCAGCCUUUCUGCUGGAGAUCGCUUUGAGUUCAGAGUGAUCGCCCGCAACGCUGUGGGCACAGUGAGCCCUCCUUCCAACUCCUCUGGAUACAUCAUGACCAAGGACGAGAGCAUCACUCCAGAAAUCGAGUGGUAUGCUCAUCAGGCUUCGACCCUGAGAGCCGGAGAGAACAUCAAACUGAGCUGCCGCAUCACCGGAAGGCCCAUUCCCCAGGUGACCUGGUACAAAGACGGCAAGGAGAUCGACAAGAGAACCAUGAUUGACAUGGAGAUCGCUACCAACAUUGGCUCCAGCAGUCUCUUUGUUCGUGACACAGACAGGAACCACCGUGGCAUCUACACUGUGGAGGCCAAGAACAGCUCAGGCGCCAAGAGAGCUGACGUGAAUGUCAGGGUUCAAGACACCCCAGGGCCCGUAGAGGGACCUAUUCGCUUCACCGGCAUAACUGCUGAGAAGUGCACAGUGUGGUGGAACCCACCAGAGAAUGACGGCUGUGCUGGCAUCACUCACUACGUGGUAGAGAAGAGGGAGACAUCCAGGAUCUCCUGGGCCACCGUAACAUCCAAGUGUGAGGCCUGCUCCUUCAACGCCGCCAACCUCAUCAAGGGCAAUGAGUACCAGUUCAGAAUCUCUGCUGUCAACAAGUAUGGUGUUGGCAAACCACUGGACUCUAAUCCAAUCGUUGCUCAAAUGCAAUACACCGUGCCUGAAGCUCCAGGUACCCCAGAUUCCACCCAUCUGACUGGAGACAGCAUCACGUUGUGCUGGACCAGGCCGAGGAGUGAUGGAGGAAAUGAGAUCAAACACUACACCCUGGAGAGAAGGGAGAAAAAGAGUCUGCGUUGGGUCAAGGUUUCCUCCAAGAGGCCCAUCACAGAGCUCAGACACAGAGUCACUAACCUUACCCAGGGCAACGAGUACGAGUUCCGUAUCAUGGCUGAGAAUGGAGCUGGGGUCGGGCCCACCAGCAGCACCUCCAGGCUCUUCAAAUGCAGAGAGCCGACCAGUGCUCCUAGUGCUCCAACUCUGGUCAAGGUGGUGGACUCCACCAAGUCCUCUGUCUCCCUCGAAUGGACCAAGCCAGUAUUUGAUGGUGGCUUGGAGAUCAUUGGGUACAACAUUGACAUGUGUAAGGCCAGUCUAGAAGAGUGGCACAGAGUCAACAACCAGAUCUGUAUCAACACCAGGUACACCACCAAGGGCUUGGUGGCUGGCGAACUCUACAAGUUCAGAGUUAGUGCUGUCAACGGAUCAGGACAGGGAGAGUCUGGGACCUCCAAUACCGUUCAGGCCCUGGAUCGACUCACUUCUCCUGAGAUCGACAUUGAUGCAAGCUUCAAGCAGACACACAUUGUGAAGAAUGGCCACUCUGUCACCCUUCACAUUGCUUUCCGGGGCAAACCAACUCCUCUGGCUACCUGGACUAAGGCGGGUGGAGAACUUCCUAUUAUGGCAGAUGUCAACACUACAGAGUCUUUCUCCACAAUGACCAUUGAAAGCUGUACCCGCUACGAAGCUGGCAAGUACACCCUGUCGCUGGAGAACAACGGUGGCUGCAAGUCGAUCACCUUCACUGUCAAGGUGCUUGACACCCCUGGGCCUCCAGGAGCUAUCACUUUCAAAGACGUUACCCGUGGAGCACUGACCAUGAUGUGGGAUGCCCCAAUCAAUGACGGAGGAGCCCGCGUCCAUCACUACAAGGUAGAGAAGCGUGAAGCCAGCCGUCUUGCUUGGCAGGAGGUUAGCUCUAAAAGCUCCCGCCAGAUGAUCCGAGUCACCGGAUUGGACAUUGGUUUACCAUAUCUCUUCAGAAUAAUCGCCGUAAACCAGUAUGGACAUGGAGAGCCUCACGAGAUGACAGAGCCCGUGGUGGCUACAGAGGAGCCAGCUCCACCCAAGAGGCUGGAUGUCGUUGACACCACCAGCUCCACAGCCUCCCUGGUGUGGCUGAAGCCUGAACACGACGGAGGCAGCCGCAUCAGAGGCUACAUAGUGGAGUUUAGAGUGAAAGGUAGCGACUGCUGGGUUCUAGCUGGUGAGACCAAAUCGCUUAAAAUGCUUGUGGAGGGUCUGACGGAGAACUCAGAGUAUGACUUUAGGGUCAAGGCCAAGAACAACACUGGAGUCAGCGAACCCCAGGGAACCUUUACCUCUGUGGUGAUCAAGGAACCUCGCAUUGAGCCCACGGCCGACCUCAGCAGCAUUACCAACCAACUCAUCACCUGCAAGACCUCCAACACCUUUACCCUCGACAUCCCCAUUAGUGGAAGGCCUGCUCCCAAGGUGACCUGGAAGCUGGAAGAAAUGAAGCUGAAGGAAACUGACAGAGUAUUCAUCAGAACAACCAAUGAAAGAACUACGCUGGUGGUCAAAGACAGCAAGAGGAGAGACAGUGGCAAGUACUACCUGAUCCUGGAGAAUGCUGCUGGAGUCAAGACCUUUACUGUGACCACAUUGGUGGUGGGCCGACCGAGUGCCCCCACUGGCCCAGUGGAGAUAUCUGGUGUGUCUUCAGAGUCCUGCAGCCUGUCCUGGUCCGAGCCUGCUGACGACGGUGGCACAGAGAUCACCAACUACAUCGUAGAGAAAAGGGAGUCAGGCCAUGCCUCUUGGCAGGUGGUAAACUCCAGUGUAAAGAGAACCACCAUUAAGGUGACUCACCUGACCAAGUACAUGGAGUACACCUUCAGGGUGUGUGCUGAAAACAAGUUUGGAGUCAGCAAAUCAAUUGAGUCUGCUGCAGUGGUAAUUGAACAUCCAUUCGUCUCUCCCAGUCCUCCUACUCGUCCAGACGUGGUAUCUGUAUCUGCUAGUGCCAUCAGCAUUAAAUGGGACCUGCCUUAUGCUGAUGGAGGCAGUGCUGUGACUGGCUACUGGAUUGAGAAGAAGGAGAGAAACACCAUUCUGUGGGUGAGAGAGAACAAGCUGCCUUGCCUGGAGUGCCAUUACAAGGUUUCCAACCUGAUCGAGGGCCUGGAAUACCAGUUCAGGGUGUAUGCCAUGAACAUUGCAGGACUCAGCAAAGCCAGCGAGGCAUCCAGACCUGUGAUUGCCCUCAACCCAGUUGAUCCUCCUGGUAAACCCGAAGUGACAGACAUUACCCGUUCCUCCGUCACCCUGGCCUGGACUGUGCCUUCCAACGAUGGAGGUAGUAAGAUUGUUGGCUACGUGGUGGAGAGGAAGGUCUACAGCACAGAUGAGUGGGACGACAACCGCUGGCUGAAAUGUAACUACACCACCAUCACCGAGACUUACUUCACCGUGGCCAGCCUUGGAGAAGGUGAGACCUUUGAGUACCGGGUCAUCGCCAAGAACGCUGCUGGAGUUCAUAGUGCUCCCUCCGAGACCACUGGACCCGUCACAUGCAAGGAUGAAUACUCUCCUCCCAAAGCUGAACUCGACAGCAAGCUGAUGGGCGAGACUGUCACUGUCCGAGCUGGAUCAGACCUUGUCCUAGACGGGGCUGUGGGAGGAAAGCCAGAACCUAAGGUGUUUUGGUCCAAGGGAGAGAAAGUUCUGGAGCUGGGAGAGAAAUACUCUCUAACCUACACCACCACUAGAGCCAUGGCUGUCAUCAAGAACUGUGACCGAUACGACACUGGCAGAUACAUCCUGACAGUCAAGAAUGCCAGUGGAAUCCGGACCGCUGCAGUUAACGUGAAAGUCCUCGACACCCCUGGAGCUCCAGCUGAUAAGAUAGUGAUCAGCCGUGUCACUGAGGAAAAGUGCUCGGUGUCCUGGAAGAUUCCUCUGGAGGACGGGGGAGACUUGGUAACACACUACAUUGUGGAGCGAAGAGAGACCAGCCGCCUCAACUGGGUCAUCAUGGAGACGGAGUGCAAGACACUGUCCUGCGUCAGCAGCAAACUCAUCAAGAACAACGAGUACGUCUUCAGAGUCAGAGGAGUCAAUAAGUAUGGAGCUGGAGUCCCUCAGGAGUCUGAGCCAGUCGUCGCCAGGAAUGCCUACACCAUCCCAACGCCACCAGGUACCCCUGAGACCACGGCGGUGGGCAAAGAGCAUGUCAUCAUUGAAUGGAUGAAGCCGGAGAGCGAUGGAGGCAGCGAGAUCAAGACCUACAUGGUGGACAAACGAGAGAAGAGCAGCACCAGAUGGACACGCGUCAAUAAGACCUUCACCAUCUAUGACACUCGCCUGAAGAUCACAGGCCUGUUGGAGGGUAGUGACUACCAGUUUAGAGUGACGGCGAUCAACACAGCCGGCAGCAGUCAGCCAAGCGACGCCUCUCCUUACAUCCUCUGCAAGGACCCCACUUAUACCCCGGCACCCCCCUCAGUUCCUCGCAUCACUGACACCACCAAGCACAGUGUUAGUCUGAUCUGGACGCGACCCAUGUACGACGGUGGCUCAGAUGUCACUGGCUACGUGGUGGAGAUCCUGGAGGAGGACUCUGAGCAGUGGUACCGUGCCACUGCCAAACCUAUCAAGACCAAUAAGUAUGUCGCUGCCGGUCUGGCAUCCAAUAAGAAAUACUGCUUCAGGGUUGCGGGCACCAACAGCAACGGCACUGGAGAGUUCAGUGAGCCCUGCGUGCCCAUAGAACCCGUGGAGAGAGUUGACAUGCCAGACCUGGAGCUGGCUGAAGACCUGAAGAAAACAGUUUGUUUGCGUGCCGGGGGAACCCUUCGCCUCUUUGUGGCAGUAAGCGGCCGGCCGACCCCCGUGGUGACAUGGAGGAAGACCGGGGUGGAGCUCCAAAGCAGAGGCUUCAUUGAGACCACUGACAGUCACACAUGUCUGGUUGUUGAGAAGGUUGACCGCUAUGAUUCAGGGAAAUAUGUUGUGGAAGCUGAAAACCCCUCUGGAAAGAAGACCACCACCAUUCUGGUUAAAAUCUACGAUACCCCUGGGCCUCCAGGUUGUGUGAAUGUGAAGGACUACACCAAGGAGUCUGUGGUCAUCACCUGGGAUCCCCCAAGCAUUGAUGGUGGAGCUCAUGUCAGCAACUACAUUGUGGAGAAGCGUGAAGCCAACAUGAAGUCCUACAAGACAGUCACCACUGAGUGCAGGAAGACAUUGUUCAGGAUCUCUGGCCUGGAGGAAGGAAUCCACUAUUUCCUGAGAGUCCUACCAGAGAACAUCUAUGGCAUCGGUGAACCCUGCGAGACCUCAGAGGCUGUGCUGGUAUGUGAAGUUCCUUCUGUACCGAUGGACCUCCAGAUUGUGGAUGUGACAAAGUCCACCAUCUCACUACGCUGGGAGAAGCCUCUCCAUGAAGGAGGCAGCAGGCUAACGGGCUACAUCAUCGAGGCCUGCAAGGUGGGAUCAGACAGAUGGAGCGCCGUUGCAACCGUUAAAUCUUCGGUUUCCCAGCACACGAUCCAGUCCCUGACCGAAAACGACCAGUACCUGUUCAGAAUAAGAGCCACCAACAGCAGAGGCAUGAGCGAGCCCAUGGACAUCAUCACCCCUGUCACCAUCCAGGAGAUCAAAGUAAUGCCCAUGAUCGACAUGACCAGCAUCCCUCAGAAGAUAGUCCAUGUGCACUGUGGAAAACCCAUCGACCUGAACAUGCCCAUCAAGGGACGUCCUCAGCCCAUCUGCACCUGGUUCUUUGGAGGCGUGAAGAUGAAGGAUAGCCUGGAACGCAUUAAAAUCGACAGCAACGGCAAAUACACUCGUCUUGUGGUGCGUGAGACAACAAUUAAUGAUACCGGAAACUACUCCCUGGAGGUGAAGAACAGCGUCGGAACAGUUAGAGAGGUCAUGAAGGUCAUCAUCCUUGACAAACCUGGUCUCCCAAUGGGUCCAGUUCGUAUUGAUGAGGUUGAUGGGUUGUCUGUGACGAUGAGCUGGGAUCCUCCAGAGAAAGAUGGUGGAGCUAAUGUCAGCGGUUAUGUGGUUGAGCAGCGUGAAGCCCACCGACCUGGCUGGAGCACGGUGUCAGAGUCUGUGACCAGACCCUGCUUUAAGUUCACCAGACUCACUGAAGGCACUGAAUACGUCUUCCGUGUCGCUGCCAUGAAUCGCUUUGGUUUUGGAGGCUUCCUUCAGUCAGAGGUGGUGGAGUGCAAGAGCGCCAAGACUAUCCCUGGACCCCCCAGCAGACCAGAGGUGGUUGAUGUGACCCGCGAGGGCAUGACUUUGACAUGGCAGGCACCAGAGGACAAUGGUGGCUCCACCAUUGCCGGCUACAUAAUUGAGCGUAAGCAGGCUGGUUCCGACAGAUGGAUGCCAAUAAGCAAGAACCCUGUCACCAUGACUCGGUUCCGCUCCUCUGGGCUGAUCGAGGGUCUCGAAUACGAACACAGAAUCACCGCCAUCAACUCGAGAGGAGCUGGCAAACACAGCGAGACCUCAGUCAUCACGGUGGCCAUGGAUCCAAUUGAGCCUCCAAGCGCUCCUCUCCAUCCCAGAGUCACAGACACUACCAGGACCUCUGUGUCUUUGGCCUGGCUUCGUCCUGAGGAGGAGGGUGGCUCUGUGGUGACCGGCUACUUGAUCGAGAUGCAGAAGGUAGACCAGGUGGAAUGGACAAAGUGCAACACCACUCCAAUAAAGAUGUGUGAAUACACCCUGACACACAUGCCCCAGGGAGCAGAGUACAAGUUCCGAGUCAUGGCCUGCAAUGCUGGCGGCCAUGGCGAACCGGCCGAGCUGCCAGGUGUGGUGAAGGUCCAGGAGAUGCUUGACUACCCGGACUAUGAGCUGGAUCCUAAAUAUGAGGAGGGAUAUGUGGUGAGGCAGGGCGGAGUGGUUUGCCUAUCUGUGCCCAUCAAGGGUAAACCUCUUCCUAUAUGCAAGUGGACCAAGGAUGGCCGUGACAUUUCCCACAGAGCCAUGAUCGCCACCCAUGAUGAUGUCACCGAACUAGUCAUCAAGGAUGCCCACAAAGAUGACACCGGAACCUAUGACUUGGUGCUGGAAAACAAAUGUGGCAAAAAGGCUGUCUACAUUAAGGUGAAGGUAAUUGGGCGCCCAGAUGUGCCAGAAGGUCCUCUGGAGUUUGAUGACAUCCAGGCACGCUCGGUCCGAGUCAGCUGGAGGCCUCCUUCAGACGAUGGGGGCUCGGACAUCCUGGGCUAUCUUGUGGAGAGAAGAGAGGUUCCAAAGGCUGCCUGGUGUACAGUAGAUUCCAGAGUUACCGAGACCUCGCUGGUGGUGAAAGGACUGAAGGAGAAUGUGGAGUAUCACUUCAAGAUCUCCGCUGAGAAUCAAUUUGGGGUUAGCAGAUCCCUCAAGUCUGAGGAUGCUGUCACGCCAAAAACACCUCUGUGCCCACCGGAACCCCCCAGCAACCCAGCAGAAAUCAUGGAUGUGACCAAGACCUCAGUCUCUCUGUCCUGGGCCCGUCCCAGGGAUGAUGGAGGCUCCAGGGUUACUGGCUAUUAUGUGGAGAGGAGGGAAGUGUCCACAGAGAAGUGGGUCCGCCACAACAGAACACACAUCACCACCACCAUGUACAAUGUGACCGGCCUCAUUCCUGAUGCAGAGUACAUGUUCAGAGUCAUAGCUCAGAAUGAGAUUGGCCAGGGUGAACCUGGACCUCCCUCAGAGUCUGUAAUCUGCAAAGAUCCAUUCGACAAACCUAGCCAGCCAGGAGAGAUUGACAUCAUCUCUGUCACCAAGGACUGCAUCACAAUCCACUGGUUGAGACCUGAAACUGAUGGUGGAAAGGAGAUUCUGGGCUACUGGAUCGACUUCAGACAGGCCGGAGAGAGUGCCUGGAAGAGGUGCACCAAGGAGCGCUCUAAGGACCGCCAGUUCACCAUGGGAGGUCUGAUUGAGGCCACUGAGUAUGAAUUCAGAGUGAUGGCUGAGAACGAGACUGGACUCAGCCGGCCCCGCAGAACACCAAUGGGCAUUAAGACCAAGCUGAGUGUUGGUGAGGCUCCAGCCCUGAAGGAGGAUGUCCAAGAUGUCACUACCAAGCUUGGAGAGUCUGGAACUCUAACCUGUGGCAUCAUUGGCAGACCACUGCCUGAGAUAAAAUGGUAUCGCUACGGCAAGGAGCUGAUUCAGAGCCGCAAGUACAAGGUGAGCUCUGAUGGUCGCAACCACUCCCUGAGCAUUAUGACGGACGAGCAGGAAGACGAAGGUGUGUACACCUGUAGGGCCGUCAACGACGCCGGAGAGGUUGAGACCAGCGGUAAACUACGACUCCAGGCAGCCCCUCAGUUCCACCCUGGUUUCCCCCUCAAAGAGAAGUACAAUGCUGGUUGUGGAACCAGCCUGAGGCUGCAUGUGGUCUACAUCGGCCGGCCAAUCCCCCAGAUCAUGUGGUUCUAUGGCAAGAAGCCCCUGAACGCUUCAGAGAAUGUGAUAAUUGAGAACACUGAAAGCUACACCCACCUGGUGGUGCGGAAUGUCCAGAGGAAGAGCAAUGCUGGCCGCUACAAGGUGCAGCUCAGCAAUAUCUAUGGAACUGUCGACACUUCACUGCGGGUUGAAAUCCAGGACAAGCCAUGCAUACCUGAAGGCCCCAUAGUUGUUGAUGCCUUGCUUAAGAGCUCAGUCAUCAUCAGCUGGAAAGCUCCCAAGGACGAUGGAGGCUCAAUGAUCACCAACUACAUUGUGGAGAAGCGAGAGGCCAAGGAAGGGGAGCAGUGGAACCUGGUGUCCUCGUCUGUCUCUGGUACCACCUGCCGUGUUCCCAACCUGGUUGAGAGCGCUGGAUACUACUUCAGAGUGUCUGCUCAGAACCAGUACGGAGUCAGCGAGGCUCUGGAGAUCCCAUCCGUCCUCAUCAUUAAGAGUCCAUUCGAGAAGCCUGGAAUCCCCCAGCAGCCUUUUAUUGUCAGCUCCGACAAGAACUCAUGUGUUGUCUGCUGGAAGGCUCCAAGCAGCGACGGAGGAGCUAAGGUCUCGAACUACUACCUUGAGAAACGUGAGAAAAAGCAGAACAAAUGGAUGUCCGUAACCUCCAAGAAAAUCCAGGAGGCCAACUAUGAGGUCAGAGGACUGAUCGAGGGCUUUGAGUACGAGUUCCGCGUCAAAUGUGAGAAUAUUGGUGGAGAGAGUGAGUGGAGCGAGAUCUCUGCACCAAUCACCCCCAAGUCAGACCAAGCACCCUGUGCACCAAUCUUCAGGGAGGAGAUAAGGGACAUGACCGUCAAGUAUCACGCCAAUGCCACCUUUGUCACUAAGGUGGUUGGGCAUCCCAAGCCUAUGGUUAAAUGGUACCGUGGUGGAAAAGAGCUUCUGGCAGAUGGAACGAAGAUGAAGGUCCAGGAAUUCAAGGGAGGAUACUACCAGCUCGUCAUUCACACCGCUGAUGAGAGCGACGCUACAAUUUACCAGUUCAGAGCCACCAACACUGAAGGAUCCAUCUCCACCACAGUCAAUCUAGAUGUAGAAGUUCCAGCAAAGAUCCAUCUGCCGAAAGAGCUGCAGGGCAUGGGAGCAGUUCAUGCUGUCCGUGGUGACAUCGUUACCAUCAAGAUUCCCAUCACAGGCAAGCCUGAGCCAGCCAUCAUCUGGCAGAAGGGCCAGGAGAUUCUCUCCAACUCUCCUUACCACCAAGUCAUCACCACCAGGUCCUUCACAUCAUUGGUCUUCCAGAAGGGAGUCCAGGCCAAGGAUAAUGGUUACUACAUUAUCACAGCCAAGAAUAGGUUUGGAAGUGACAAGCAGACCAUUGAGAUGGCUAUAGCUGAUGUUCCAGAGGCCCCAAAGUGCAUCAAGGUCAGCGACAUCUCUCGUGACUCAAUCACUCUGACAUGGGAGCCGCCUUACAAUGAUGGAGGAAGCCCCAUCACCAACUACAUUGUAGAGAAGUGCCCCACCACUGCUGACCGCUGGAUCCGUGCCGGACAUACCAGUGACAGUAGCUUCACUAUAAUCAAUGUGUUUGGAAAGACUAAGUACCAGUUCCGUGUAAUGGCUGAGAAUCAGUUCGGCCUGAGUCCUCCAUCUGAUCCAACCGAGCCAAUUACCACAAAAGAGGACAAGUCAGUGACCAGAAACUAUGAUGAGGAGGUAGAUGAAACCAGAGAGAUCAUUGCAGGUGAGGCUCCAUUCUACAAGGUUAAGGAGCUGUCCUCUAAAUAUAUCAUCUCUGAAGAGCUGGCUCGCUGUCAAUUUGGAAUUGUUCAUCGAUGUGUUGAGAUUGCCACAAAAAAGACCUUCAUGGCAAAAUUCAUUAAGGUCAAAGGAAUGGACCGUGAAUUAGUCCUUAGAGAGGUUGAAGCCCUUAACAUUGCCAGGCACCAGAACAUCAUAUACUUACAUGAAUAUUUCGAGAGCAUGGAGGAGAUCAUCUUGAUCUAUGAAUUCAUUUCCGGAGUUGACAUCUUUGAGCGCCUUGGCACAGGAAACUUUGAGCUCACUGAGCAGGAGAUUGUCCGCUACUUGAGACAAGUCUGCACUGCACUCAAGUUCUUGCACAGCCAAAACUUUGGCCACUUGGAUAUUCGCCCUGACAACAUUGUGUACACCACAAGGAGAAGCACUGAGCUGAAGAUCAUUGAGAUGGGUCAGGCCAGGCUGCUUGUUCCAGGAGAGAACAUCAGAAUUCCGUUCUCUGCCCCAGAAUAUUGUGCUCCUGAGGUUCACCGCCAUGACCUCAUCUCAACAGCAACAGACAUGUGGUCCGUAGGUGUGAUGGCCUACGUUCUGCUCAGUGGCCUCAAUCCCUUCGCUGCAGAGUCCACUACUCAGAUGAUUGAAAACAUUUCCAGCUGUGAGUAUGUAUUUGAUAGUGAAGCCUUCAAGGACACCAGCCUACCGGCGAUGGACUUUGUAGACAGGCUUCUGAUCAAGGACAGAAAGCUGCGUAUGACAGCCACUGAGGCACUAGAGCACCCAUGGCUAAAGAUGAAGCUUGAAAAUGUCAGCACCAAGAACAUUAAGACACUGAGACAUAGGAGGUACUAUCAGACUCUGGUAAGGAGAACUGAGACCAUUGUCUCUUCUGCCAGAGUGGCCUUUGGUGGUGCCUUUAAGAACCAGAGAGCAUUAGCUGUGGGCAAAGUGAAGAUCGGAACAGAGCUCCACGGUUUGCGCGCAGGUCAAGUCAUGCAUGGAUCAGCUGAAGAGGGUGGAUACGUCCAAUUCACCUGUACUAUAGCCCAAUUCGACAAGAGCACUCAGGUGACAUGGUACUUUGGUAACCGCCAACUUCACUCCAGCUCCAAAUAUGAGAUUACCUACAGCAAUGGCUUGGCCAGCAUUUACGUGAAAGACAUUGAAGAAAGCGAUGACGGUGUGUACAAGUGCAAGGUGGUAAGCGACGAUGGAGAAGACCAUGCCUAUGGAGAGCUCUUUGUUGAGACGGUUAGAAGCAUCAAGGAGCACUACAUCAGCCGCUCUGUGAAGAGGCUGAGGAGGAAGGUUGACAAGUCCAUGCUGAUGCAAAGGCCACCAGAGUUCACUCUGCCUCUCUACAACCGCUUUGCUUAUAUUGGCGAAGAUGUGCGAUUUGGGGUCACCAUCACCGUACACCCUGAGCCUCAUGUGGCAUGGCUGAAGAAUGGACAGAGAAUCAAACCAGGAGAAAACGAUAGCAAAUACACCUUCACCAGUGACAAGGGUCUGUACCAGCUGAUGAUACAUAGCUUAAACAUGGAUGAUGAUGCUGAAUACACUGUGAUGGCCAAGAACAGGUUUGGGGAGGACAGCUGCAAGGCCCGCCUCACAGUAAGUCCUCACCCCGUGGUCGAGGAUACCAUGAGACCAAUGUUCAAGCGCCUUCUGGCUAACGUUGAGUGUGUGGAAGGAGACAGUGUCCACUUCGACCUUCGGGUUUCAGGAAUCCCCACUCCUACACUGACAUGGAUGAAGGACGACAAGCCUCUACAUUUGGGCCCCAAGGUGGCAGUGGUCCAGGAAGACAUUGAUUACCAUGUCCUUCAUGUCAGAGAGACUCUGCUUGAGGAUUCUGGCAUUUACAAGGUCACUGCAUCCAAUUCUGCUGGCUCUGCAAGCUGCCAUGCCAUCCUGAAGGUGGAUCGCCUUACAUAUACCAGAAGAGAGUACAAGAGUGAGGAAGAGAGACACAGAUAUAUUCAGAAACAGAUAGAGAAAACUAACAAAAUGGCUCUACAGAUCGCCGCUACAGAGGAAAUGGUUCCUCUUAACCCUACUGCCCAGGAGGCUCUCAAAUUUGCUGCAGAAAUUUACAAGCCCGCCGUGAGCACAAAGAAUGUGGAGGGAGAGUUUGACAUCACAGUAGAGAAGUCAGAGACGAAGAAACUGGAGGAAGAGAGGAGGAUCUUCAUGCCAUAUGAAAUCCCUGAGCCUGUGGUUCAUGGCCCUACAGCUCUUGAUGAGGAUAAAACAAUCAAAUUGUUUGUGCCUCUGUCUGACAUGAAAUGGUACAGAAAGCUCCGAGACCAAUAUGAGGUUCCUGAGAAGAUGGAGAGGAUUGUACAGAAGAGACAAAGACGCAUUCGUUUGUCCAGAUGGGAGCAGUUUUAUGUCAUGCCGCUCCCCAGAAUCACAGACCAAUACAGGCCACGGUGGCGUAUUCCUAAACUCACUUUGGAUGACCUUGAGACAGUAAGACCAAGCCGCCUAUCACCCUCACCUGAGUCUGAGACCUCUUUCAGAUCCAGGAGAAGAUCUCUGGGAGACCUGAACGACGAGGAAAUGAUGAUGGACGACUAUUUAUUAUCAAGGAGGAGAACCGAAGAGGAAAAGAUGAUGUUGGAGGAUGAGUUGGAGCUUGGUUUCUCCGCCUCUCGAUCCGGCAGUCCACACCGCUGUGAGCGUUGCGAUCCCGAACUGGAAGAGAGGAGGCAUCAGGAGGUCAUCAAACAAGAGCUUUUCGAGGUCUCUGAGACAAAGAAGAAGCGAACCGUUUCUCAGUUCAUGAGGAGGAGAAGGUCCCUGUCUCCUACAUACAUUGAACUCAUGCGCCCUGUUUCUGAGCUGCUGAGAAAACCACACACUCAGCCUGCGCUAGAAUUGGAAGGCGAAGCCGUAGAAAGGAGAUCUCCUACACCUGAGAGGACACGUCCCCGCUCCCCCAGCCCCAUCAGGUCAGCAGAGAGAUCCUCUCGUUCCUCCUCCAGAUUUGAGAGAUCUGCCCGAUUUGAUAUCAUGUCCCGUUACGAGGCCCGUAAGGCAACUCUGAAGUCGGAGAGGACAUACCAGGUGGUGAGUCAAACUCCAUUCAGCUUAGAUCACGCUCCCCGUGUCACUGUCAGGAUGCGUUCUCACCGUGUGCCAACUGGCCAGGAUACCAAGUUCACCCUAAACGUCCAAGCCAAGCCCUUUGCUGAGGUGAAAUGGUUCCACAGUGGGAUUGAAAUCUCUGAGAGCAGUGCAAAGUACAUCUUCACCAACAUGAGUGGUGUUCUGUCCAUCGCCAUCCUUGACUGCCAAGCUGAGGACAGCGGCACAUACCGUUGCGUCUGCUCCAACUCCAAGGGAGAGGCCUCCGACUACGGCACCCUGGAUGUGUCAGGUGGUGGUUAUACCACCUAUUCAUCUCGUCGUAAAGAUGAGGAAGCUCCUAAGCCAUAUGUUCCUGAAAUGACCAAAGUAGAGCAUUACCACAGCUCUCAAUUCAAGGCUGGCUACUCUGCUGAGACCCACUAUGAAGUAUUGGAGAGCAAGGCCAAGAUGCCGCAGACCACAGAGGUGGUGACACGUGACAGAUACGCAGCCUCAUCUGAACAAUUCUCCUCUGCUGAGCGCUACGACUCCUCCAUCAAGUAUGCCUCCGCCGAGUACCUGUCUUCUACCUCCUAUUCCUCUGCUUCUUCUGAAAAAUUCUUAUCAUCUGAGGCUAGAAUAAAAUCCUCUUCUGACACUGCUGUCGAAGAUGUUUCUGUGAGCUGCAAGCUGAAGCCAACACUUCCAGCUAGGAUUCUCACCAAGCCCCAAUCUGUGAAUGUGGCUGAGGGAGAGACAGCCUCUUUCUCUUGCGACAUUGAUGGAGAGCCAGCACCCAGUGUGACAUGGAUGCAUGAAAGCAGAUCCAUUGUGACUUCUUCCCGCAUCCAGGUCACGACCACUCAGUACAAGUCUAGCAUGGAGAUUACAUCUGCUAUGGCUUCUGAUGAGGGCAACUACUUGGUAGUAGUGGAAAACUCAGGAGGCAGACAGGAAGCUAAUUUUACCCUGACUAUUCGCAGACCUGCUCCCAAAGAGGAGAUCACAGCUGUCAAAUCACCAGAGCCUUCCGUCCAGUCCCCUACUCGCAGCCUCAAGUCCCCUACUCCCAGUGUCAGAUCCCCUGAAUCUUCUGCCCAAUCACCUGCUCCUUCUGUAACUUCUCCAGUUCCCAGUGUAAAAUCUCCAGAGCCACCAUUGGUUCAAUCACCAGCUCCAAGUGUUACAUCUCCAGAGCCCAGCAUUAGAUCCCCUGUUCCUAGUGUCAAAAGCCCUGAACCAGAGGGAAUUAAAUUUCCCAAGGGCGUCAAAUCACCAACUGAGUCACGAGUUAAGUCUUCAGAGCCAUCUGUGACUUCCCCAGCUUCCGGUAUCAAAUCCCCAUCUCCUAGCAUCAAGUCCCCAGAGCCUGAGGGAAUCAAAUCUCCCAAGGGCCUUAAAUCUCCUGAACCAACUGCCUCUCCUAUACGAGUCAAGUCGCCCCCACCAAUCAAAUCUCCAGACAGGGUCAAGUCUCCUGAACCUGAGGGAGUUAAAUCCCCACGUGGUUUAAAAUCACCAGAACCAGCCGGGAUUAAAACGCCUAGGGGGCUGAAGUCUCCAGAACCAGCAGGGAUCAAAACCUUAAGGGGGCUGAAAUCCCCAGAACCAUCUGGUCUCAAGUCACCAAGGGCCUUAAAAUCCCCUGAGCCUGAGGGACUCAAGUCUCCUCCCCGGAUGAAGUCCCCUCCCCCCACUAUGUCCCCCAAGAGGGUCCUGUCACCCCCCACUGUUAAAUCCCCGAGCCCCAAACCUCCCAAGGUGCUGAGCCAGCUCUGUGCGGAGGCCUUUGAGGGUUCAGUCAAGAUGUCCUGUGUCUGUGAGAGCAGCGUGAGGGAGGUGGUGUGGUGUUUCAAUGGCAGGCGGCUGUCCAAGAGCAGCCACUUUGAGAUGCAGUAUUCUGAGGGCUCUUGCUGCCUGCUGAUCCACAACCUGGAGGACUGUGACCAGGGAGAGUACACCUGUGAGAUGACAGCAGAAGGAGGCAUCUCCAAAUCCUCCUUCUCCCUCACUGGCCAAGUGUUCCAGUCUAUCCGUUCGAAGGUCACUGCUUGUCAUGAGCAACAGAUGGUGCUUAAAGGAUCUUUGAUGACAAGCGUUAAGGAAUCUUCCUCCAUGUCGAUGAAGAAAGAGGUCCACAUGAUGGAGGAGACCUCCUCGUCCUUCUCCUCCCAACAAGCCAUGAUGUCAUCCAUGAUGGAGUCCAGCUCCUUCAGCAGCAUGGCUGCUGAGAUGAAGUGUGAAACCAUGUCAAUGUCCAGCAUGUCCUCCAUGGCUUCUGAAAGCUACGCUGUGAGCUCAAGCAGCCUGAUGGAGAUGUCGUCUCAGAUGGAGGGAGCCUCCUUCAGGGCCAUCAGUUGUGCUCCGAGGAUCGAGGCCCUGCCUGAGGACAUCAGCAUCCAGCCAGGCAAGGUCCUGACCGUGGCCUGCGCCUUCUCUGGCGACGCUAAAAAUAUAGAGUGGUCCCGUGGCGGAAAAAACAUUGAGGUGACGGCUGGUGGUCGCUUUCACAUCGAUACCACUGAGGACCUGACCACCCUUAUCAUCACUGGAGUGAAGGAGGAGGACGCCGGUACAUACACCCUCCACCUCUCCAACGAGCUGGGAUCCGACUCAGCCACCGUCCACAUUAGCAUUCGUUCAAUGUAAAGGAGAACCGACUUACGUCCUUCACCCUCCCCAUCUCCCUUCUUUCACACUAUAAAGUUAUUAAUUGAGGAAAAAAAUAUAUUCUUACUUGAUAAAGACCGGUAUUUCUAUUGUAAAUAUGAACUAUUUUUAUACCAAACUUGACAUUAAUUUAUGCCAAACUAGACUAAAGUCUAAAGUUGUUAUAAACUGUGCCAUACUGGAUAAUUAUAACUUAUGAUUUUUGAACUACUUUUCUGUGUACAUAAUGUAUAUAGCCGAAUUUAACGGUUAUGAAAGAUGUAUGAAUUGUUAUUUAUGACAAUAUUAACUGAAACAAAAGCAACAAAAUGUUUUCAAAGGAGAAAGUUUUGAAUGAAACGAAUACCCAUGGAAACAAAGAAAUUAAAACACUGUGCCUCAACAAUAAGUUGAAGUCUUAAGAUUGCCUCAACAGGUAGAGAGGCUCCCUGUUGACGUUAUGAACCAGAUUCAGAGACAAAACUAUAAAUAUGCACACGCCUCUGCGUGUGAUAUUGCAGUAUCUAUGAACUGUAACAUGAGCAUAAGGCCCUGAGUGCUGUUUGCAUAUUACCCUCAUGCAAGCAGCAUGAACUGGUCUUGUGCUCAGACUGACCGUGUCAUACCACCAUUUGAAUGACAUGCCCAGAGUGCGAGCGGCCUGCACUUUCUGGGCAUAGUUUUAUUGUGUGCUCUGUCUCUGGCAAACAACCUCCAGCGAGACCUCGGAAAUACCAUCAUCUGGCUUAACAGAGGCUCCAUGCUGGAGCUUGUUUGCAGAGUCAGAGCUGGCUCUUGGAGGUCAACAGUGUGUUUGUGUGUUAGCUUUAGAAACUUCCCAGUAAACAGGGUCCACGGACCCCCACAGCCUAUUCACUGGCUAUACCUCCCCACAAGGAGAAAGGGGGAAGGGAUCACCCUUUGGUUUGAUUAAAUUAGAAUUGUAGCAUUAACUAUGUUUGUGACCUCCUUGAGUGAUAUUCAUUAUUGAUUUAAUAAAGCAUGAUUAUCAGCACUA